Podarcis lilfordi (Lilford's wall lizard) is the source of this 96895-nucleotide messenger RNA. The record is from the annotation of a GenBank genome assembly. NCBI's taxonomy places the organism in Eukaryota, Metazoa, Chordata, Lepidosauria, Squamata, Lacertidae.
AAUGGCGGCGGCGGCAGCGGCGGCGGCGGCGGCCGCCUCAGCAGCAGCGGCGGCGGCCGUGCCUGCAGGCGGCGGCGGCGGCGGCGUCCUAGGGGGCGCGCCCGGCUCGGGGGUCUCCUCCGCCGCCCCGUUGUCGGCGUCGCGGCGCAAGGACGGCGGCCCCUCGGGGAAGUUCUGGGAGAGCCCCGACACCGUCUCUCAGCUGGACGCCGCGCGGGCCUGGCUCGGCAAGCACUGCAAGAAGGUGAGGAGGCCCAGGACCAGGCCCCGGCGGAGCUGUGAGGCGGCGGCGGCGUCGCCUGAGGAGAAAGAGGCCUCGCCUUCUUCCCCUCAGGGGGCCCCGCCCGCCCCGCCGCCUCCCCUCCCUCUUUCUCCUCACGGGCCCCUUUCCUUCCCUCGGCGAGGGACGGAGGGAGGGAGGGAGGGCGGGGCCUCAGGGGGGAAGCCGCCCCUCCCCCUCCCCUCCCCGGCCCCGGACCCUCUGCCCGAGGGAGCCUCCCUCUCGCGGGGCUGGCGGAGAGGGGGGCAUGACAAAGGGAGGCGACUUGAGCGCCAAAAACAAAACAAAACCCCAAGAUGGGAGGUGAUGGAGGGGGGGGCUUGGAAGUGCUGCAGAAGUCAGCGGGGUUUACUCCCGAGUAAGGGUGUGCAGAAUAAGGAGGAGGGAAGCCGGGUGGGGACUCCAAGGGGGCCAGGUGUAGGUGAGGGAAUUAAGAGCAACUUGGUGGGCAACACUGGGGUGUGAGGGAUGGGCGUCCUCUCUGGAGGGUUGUUUCCUAUUAUAAAGAGUAUUUGAGGGGUGGAUCCACAGGACUUCAGCCAGCCGACUUCCUUUGGGACUGAUAGGGGAGCAUGUAAACACGCUUGUGCAGGUUGCAUUUUGCAAUAAACAGGUGCUGAAUUGUUGGCAGGCGGAAGGGUGACCCUUUCGGGUCAUGUGGUUUGUGUUUAUCUUGUGAAUGUAGAUGUUUACAUACAGAAUGAGUAUUGGAGGGGAGGAGGCUCAUUGGUUUGUUCUUGUUUUCAUUAUAUAUUCUGUAUUUUUUUAUCUUGUAUUCUUAUGCUGUGAACUGCCCUGAGACCUGUGCAUGAAGGGUGGCAUGCAAAUUCAAUAAAUGAAUAAACAGAAGGGGUGUGUGUGGCUUAAGAGAGAAAGGAACUGAAUGGAGUGUAAUCCUGGGAAUAGUUGGGGGCAGGGACCUAGGCUCCUUGUCUCCUGAGAAUGGUAGUUUAAAAGGGGAGUGGCUUGUGCAAAUUGGUUCAGACUUGGUCAGGGUGUCCUGUUACCUACCUGGGUUUAGGGGAAAGAGGAUCGCCUUUUCCAGUUGAAUGGGAGCUCUUGUGUGAAGGGAAGGGGGCGGGCUCUGUGCGGAAGAGGCAAGGUUUUUGCUUUCCCUGGGAAGAGCUAACAAAGGGCCAGCUGCCUCUUCACCCUGCAGUUGUGGGGCUUGUUAUGUUAAAGCUGUCCCUCCUUCAAAUAUCAGGUUGCUGUUAUUCUUUAUUUUCAGCCUUUCUGCAGGGGGGGGGGGCUAUAAGAGGUCAGAGGGAUAAUGCGUGAUGGAACAAAACGGGAGGAAGGAGGUUGUCCAUUUGUAAAGAAUCAUAGAAUCAUAGAGUUGGAAGAGACCACAAGGGCCAUCGAGUCCAACCCCCUGCCAAGCAGGUCCCUGGGGCACAUGCUCAGUGUGGUCUUUUGUCCUAAGAGGACUUCUGGGCCUAGAUGUGUGAGCUGACAGGGCUACCAGUUUCAUUUAAGUCUAGCUGAAGCUGUCUUUGCAUUAAUUUCUGAGGUGGUGGUGAAACCGUGAAGUGUGCCCAAGGUCCUCUGUGUGUGGCCAAGAAAUUACGUACCAUGUGGAACUUUAAAUAUGGGCUUGUUUCCCCUUUUUACGAGAUGUCUUGGCAUAGUAAAAGGUAUAACGUUCAUAGCAGCAUAUAAUCUCUGAGACAGUUAAAACAUUAUUAACAUAGCAGUAAAAAGCAUUAUUGAAGUCUCAGAGGUUAGCGAAUGAAACUGUUGGAAGUGUUCUUUAAAAGCAUGAAUGUAAUAGAUGAGGAAAUAAUUACUAUCAAUGCAGGAACCCAGGGCAUAUAUACAGAAUUAAAACUACAUUUACAUGUUUCCCUAGACCCAGAGAGAUGUGAUGGCUUUAUUAUUCCCUUUUUGAGGAUGGCGCUUGGGAGGAUGGUUGCCAUCCAGCUCCAUGCGUGGUUGGAAGAAUCAGAUUACCUGGACCCAUUUCAGUCUUGUUUCAGGCCUAAUUUUGCAAUGAAGAAGCCUUGGUUGAUGACCUGUGCUGGGAGAGGAUUGACCCUCUUGGUUUUUCAGUGGCUUUUGAUACUGUUCUCCAUGGUAUUCAUCUGGAGUGGCACUGCUGGUUGUGUGUUGAAGGCAGAGUGAUAUGGUGGUUCUGUUCUGUCUUAUCCGUAUGGCAGUUUCCAGAGAGUGGCAGUGGGGGACUGCUGUGUGAGCCCAUAGCAAGCCGGCUAUGUGGUUCUGGGGCUCCUUCCUGACCCCCCCCAUGCUUUUUAACAUCUGUAUGAGUGGUUAUCGGGGUAGGGUUGGAACAGAGUCUUUAGAAUGUGGUUGGCACCCAGCUCCUGUUUCUCCCUUAAUCAGUUAAGGCUGUAUAACUGCUUGAUCAUUGCUUUGACGUAGAAAUGCUUUGGUUGGGGGCCAGAAAACUGAAGUCAAACCCAACAAAACAGGUGGCUUUGUAGCUCUUAUGUCCAGGAAUUGGGUAAGAGGCCUGUUUUGCACAGAGUUGCAGUCCCCUUGAAGUGGCCAGGUGCAUACUUGGGAGUAGUCCCAGAUCUCUCUUUGUGUGGAAGCCAAAGUAGCAUCAGUGGUAUUUCUGAUAUCUGCUGGUUCACCAACUACGGCCAUUCCUGGUUCGGUAUAGCCUGGCUGCAGUAGUCCUCCCCCCCGGCUACAACUGGAACUGAUGCUGUAUAGAUUGAACAGGCAGUGCUCUGGAGAACUCUGCUGGAGUAACUGUGCUGUAACUGUGGUGUCCAACUUUGUCCAAAUCUGAGCCCCUUUAUCCCUAAAGGACAGCGCAACUUAGUUAGAGGAGGCUGGUAAAGAUGUCAAAACAGUGCUUUGUGGGCCAAAUGUCAAAAGGGCAUUCAUCACUCAGAAAAGCUCUGCUGAAUGGCUGUUUGCAAACACAGCAGUGACAGAGAAGCAAGCUUUCUUUGUUGCUGUCACUGCCACAUGGUUAGUGUAGUAGUUCAUUCUCACCCAUGUUCAUUUAGAGUUGAAGGUUGAUGCCACCUGUGCUCUUGCUGUCAGUUCUGCUGCUUCAGUGUACACAUGUCAUUAGAGUACCAAGACAGCCCCAUGGUUGACAUGGAUGCUGUGAAGUCCCAAGACAGCCACCCAGCUCCUGUCAUCAGAAAGAUGGCAGUCUCUUUCACCUUCCCUGUCUUCGACACUUAACUCCCCUGGUCCACCUCUAACAAAACACCAGGCAGCAGAUAACAUUCAAGCGAAUAACAGUGUUGUAAAGUAAAUAAUUAAUGCCAGGGGAUACCAGACUAGGAGAUGCUUGCAGUAUAAAAAUACCAGGCACAAAUCACACCCCAGCUUUUACCUGGGAUCAAAGAGGCACUCAGAAUCACUGAGAACUCCCAAGUGCUUUGCCUCUGAAGUGCUGCACAGUGUCAGGUGCGAUACACUUCCCCAUCUCUUGCCAAAGGGCUCAGGCAGCCUUGCCAAUAAGCCCACAGAAAUUACUAACCUGUAGUUUUAUUUUUUCUCAUAAAGUGGUUGGCAGAGGCUGAACUCUGAAGGAAAAAGGAGACUAGUAAGAGGGAAUUUCCCUUUGUUCCUAGCUCAGAAAUUCAGGGAGAUGCCAGAGAGAUUCAGUGAAGGUGGCACUUCGCUUGGCUUCCUUCAUGCCCAUGAUAGAAAUAAACACUUCUUUGUCUCCAGCAGAUGGCAGCCCAGUGCCCACUCACCUGUGUGUGAUUAUUCCACAUCACCUAUGAUAAUGCAAGACUAGAUAUGUGGGGAAGGUUAAGGCUUAGUGGGGACCAUAAGCAAUGUCUACCUAGACCAAACUUUCCAAUUCCUGUGAAAUACCAUUUCUUUUACACAUCCGUCAGUGCACAGGGUGGUUUACAGCAUAAGUGAAAAAACUGGGUUGCUGUGCAAAGGAAGUGACUGCUUUUAAAUUUGACAGUCGAGAUGGCAGAGGAAAGGGAUGUGAGAGAGGCAAUGGCAGUUCAGGAUACUGGUGAACAAAUGUCAAUACACAGACUUUGUUGCAAUUGGGUAUGAAGAUGGGGUGUCAAGCAAUGGCUCCACGGAAAGAGGAUCUUGAGGAUCACUUUAAUUUGUGAAAUGUUCAUACCAAUGUGCAUUUCUCUUACUGGUGCAAGCUCAGGCAUUUGAACAGUGGACAAAAAUGUGAACGUAAUCUGGGGUAGCAAAUGGUUAUCAGCUUUGUCCACUGUUAGAUGCUGUUUAUAAGAAAUCCAUGCAAUAUAAAAAGGGUGCCCUUAAUGCUUGAGAGAUGCCCAGAGUGACUGGGGAAACCCACUCAGAUGAGCAUGGUACAAAUAAUUUAUUAUUAUUAUUAGUAGUAGUAGUAGUAGUAGUGACCCUAGUAGUAGCAGCAGCAGCAGUAGUAGUAGUAUAGUGUUGAACACAGGAGUAGUACUGGCCUUGCCAGUGAUGGUUUGCAUUUAAUGUAUUGAAAACUAAUAGCAGCUUAAGUGAACUUGGCAAAUUUAAAUCUAAUGACAGCUCCUCUUUGACUGCCUAGCUACUAACUUGUGUUGCAGAAUAACUCUUAAAAGUCAGGAUUAAAAAGUCACCAACAUGGCAGAAAUGAACCUUGAAUUUGUGGCAUUAAAAUUGCUAUAGCUUGUGAGUGAUUUCCAGAUGAGUGAAAAGACAAAGAUUGAUUUGGAAAAUGUUUGCUUUUCAGUAUGUUCAAGCAGAUGCUCCUACCAAUAAAACACUGGCUGGGCUUGUGGUGCAGCUGCUGCAGUUUCAGGAAGAUGCCUUCGGAAAGCAUGUUGCCAAUCCUGCCUUUACAAAGUUCCCUGUGAGUAUUUAAAAUGCUCUUGUAAUGUUUCUUCAGCUGUUGUGUUUCCAUAUACUUCAAAGUAAAUAGGUCUACAGCUGCCUCCUGAAAAGCUGCCAACACUUAAGAGUGGGAGGCUGUACAGUGGUACCUCGGGUUACAUACGCUUCAGGUUACAGACUCUGCUAACCCAGAAAUACUACCUCGGGUUAAGAACUUUGCUUCAGGAUGAGAACAGAAAUCGUGCGGUGGCAGCAGGAGGCCCCAUUAGCUAAAGUGGUGCUUCAGGUUAAGAACAGUUUCAGGUUAAGAACGGACCUCCAGAACGAAUUAAGUACUUAACCUGAGGUACCACUGUAUUUGAACCCAGAAGCAAAAGGAUUCUUCCUGUUUCACUUGGUGUCAGAAACACAAGUUGACCAAUUUAGCCUUCACUCUUUGUAAUUCUUGUGCUGUUAUAUCUGCUAACAACCCUGCAGGGUUCAAUAUACUAAGAAUACUGUAGGAUUAAAUCUGGGCUUUGUUUUGAGACUUUAAUACAUAAGAAGAUGGAACCCAAAUAUGUGCUUGGUCCAAGCCAUUUAGGAUUUCAUGGGUAAUUGCCAGCAUCUUGAGUUGCAAUUCCUUUUGUGAACUUCAAGAUGGCAAAUUCAGUGAUGGCUUGCAUUUCAAUUGAUCUUUUUGUCUUUAUGAUUUAAAUUAAAUAGAUCAGUCUUGAUUACCCCUCCUUACGUAGUUCUUGUUGGCCACAGUACUGGAGCAACUUGAGAGAUCACGUACCAUAUUUUUCGCUCCAUAGGACACACUUUUUCCCCUCCAAAAAUGAAGGGGAAAUGUGUGUGCGUCCCAUGGGGCGAAUGCAGGCAUUCGCUGAAGCCUGGAGAGCGAGAGGGGUCGGUGCGCACCGAUCCCUCUCGCUCUCCAGGCUUCACGCAGAUCUCUGUAAGCUGUGGGAGCCCGCGCCGGGCUCCCGCAGCUUGCGGAGAGUUGCCUGUUCUGGGGGCUGGGGUCGGGGGAAGCUCGGGCUUCCCCAGCCCCACGCCUGGGGGGGGGGAAUAAAAAUUUUUCCCUUUAUUCCCCCCCAAAAAAAACUAGGUGCGCCUUAUGGGACGGUGCGUCCUAUAGGCGAAAAAUACGGUAUUUUAUUGUAGAACAUUUCACUACACCCCUGACAAGAGGGAUAGCUAGGAUAGUCACACACAGAGGACUGACUAGACCUCAAGGGGCCCUGAUUUGGUGCUGAGUAAUUCUCUAGGACCCUGACUUUGUUUGGGUUCGUAUCGUUUGCUCCUACUUGGUUGUGCCGAUUAAUUAGGAGGGUAGGGGUGAAAUAACUGUUCACAUACACUCUGGGAGUUGUUUCUGUGGAACACAUGGCCUGUCAAUUUUUGCACUACGGAUUUGCAAUGCUGCAGAUUUUCAAGCACUGUACUCUUUAAUAUUUUAGAUUCACAUGGACUUUUAAGGACAGUAUGCAGGACCCAAAUGUAACUUGAAAUCUCUAACAUUGUGGGGGGUGGGUGGGAAAUACAGGAGACCAGUGAGGUGUGUGUACUUUGAGUUUCAGCCUGCCAAUACUUUGCUCAAAUAAUGUGAUUUUUUUUUUUUUUGGCAACUGGUUCCUUGGGAGGCUGGUACUGUUUAAUAUUCCGCUGCUUCACUGCUUGCUUCUGCUUUUGUUACUGUGAGUAUGAAUGUCACCUUGAUAUUUUCUCUGUUUUAGGCAAAGUGCUUCAUGGACUUCAAAGCUGGAGGAACCCUAUGUCACAUUCUUGGUGCUGCAUAUAAGUACAAAAAUGAGCAAGGAUGGUGAGUCUUUUUCUUUUCAUCUUUUCCACAGAAUUCCCAAGUCGUGCUCAUGAGCAUGUGGCACUCGCUGCAUUAGUUUUAGGUGGACAGAUGAAAAUGAUUUUAUUUCAAAGAACUUGUAGUUAAAUCAGGUUUUUCAUUGGAAAAUUACUCUCUUGAUUCUUUCCUGUAUGUUGUUAUUUUGUAAUAUAGUGGGUUGGGUCCAUAGAUAAGCAUGGCAAAGUUGACUUUCCAAUAGUAGUAGUAGUAGUAGUAGUACUACUACUACUACUACUACUACUACUAAUAAUAAUAAUAAUAAUAAUUUAUUAUUUAUACCACGCCCAUCUGGCUGGGUUUCCCCAGCCACUCUGGGCGGCUUCUAACAAAACACUAAAAUACAGUAACCUAUUAAACAUUUAAAGCUUCCCUAAACAGGGCUGCCUUCAUAUGUCUUCUAAACGUUUGGUGGUUAUUUUUCUCUUUGACAUCUGGUGGGAGGGCGUUCCAUAGGGCGGGUGCCACUACCGAGAAGGCCCUCUGCCUGGUUCCCUGUAACUUGGCUUCUUGCAGCGAGGGAACUGCCAGAAGGCCCUCGGUGCUGGACCUCAGUGUCCAGGCAGAACGAGGGAGGUGGAGAUGCUCCUUCAGGUAUACUGGACCGAGGCCUAACACACACACACACACACACACACACACACACACACACAGAGGUUCUAUAGAUUCUGUGGGAUCAGGUGGUCUGGCAUGUCCAGGGGGCAGGGUAUGUGUGAAUCAUGUUGUAGCAACUUCCGGAGGCAGAGGAAAGUUUGCUUUCUCUGUCUAGCUUCAUGCUUAUCUGUGGAUCCUAUCUGGUGAUUUUACGUGCCAUUAGAGAACUUCUGAAGCAGAGUGGCAUAGCAUUUUUUAAAUAGUCGCUUGUUUUUCUUUUGACCGCUCACAUUUCCUUUCAGACCUUGUUAGUGUUUCAGAUUCUGGCAUUCACUUCAUGAUGAGUGAGAAUAAAGGAACAAACAGAUGCCCGGAGCAAACAGGGCAAGAGCAUUAGAUCUCAUUCUUCCCUGUAACUUUGAAAAUAAUCUAGCUGACUGCUAUCCUUAAACAAAACACUGGAUUAGGUUUUGGAUUGAGCCAGCGAUGCAACUCUUUAUAUUUUCAAGGCUUGGAGAAGAGAAGAGGAGGAAAGGAAACAGUUUAGUCCAUACACUUGUAUGCAUACAUGCUUCUCCUGUUGCACAUAGGGUCUGUGGUGAAGAUAAUGGACUGUUGUAAUUCCAUUAUAGGGCUGCUUAUUUUCCUUUUGAUGGAUAGCAUUUUUCUGGGGUAUCUCCCUUCCCCCAAAUCCUAGAUAAUUGUGGUUGUUCUCACUGCCUUUGUUUUUUGUCUGGCCUCAUCUUCCUUUCUCUCUCUCCACCCCAUUAAGUUGGGGUUCCUUGGAGUGCCCUAAGUCUAAAGGCUCCCUAGGAAACGUUUCUGUAUUCAUGGACAGAACUUCUGAUGGAAUUGAUGGAAAAAGGUGUUGCCUUAUUAAAUGCACAGGACCAUCACUAUAAUUAUCAGGUGCUGUUAUAGCCCUAAUUCCAUGCAAUGCUGUCUUGAAUUAUCCCAAACAUGUCUAAAGGUUUUUAUCUAUUCUAAGUACUAUAUAAAUAUUUUUUGUUGCAGGCGCCGAUUUGAUUUGCAGAACCCUUCCCGAAUGGAUCGAAACGUCGAAAUGUUUAUGAAUAUUGAAAAAACAUUGGUGCAGGCAAGAAUUCUGUUAAUAAUAAUGAUUAAUUUAUGGUCUUCUGUGUGGAAAUUUAUUUCUAGCUUUAAGGCUUGCUGUGAAUGUGGUCACGGGCCCACCUGUGAACGUACGUAAAAAUUGCAUUUGUAGCUUGCUGGCAUAUCGUCGCAUUAAAAAUAAAGUUUAGCAGGAGGAUAAGGGAAUAAAUGUGUAUGUAAUUAAGAAUUCAGAAAAGGAAGCAAUUAUUUUAAUUUAUAAAGCAGGAUUAUCACUUGUAGAACAAUUAAUUGGCACAAAGUUCUUCAGUCUUGCCUACCUUCACAAUAACCCUGUGAGGCAGAUCAGUCAUGUUUGGGAUACUGCAGCAGAGCAAACAUGAUUUUCCUGGAGCCGUAUGGCAGAGGUGCCAGGUCUGGGUGCCCAUGCUAGCGCACUUGGUUAUGCUUGCAAAAUUCAGUUCUUAAUUUAGUAAACAAUUUAUAUGCUGCUUGGUUAUAAUAGAACCUUACAUGAAUGAACCUCAAAAUAAUAAGUUACAUUUCAAACUGUACUACAAAGGAGGCAUGGACAAAGAAAACCACAAAUGGUGAUCCUAUAGCUCACUUUCUUUUUGGCUGUUGAUACUUCACCAGCAAACCUGCUGGGCUCUGAUGAUAAUUCAUGUGCUGGGAUGUCACCAGCACAAACUUAUCUGAGAGCAGUAUUCUGUUCAACUCACCACUUUGCGUGUAUACCUGAGAUUUAGCUGUCUUCGAGUUCACCUUGACAGAGCUUCUGCAAUAUGAAAACUUCCAUCUCUACCAGCAGAAAUUAGCCUUGUAAAAGAUACUGGCUUGGAUCCAUAGAGAUAAUCAUCAGCAACAACAACAACAAUUAUUAUUAUUAUUUUAUUAUUUAUAUUCCACCCAUCUGACUGAGUUGCCCCAGCCACUCUGGAUUCCCUCUUGAUAAAGCACAUCUAGUGGGAAGUUUACUUGGCACAGCAGAUCCCCAUCCCUUAUGAGAGACUCCUUUGAAAAGUCCCUCAAUUUCAUACAUGGUUUGACACAUGAUGUAGGAGGCGGCUGCUGCUGCAGACAUAGGAAAUCCCAAGCACCUUACAUGUUGAACAUGUUGCAUUGUUUUUGGAAGCUUGCUAUUAUCAUAAAUUUUGACAUUAAAUAUACGUUUAAUUCUAAACAAACACAGCAGAUACUGUUGCUUUCCUGGUUGUGGGAAUAAUGAGAUAUUAAUUGUGAUGGACUGAGCCCUAGUGUGGAAUAAACUAGCCCUGGUGCAUCUUAAUGCUCUUGAACCUUGAUUCUUUUGGUUUCUCAGUUGAACUCUUGGCUGCUUAUAGUGUCUCUGUGCACUGAGCCACAGCUGAAUACUAGCACAGUGUGGGGAAAGUAGAUGGAGAAGUUUUUCUCCUCCUCGUGAUGCUGGAACCAAAUGAGGUUCUCUGGUGAAGCUGGGCAGAGAUUCAGAACAUACAAACAGGAAGUAUUUAUUCAAAUAGUGCAUGCAGGUGUCCCAUCCCCCCAAAACCUAGACAGAAAUUAUAUUCCAGAACCCGUGCGCAUAAGUGGGGAGCAUCCUUUAAAUGCCCUCUCUGCCACACUGUCUCCAAUCCAGACAAAGAAUAGGUAAAGGUAAAGGGACCCCUGACCAUUAGGUCCAGUUGUGGCCGACUCUGGGGUUGUGGCGCUCAUCUCGCUUUAUUGGCCGAGGGAGCCGGCGUACAGCUUCCGAGUCAUGUGGCCAGCAUGACUAAGCCACUUCUGGCGAACCAGAGCAGCGCACGGAAACGCCGUUUACCUUCCCGCUGGAGUGGUACCUAUUUAUCUACUUGCACUUUGAUGUGCUUUCGAACUGCUAGGUGGGCAGGAGCAGGGACCGAGCAACGGGAGCUCACCCCGUUGCUGGGAUUCGAACUGCCAGCCUUCUGAUCGGCAAGCCCAAGAGGCUCUGUGGUUUAACCCACAGCGCCACCCGCAUCCCUAGACAAAGAAUACUGUAUAUAAAAAUAUUCACAACUAGAAUGGAAGCUCUGGGGUCGGCUGGAGGAUGUGUGGGAAAGCAGCUACUGCUGCUACCGCUCUCACCAGCUGUUAGGCACAGAGGCUGAGCAGGCUAAACAAAGCCCGGCUGCACCUCUUUUGGGCUUCCUCUGCCCUCGCAGUUGUCCUCUUUGGGCUCCAGGUAUGGUCCCCUUGCAAGCCAUGAAGACUCUCCAGCUCUCUCCCGCCAUUUCCAGGUUGUGUGUAAUGGAUUACCAUAGUUGUGCUGGUAAUCUCUUUAUUACUGGUUUUUGUUUUUAAUAAAAUGAUCUUUCCUUUAUUUUCUCUUCCAGAAUAACUGUCUGAGCAGACCAACCAUCUACCUCGUACCAGAAAUUGAACUGAAGUUAGCCAAUAAGCUAAAGGACAUUGUCAAACGUCACCAGGUAUUAGGCACAUCAUACAUUUAGCAUGUCAAAUGUUGAUCUGUUUAGCAUAAUUGCAAAGGGACUCAGCACAUAGGAACAUAAUUAUUUCAGACUCUUAUCUCAGGGCUGGAGAACUACUGGCCCUCCAGAUGUUGGUGGCCUUCCAACACCCAUCAACCCCAGACAGCAUGACCAAUGGCCAAAGAUUAUGGGAGUUGUAGUUCAGCAACAUUUGCAGGGCCACAGAUUCCCCAUCUCUGCUCUAGCUAAUAGAAUUUUCUGAAGGAGAUGGUGAUUUGCUUCAGCUUGUGAUGUAGACUUGAGUCAGGUGACUAAAAUGUAUUUCUUGCUCACCUUCAUACAGUAGAUGCUUGGGUUGUGAAUGUGAUCCGUGUGGGAUGCAUGUUUGCAACCCGCAGCGUUCACAACCCACAGCGGCGCGUCUGCACAUGUGCGGGUUGCGAUUUGGCGCUUCUGCACAUGUGCGACCGCCGAAACCCGGAAGUAACCCGUUCUGGUACUUCUGGGUUUCGGCAGUCUGUAACCCGGAAAAACGCAACCUGAAGCCUCUGUAACCCGAGGUAUGACUGUAUAACUGUAAUAUUUCCAUUUUACAUGUAUCUUGUCCCUGUGAAAACCUUUUUGGCACCAUAGGCGUGUUCACAGGUGCAACAUGAUGUCAGAUUGUAAGGCUACAAUCUUGGUGUGAGGUGCCUAUUAGUAAUAUCUUCAUUAUUUGCUACCUUCCAACCUGGGGUCCACAUUGCUCUGGACUGUAGAGUAGGAGCUGCUUUCCUCCUAAGCCCUUCCUCUCUGAGAGAACAGCUAGGGAAGAACUUCAACUGCAGUGGCUGUCUUCUCUUCUCCACAGCUGAAAAGGGGCUCCUGGGGACAUUUGUCCACUGGCCUCAUAAACCUGAAACAAGCACUGGUUGGCUUUUUGUCAUAAUGGCAAGAUUCAAUCCUUGACUUAAUGACGCCAGGGAGUGGAUGUACCUGUGCUUCUGUUAGCUGUGUGAAUUGGAAAGAGGUUCUUUCCUCCCUCUUCUCCCCCACUCCCAAAGGAAAUGAGAGGAACAUGCCAGCAUUCUUCAGUUUUCCUAUUGAAGAUUAACUUCUCUCCCAAAUAGUUGAAGGCAAAGCUGAGAAUACAUAUGUAGAUACAUAUGUAAUUUCAUUUGUAUGCCACCCUUCCACAGUUCAGACCAUCCUCAAGGCUGCUUACAACAUGAAAAAACAUGUAAUUGCAAUGUAACAGAAGAAGUCCUAAGCAAUCUUCCUUUGGUGAUCACUCGUAGCCGAGUAAGAUUGUCUUCCAUAAAGACGGUUUUAACAACGAGUCCGUAAGUGACUGCGGAGGCAAAUUCUGGAUCCACACGUCCAGAUCCACACGCCCUUCCACAGUGGGGACAUUGGUUCCGGGCGGGAGCUGAUCACGGUGUGGAUUUGCCAAGCGCGCCUUCCUCUUGGCAUGUUUCUCCCUUUCAUCCUGAGUUCGAGUGUCUUCAAAGCCUAUGACAUCUUUGGUAAAGGCUGUUCUCCCACUGGAGCACUCACAGGCCAGUGUUUCCCAGUUGUCAGUGUUUAUACUACAUUUUUUAAAGAUUUGCCUUGAGAGAGUCUUUAAACCUCUUUUGUUGACCAUCAUUACGGUUUCCAUUUUAAAGUUUGGAAUAGAGUAGUUGCUUUGGAAGACGAUCAUCAAGCAUCCUAAACAAUAAAUGGAACGUUAAAAAAUACACACCCAAGCGGAACAAUUCCCACAAAAACCAUAAGAUCUCCCUCUUCCCGCAAAAUCCUUACACAGUACACUAGAACAAGAGUCUGUUCAGCAGCCUCAGCUUGUGUAGCUGAGGUCAGUCAGAGUCCCGCCCUCCCAAGCCAGGUGGGAAAAGGCCUGCAAGGCAGGGAGCAGGUCUUCUAGGACUCACAACCAAAAUGGUAUCUAAGAAUAGACUUAAGUGUAUUGUGCUUCUCGCUAAAAGCAGCUUAGUGUUUAUAUAGCUUGUGAAAUCAGCAGUGGAUUACAGCGUAUUAAUGUUAAGUUGUCUUAACACUAAGGGCAGGUGGCAGCAUGUCCACUUAAUCUAAAAUUAUGGCAUUCACUAAAAUGGGCCCUGGCAGAGGUAGAAAAUAUGCUCUUAAAUUUUAUUAAAUAUAAGAAACAGCUUAUUGAUUAAGUAUAGAAAGAACAUCAUGCAAGACAUCAGGUUUCCACAUCGCUGAAAACAACGUUAGGUCAAGUUGAUUUAAAUGAUACUAAUAGAAUGCACUUGGUUUAUAUUUAUUAUAUAUUGAUGAGAUGAUAUAAUAUUUAUAAGAGUCCGCUGAAAAAGAACCCAGCAGACAGGAGUCUUUUGUUUCCAUUGUUAGCUGGAGGGGAUAGCAACUUAGACACCCCCCCCCCCGGCAAGUAAUGAAAACAUUUGCCUAUAGCUUCUAAAACAAAUCUGCAUUUAAAAGGGGUAGGAAAUCUGAAUUGCAAAUGAUGAUGCUUACAAAACAAUUUAUGUAUAAACUGGUGUAUAAGAAAUCUAAUGUGCAGAUUCACGGUGGGAUCAGUGCUGGGUGAUGCUCGUAGUUUAUUUGAAUUAAUAGAUGACUCUCCUGUAUCUUGAAAGAAAGAGGAAGCAGUUUAGACUACUUCACUAGCACUAACGGCUGGAAUUUUUAGGGGUUUUCCUUGGUAAGAAACCAAAAUGGGUGUGCUCUUACUAUGCCCAGAGUCCAGUUGAGGAAAUGGGGCCUAUAGAUCACUACUCCAAUGCCAUCUAGUGUCAUGUUGUAUCCAGGCUCCAAAUAUGGCAUGUUGCUGGGAAAGGAAGGUGAUUCUUUAUGCAUUUAUUCCUUUACAUAUUUCUGAUGCAAUACCUGUUUUUGUUCUUUCCUAGGGCACAGUCACAGAUGAGAAGUCUAAAGCCACCCACCAUAUUUAUCCUGUUCCUACCUCAUUGGAUGAAGGUAAAAUUCAUUCAUUCAUUUCUUACUAGUCACCUCAAGGGUCUUUGGACCAAAAGCUGAUAUAGAAGUAUUCUAAGUAAAUGAAAUAUUUUGUACCAAUCCCAUCAGUUUUGUGAUUAAAAAAAAAACAAAUUAAAAAAAAUAUACUGAGGAGGUGUACUGGAGAGUGGAAAGCAUCAAUUUAUGCAUUAUAAAGAGUGAAAUGAGAUAUGUCUGAACCUAAUGAAUAGUUUGAUCAACAUAGCUUUUUUCAUUCAGUUUACAGACCUUGGAAUGGGGGAAAUUGUUUUUGAGCCUUACCUGGGAUACCACAGAGAAAUAUCUUAAUAGGUUUCAGGGUACUGAGGUUUGUAUAUAACUUCAUUUACACUGUCAGUGCCCACAACACAAAUGAAUACAGGUGGAUAAUACAAUACCCUGCCCCACACAGGGUAGGGUAUUUUAAUUUUGACAGUAGAGGAGAGAAAUGUAGAGAUGAAAUGGUGUAGAGAAAUGUCAAAGGUAAGCAGAAUGAGUCUAAGCAAAUGUGAUUAGAUGUACUUAGGCUUUAUUUCAAUUUAGGAUGAGAAGUAAGGUGUGGGGUCUCACAGUAAAGAUGGGUUUUCCAGGAACAGUUUGGUGCACAUUACUGAUCUGAGAGGACGCGGGUGGCGCUGUGGGUUAAACCACAGAGCCUAGGAGUUGCCGAUCAGAAGGUCGGCAGUUCGAAUCCCUGCGACGGGGUGAACGCCCGUUGCUCGGUCCCUGCUCCUGCCAACCUAGCAGUUUGAAAGCACGUCAAAGUGCAAGUAGAUAAAUAGGUACCGCUCCAGCAGGAAGGUAAACGGCGUUUCCGUGCGCUGCUCUGGUUCACCAGAAGCGGCUUAGUCAUGCUGGCCACAUGACCCGGAAGCUGUACACCGGCUCCCUCGGCCAAUAAAGCAAGAUGGGCUCCGCAACCCCAGAGUUGUCCGCGACUGGACCUAACGGUCAGGGGUCCCUUUACCUUUACCGAUCUGAGAGGAGGUGUCAGGAAGAAAAGGCCAUAAGGGAGAAGGGGGUGGAGUCAUUUAAGUAUCUAUUCACAGAACAGCACCUUUCAAACUAAUAAUUAGCAUGAGAAAUCCCAUUAGAUGUUCUGAGCUUUGCAUAUUGUGAGCUGGUUUGCAUGUCGUGCUAAGCCACCGUUUCGUUUUGAACCACAGCUUACUUCUGGACAUCCCAUUUCUGCCUUGCAAAUGUGACACAAACACUGUGUUAUACAAACUCAGAUUGUGGUUUGUUUGUUGGUUUGAGCAAACCAUGAAUGGUAAGCUAUCUAAAGCAAGUCCAUUAAGAGCAAGCCAUGUCUGCAAUUCCCAGACAUCAGAACUCCCAAUGAAGAGCACCAUGUCCAUCCAUGGAUAGCUCAGUUGGUUAGAGUGUGGUGCUAAUGUCACCAAGGUUGCAGGUUGGAUCCCUGGAUGGGACAGCUGGAUAUUUCUGCACAGUAGGGGUUUGGACUUAGAUGAUCCUCAGCGCCCCUUCCAACUCUUAUAAUUCUAUGACAAUGGGGUUAUUCUAACCACCACCACUCCAAUCCCCUGAACUGAUCCCAAUCUGUUUCGGAGCAACACUAGAUGGCAGCAUUCAUCUGUGUGGAGCUUUGAGCGCACGGUGGCUUCAUCAUCCGUGCUGUGUGUGUUUUGCAUUCUAGUGGUGUCUGUUGAAUUUUCCUAUGUGCUUAAUUCAUUGUGAUGUAUUUUCCGCUGCGUUGUAUUGAAUCUGAGAUUGUUUAAAGGGAGCGGCGAGUCAUUUUUAUUUAGCUGUUGGAAAAAAUUGAGUAAAAUUCAGGUGUUACCCUAAAGUAGCCUCUUGUGCUAGUAGCCUUUUGUCCUGGUCCAUCCAUCUUUUCCUUCUGCAUAAGUGCAAAGCAGAGCUGCUGUAAUGGCAUCGUGAAAAAAGCAUGUAUGAACACGUGCCUGCUUGUUUACACUGUUGUCCUUAUGUGGGUCACCGAGUAUUUUUGACUGAACAUAUUUGCAUUGGGAGGGAAGAGUUCUUUUCUCUCUUCAUCCCACUCAGUGUGGAAAGGGGAAACUUGCUCUUCUCCUAUACCCAGCUUUUGGAUAUGCUGGGUUGAUCUGGGCAGCGUUCUCUGUAUUGAUGUAUUUUUUCCCAUUGCUGUCAACAUUUUUUUUCCUAGUCAUGGUUUUUUUUGGGGGGGGGACCCUCUUCCUAGAAUAAUAGAAUUGUAGAGCUAGAAGGGAUCACAAAGAUAAUCUAGUCCAAACCCCUGCAACGCAGGAAUCUUUUGCCCCACGUGGAGCUCGAACCCAAGACCCUGAGAUUUAAGAGUCUCAUGCUCCACCAAUUGAGCUGCCCCAAUCCUCAAUCUAUCAAUCUAUCUAUCUAUCUGUUUAUUACAGUCAUAGACCAGCAGUGGCUAAAAAUACAAGACUUAUAAUAACAAUAUACAAUAAUUAUAAAAACAAGCCAGAAUAAAAACAGGGAGGCAAGAAUCGCUAACAAACUAGAGUGGAGGUGAGCAAACUUUUUCAGCAGGGGGCCCAUCCAAUGUCCCUCAGACCAUGUGGUGGGCCGGACUAUAUUUUUUUGGGGGGGGGGGGAAUGAAUGAAUUCCUAUGCCCCACAAAUAACCCAGAGAUGCAUUUUAAAUAAAAGGACACAUUCUACUCAUGUAAAAACAUGCUGAUUCCCGGCUGGAUUUAGAAGGCGAUUGGGCUGGAUCCGGCCCCCGGGCUUUAGUUUGCCUAUCCAUGAACUAGAGUUUUGGCUCUAAAAUGAAAACAAUCCAACUGAACACUGGCGAAGGAGAGUCAUGCGUCUGACACACCUUACUGGGCCUGAGCUCAACAGCCCUCUUCCCACUUGUGCUUCCCAAAAGCUGGUAUUCAGAGGAGCACUGCCUCUGACAGUGUUGGGGGAACAUCUUCAUUCUGGCUAGUAGCCAUUGACAGAGUCGCUCCACAUGGAUUGGUCUAACCCUCUGUUGAAGCCAUUCAAGUUGGUGGCAUCCAACUACUGCUUGUGGGAGGGAGCAGAAUAGAUUUGCAUGCCAAAUCUGUGCUAACGUGCGGUGUUUGUAAAAGAGCUUACAUUUUUCUAAGUCUUUCAGCAGAGGAGCUUCUCUGCUGGUGCAGCCUCCCGUCUCUCCAAUGACAAGCACACUCAGGCAGCGGUCUAGACUCCUGUGAGAUCUGCUCGGCCUUGAAAUUCUGCCGUGUCAGCCCGCUCCUCCCUCAGGGGAGGAUAGGAUUUCUCACUUCAAAAAUAGCGUUUCCUCUUUCUGGGAAUGAAGUAUCACUUGAAAGCUGUGCUCCGCUUCCUUUAUCUGGAAGAAAGCACGAUCCUUUUGAGCUGGGCUGAGUGCAGAUUACAAAAAAGAAAGAAAAAGGGGAAGGGUAGGAAUGGUGUUUGGCAGGAUGUUCAGAGGUCAUAAUGAAGGGAGCAAACGUGGGGAGCAGAAGCUGCUCUGUGUGCGAAUGCUGCUUUUGCCCUGGUUCUCGGCCUGAGAAAGUCCAGGGUGGGGGGUGGGAGGGAACAAGAGAGGGAGGAAUUAUGCCAAGAAUUGUGUUACGCUUUUGGAAGCUGGCUGCAUGCAGCGACUGUCUUUCCUCUCCUCUCUCUGAACUCUCCAUGACCUGUCAGCCCCCAGCCAGCCUGAGCCUCAGUAUCUCUGCUUCCCCACAGCAUCCCGUCCUCUGCCACUCCUUGGUUGCAAGAUUGUCAUCAAAAUAGCAUUGGCCAAGUAAAACUGUGCACGUUCAGUUUCCUCCAUUUGCAUGAAAUAGGUUUGAGCUACAAGAUGCUGACAUAUUUUGGUUAAAGGCAGGUUUAAGAAUUGUCCGCAAAAUGUGUGAUUAUCACUGAGUCGCGACAUUUAAAUGCUAUACUCAAGACAAUCUGCCAAAUACAAAGCUGCACAAAGGAACAAUACAGUGGUACCUCGGGUUACAUACGCUUCAGGUUACAGACUCCGGUAACCCAGAAAUAGUGCUUCAGGUUAAGAACUUUGCUUCAGGAUGAGAACAGAAAUCGUGCUCCAGCGGCGCGGUGGCAGCAGGAGGCCCCAUUAGCUAAAGUGGUGCUUCAGGUUAAGAACAGUUUCAGGUUAAGUAUGGACCUCUGGAACGAAUUAAGUACUUAACCCGAGGUACCACUGUACUCAAUAUCCACAGGGCCUCGUUUACUAAUGUUAAACUCCUGUGACCUUGAAAUGAUGGAGCCAACUUAUUUAUUUACGUUUUAUAUCCCUUCAGGAACCUCAAACCGGCUAUCAUUGUGAAAACUCCAUAGAACCACCAGAAUAAAACGUUUCUCAAGUGCAAUUAAAAGCUAGUUAGUAACUUGCUGAGCAGGUUUUCUAGACGAAGGAGUGGGGAUGAAGUGUUGAGGUGCACCAUUAGUGGCAACCCUCAUCACUGCAAAAGCAACAUGUAUACAGUCUCCAACUUCUAGAAAUUUUAAUGGUAAAUAGAUAGGGCUCAGAUUUAAUAGUUUCACUGGAGUAAUGAUAUCUACAGGGACCUUUUGAGGACCAAAGCCUUUGCUCCAAUUGUGCACAGGGCUGCAAUAAGAAUAAAGUGGACUUUGCCAACCCAGUGCCCUCCUUGUGUUUUGGACUACAACUCCCAUCAGUCCCAGCCAGCUAUCCCAUACAGCGGGAACUGAGGUGUUACCAAAUUAAAUUCCUCUUAAAGUUGUUCAGUUUACUUAAUAGAUAAUAGAUGGGGAAUAGUCAGCUCUAAGUUUCCACUGUAAAGCUUUUUCAAAAUAGUUUGCUUCCCUUUUCCCUUUCUUUUUUACACACACAGUUCAAUUUGAUGUUAUAUUCCAUAUUUAUAAUCCAAUUUCUUCCAUCCUUGCUUGUACAAAUAUAAUCUGAACUAACAUUCAGAGGAGGGUUGCCGAAUCUUAAAUGUAGAGAAGAAAACUUUAAAUAAAGAAAUCAUAGUCUCCCCUCCCCCCCAACCAUCUUUUGCACCAAAUAAAGUCUUAUCUCAAGUUCAAACCUUAAAGUCCUUGCAGUUGGUUUUGUUCCGCAGUUUGUGAUCUCAUCUCUUCUAGCAUGCACCUGUACUUUAGUCCAAUGAAGCUCUAAUUAACAGGAGAACCUCUGCUUCUUAAUGGCGGCGUUGGAGGGUUUUCUCCAGGUGAGGUGCUUUUGCACUCGGCGCCUCACUGACCCCUGCAUUCCAUGUACCGAGAUGGACUGCGAGUGAAGUCCGUUCCCCCGCAUCCCUGAGGGAAAUUUCCAGGAAUGAUUUACCCCCCUGUUCUUGUUUUUCCAUGGCCUAUGUUCUCCCACUGUUGUGGGGACUGCCUCCAUUAAGGCAGACCGGAACCGGAAGCCUCUAAGGCCCUCCUUUGGAUGCCCCUGCCAAAUGUGAUGCAGUGGGUGCAACUAGAGAAGACCUUUUCAGGGAUGGCACCCUGGUUAUGGAAUGCCCUGCCCAGAGCGACUUGCCUGGUUAGGGCAUCUGUGUUAGGGCACCUGUGUUAGGGCAUUUUCAUCUUUUAGUGAUUUCCUAAGUCUUUUAUAUAUGUUUGGAGUUUUAAGAAGUGGGAAAUUUUUGAUGUUGCUGUGAACUUUGCUGUAUGGAUGUCAUCAUCUGUUCCUGUUUUACACUUUAUUGUUUACAGGCAAACACUGCUGUUUGGCAGUGUAUAAAUGUUGGAAAUAAAAAUACAGUGGUACCUCUGGAUACGAACGCUUCUGGUUGCAUCGGGUUAUGAGCUGCGCUAACCCAGAAGUAGUUGCUCCGGGAUGCGAACUUUGCUCUGGGAUGCGAGUGGAAAUCGCACGCCAGACGCACUUUCGCUAAUGGUACCUCAUGUUAAGAACAGUUUCAGGAUAAGAACAGACCUCCGGAACAAAUUACCGUAUUUUUCGCCCUAUAGGACGCUUCCUCCAAAUGAAGGCGAAAUGUGGUGUCCUAUGGGCGAAUGUCGCUGAAGCCUGGAGAGCGAGAGGGGUCGGCGCGCACCAACCCCUCUCGCUCUCCAGGCUUCAGGAAGCUCUGCGCAACCCUCGGGAGCCCGGUGCGAAGCUGUGCCAGGCUCCCAAAGGUUGUACAGAGCUGCCUGCAUUCCGAAGCCUGGGGCGCGCUGAAGAGCGCGCCCGGGCUUCGCGCAGCUCUCCGCAAGCCUGGGUAGACCGGUACGGCUCCCUAGGCUUGCAGAUAGCAGGCUGUUCUGGGGUCGGGGGAAGCUCGGGCUUCCCCCGCGCCAGCCCCGUGCCUGGAGGGGGAAAUAAUUUUUUUUUCUUUAUUCCCCCCCCCCCAAAAAAAACUAGGUGCAUCCUAUGGGGCGAAAAAUACGGUAAGUUCAUAACCAGAGGUACCACUAAAUGUCCCUCCUAUUCUGUUCUGUACUACUGCUUGUCUCCUUGCUCCAUGCUGACAAAGCUCUUACCCAGAUACUGAGAACUGAGCCAAUCUGAGCAGCAGUUACCUUCCAACUCUACCUUUGCUGCUUUGUGUGAGCCCUUUGUAGAUGGACAUUCCAUUAAGAAAAUGAAUCUCCAACCCAGCCUCUUGAGAACUCUUCCUUUUGGGAUGACAAAAGUGAAUGUUUUCAAGCUUGUGAAACUGGAACGGUGUUAAAGCUGGAUCACUUUCUGACCCUGAUGGCAUUUUAUUUUUCCCUUUUGCAGAAGAGUGGUUAAGACCUGUAAUGAAGAAAGACAAGCAAGUUCUUGUGCAUUGGGGCUAUUACCCAGACAGGUAAUGACAAGGAUUGAAGUGCCAGCACCCAUUUUUCAAAAAUAUUGCCCCUUGCUUAUCUGGUGGGAAGGAUACAUUCUCUCCCUACCAUUUAAAAUUCAAUGUGGCUGCCUGCACGGAUGUUUGUCCAAGAGCACUGCUGCUGUGACCCCUAUAAAAGGCAAUCCAUCAUUAAAUACAUGAAAUAUCCUCACCUUGAUAAUACAGGAUUGGUUCAGAAGUAACACCAAACCAUGGCUUUCCCUAACCGUAGAGUAGACCCCAAACCAUAUUUUCCCUUCCAAAUAGACAAGCAAACUCCAGUUUGUGUGGUUUCCUUUCCCCUUACCUCCCUUGAUAAUUCACAGAUGCUCUCCCAAACAGCAGCCCCUCAGUGCAGUCAUAACAAACUGCCAUUUUCCUAAACCAUCCUAUGCAGGCUGUCUUCAGACUGUGGUUCAGAUCCUGUUUUGACGGCUGUUUGCAAGCCAUAGUUUUGUCCCCCGUAAUUGUUGGUUCAGGCAGUACAACAAACCACAUGUGAUAUUUUGACAUUAUGUCUGCACAAUCUUCUGCUGAAAGAAGAAGAUAUGGUGAUCUUGAGAAACGCUAACCCACACCAAAAAUCCAUAAUAUAUUCCUUCCUCAUAACUGACUGGAAACUGCCAUCUGUUACACUGUCCACAUCCUUUCAUAAACACACAUUAUGUUAUUUUGGGUCAACUGUUGCAGCCUUUGCCUUGCAAUUGCUUUAUUUUUAUUAAUAGUUUUCAGGAAAUGUUUAAUUGUGUUGUGUCGUUUUUCUUUUAACCGGAUUAGAUUAUAUUAAGUGGCAUAAUUCUUGUAGAAAUAAAUAAUUGCUAAGCUCUUUAAGGUGUUGAGCAGCUGUUCCAUUGAAAUGGUAGCUGAGGGCUCCUUUUGCUCAACUGCUGUGUCUACUGCCUUGCCCAAAGAUAUGUUUUGCCACCAGAUCUGCUAUUUCAUUACACUUAUUUCAACACAUUUUCCCAGCUUCAGCAUACCAUGUCUUUUAAAAGGCUUCCUUCCUUCCUUCCUUCCUUCCUUCCUUUUACAAUGAGUGUGAUGCAAAAUCACUGGAUGCUUUUAUUAUGGCAGUGCUACCAUAAUGAAACUACCUGAGGGAUGGGUUCACAUUGUUGCUUUUGAUUUUCCUUUAUAGCUAUGACACUUGGGUUCAUGCUACUGAUAUAGAUGCCGAAAUCGAAGACCCUCCAAUUCCAGAGAAGCCGUGGAAGGUGAGUGUGUGCUCUUCCCGAAAUUGCGCUGACGUAAUUUCACAGCCUUCCGUUCCCAGAGGGAAAUGGUAUUUGAAAGAAUGCAGCGUGUUGUUUCACACAUGCAGAGUACGAAAGAGGGCAAGCAGUAAGUCUAGAAUAGCAAUAGACAAAGCACUUGUAUUACUAAACCAAAAUAAUUCUUCCCAUGGUAGCAGGAAAAGCUCCCUUUAUUUAUUUACUUAUUAAGGUGUUCCUUAAAAACAUAAACAAUUCAAGUGGUGUACAAAUAGUACAGUGGUACCUCAGGUUACAUACGCUUCAGGUUACAUACGCUUCAGGUUACAGACUCCGCUAACCCAGAAAUAGUACCUCGGGUUAAGAACUUUGCUUCAGGAUGAGAACAGAAAUCGUGCUCCGGCGGCCCGGCAGCAGCAGGAGGCCCCAUUAGCUAAAGCGGUGCUUCAGGUUAAGAACGGACCUCUGGAAUGAAUUAAGUACUUAACCCGAGGUACCACUGUAUAAAAAAAAACCCGAAACCAAUAUUUUAAGACUACAUUAUAAAAUAAUAAAAACACAUGUACAUUGCUUUGAGGUGUUUUUAUUUUUUUACAAUUAAGCUGUAUGUAAAUUUCAUGAAAUAAGUAUAUUGAAACUGCAGAAAGAACUGUUUAGAAUUGAGCUCUUCAAUGCUGCAAAUGGUUUAAAAAUUUAAUGAGAAUUUAUAUAUUUAAGCAAUGCAGUGGGUGGCUCUCAUCUCUCCUGGCAGAGAUAAGCUCCCAAAGUAAGGCAGGAGGGGUUUGCCUGGACUUCAGCUCCUAGCACAGGUUAUCCCAUUACCACAGCACAGGAAUGGUUCUUCGUAAACUAUUUCAUUAACCAGAUUAAAUGUUUGUUAUUGUAUUGCAAGGUCCUUUUGUUUUUAAGGGCCAAUGUAUCAUUAAGAAGCCCUAGUGCUGGAAAUGAGAACUUGUUAGGGCAAAGGAGGUCUGUUUGAUUAAAGGCUUGGAGUUCAUGCUAAUGAUGACAAGGUUCGUAAUUUCUGGAGUCUGUUGAACUUAGAGGCAGUACAACACUGGCAGCCUUAUUUCUGCUUUCAGAAUGAUUAGAGGCCUGUGUGCAGUAGUUGUGAGUGGAGACUGUUUUCAUUCGUUGAGAGAGAAAAAUAAGGAAAUUGUUUCAAUAGAACUGCUUCUUUUCAGAUAAUUGCUGUACUUGUGUGACAACAUGAAACAUUAUUCCCGGAUUCAUUAAUUCAUUUUCCUGCAGUCAGCAGAAUAAUAGUAUUACGUGAUGAGAAUUAAGGUGAAGGAACAGAGGAGAGCUGUGUCGGUGGGCUGGAAAGACUGGGCUCAGGACUCUAGUGCCACAUAAGAUGCUCCUGAACUCUAAUCUUGUUGAAACAAAAGCAAAAGAACCCGUUUUAAAUUUCAGCUUUUUAAAGUUUUGGGCUGGCAAAUUGUACAGAGGUGGGUGCUGUUUCCACUUGCCUUUUGUUGACCCCUCUCUGGCUAUGAACGGAAUAUGCUGGGCUGUUUUGGUCUAUAUCCCUCUUGAGCCCCAGCCAGCACACCCACCCAAAAUAUCUGGAGGGCACCAGGCUGGCGAAGGCCAAGCUAAAUCUCAUGAACACGCCCUGUAUACUGGGAAUGGCUAACUUGUUGGACUCCAGAUUUUGCUGGGCUCCAACUUCCACCGUGGGAAUGUUUCUCAGCUCUGCUACUGAAGAUUAUUUCAACGGUUGCUUUUGCAAACUGAAUUUAAGACCUACAUGAAUAGCAUGUCUCUGUAACCCCUGGAAGGCAACUGUACAUUGUUGGAAGCCACCCAGAACUGCUGGGGCAACCCAGUCAGACGGGCAGCAUAUAAACAAUAAAAUUAUUGUCAUUAUUUUAGUCUCUCUUUUGCAUUUCUUCAUUCUUGGUGGUUUUUGUGUUGCAGUGCUUUUUGUGAUCUGUUUUGUGUUCUGUUCCUGUGUACUACUUGGGUGUUCUCUGAAUGCAGAGCAGUUUACAAAUUCUGAAAAAUAAAAAUUAAUGUGGAAGUAAGGAGUUCUGACUUUAUUGCUUGCUGCAGUUGUUCAUAACGUGGAUUGCAAUAAUUUUUUAAACAUGUGUUUUCAUAAUGAGAGGAGCCUCAAUGUCUGAAAUGCACUCUGUGCCUGUGUGUUGUCGCACUUGGUUUUGCAGGUUCAUGCUAAGUGGAUUUUGGACACAGAUGUAUUCAAUGAAUGGAUGAAUGAAGAAGAUUAUGAAGUAGAUGAGAACAAGAAGUUGGUCAGCUUUCGCCAGCGUAUCUAUAUGAAAAAUGAAGAAGUAAGACUUACUUAUUUCAUAUGAUGGAUGCAAUGUAGAAUAACUGCAUUAGUUGGGUGUUCUUUCGUUUUACUCUGCUGCUAUACCUAAGCCGAUUGUCUGGUUCUCGAAGAAAUGCCAGUAUUCUUCUUGAAAUUAGUGUGGGACUUAGCUCUAUGACUCAAAUUUUCCUUAAAAUGGCAAGUGAACAAGCUAAGUAUAGCUGGCUUGGGAGGAGCCAGGGACCAGUUCUGUUGACCUUCCACAGGCCCAUCUAUUUCUCAUCUUCGGGUCUGCUGGAGCCAAGAGGGGUUUUUAGACCAGCUAACUUUGCUUGAAUCCCUUUGACUAGUUCUUUCCAUGGGUGUGGGUGUGGGUGAUGUGUCAGUUUUUAUCUGCAGCAGGUCAUAUGUUGAAGUUUUAUCCUACCUUGUUUCCUUAAGUGGAUUUUUGCAGUGCCUCUUUAAAGGGCUGGGUAGUACCCUUAAGUAGUUGGCAGCCUCUUCCUUACUAAGCAAAAUCUGACAGUGCUAGGCCCUGGUAGAUAGCAAAGUGCAUCUUAGUUCUGGACAGGUUAUGCCUAUCGCUGAUGACCUUCCCCCCCCCUCGUGACAGCCAGUCCAUAGCCCUGAACGGAGAGAUAGGAAGGCAGCCACAGGUGCCAGAAAACGGCGGCACUCCCCUUCACCACCACCUCCUCCCACCCCAGCAGAAUCGAGGAAGAAAGCUGGAAAGAAGGGGUGAGUAGUCUGCAGCUCCUGCAGUUUACAAUAAUUUAUUUCUGAAAUAUUUGAGGGAGAGAGAGAUGAGCCAGCAGCUCGGCUCAACUCCACAUUUACAGCGGCCUGCUAAGAUGCCGUCUCCUUGAGUCCAUGAAUGUUUAAUGCUGCACAUUGAGCUUCAUUCCUUGAUCAUCCAAGGGGAAUGUACCUCCUGCCAGUAGAAGAAAACUUGACGCAGUCAUUACUUCCAAUCUAAUGAGCGCCUCACAGUUGACAUGCGGAGACCAUUAAUAAGCAAAUUUACUUCUCAAUAUGGCAAAGUCUGUCCUGAUGUAACUCUGUUCUUUAAUACAGUUGUCUGUGCAGUUGUUGAACGUAAAAAACGACAACUGUUUUCUUCCUUGUAUGAGCCUAAGCUAUUGCACACAUUAUUCAUAUUUGAAAUUUAUGUGUGACUUUUCUGCCAUACGCCCCUCAAAGUAGCUUAAAUUAAGACAGUUGAACAGCAUCAUAGUGUAUGUAAUUUUUUAAAAGGAAGCAUUAUUGAUUAGGAUAACAGCUUUCUCCAGAAAUGAAUUCCUGAAAUUCUGAAAGCCGGGCUCUUCACUAAAGAUCCAGUCUAGUGAAUUAAUCUUCUCUUGUUCAUGGUGGGUUGAAGCAGAGUCCUUAUUCUGUCCUGAUUUCCUGUACUAUGUGUACACACGCAAAAUGGGCUGUGCCUUAGACUGAGCCCCUGCUAAGCAUGACCAUCUCCUUAGCAGGGCCCCACACUUCCUUUUCAGUGACCUUGUAUCAGGAAUAGCUGGAUUCAGACAGACUCUCUUGGCCCUUCAAACCACGUCUCUGUUAUACACACCAGAUCUGCCACUUAAGAUUAUAUUAUGAAUGAUUAAUGGUCUGUUCUGGACUGACGACAUUAAAAAGGCUCAAAUGUGGCUCAGUGGGUGGGCAGAGAAGCUUGAAGAAAGGAGGCCAUAAUUGUCUACCCCUCCUUUCCUUAUUACAAUUAGACUUACCCCCAAUUCCAUAUCUCCUAAAACCCCAUGCCACAAAUGGAGAAGAAUGCAUUUGCCUGCAAUCGCUAAUUUCUGCCAGGCGUAUCUAUCUAGUCCCAGAAAGUCACACCACUACAAAAUGAAUACUAUUAGCUUCAGAAUAUUAAUUAGAAAUUCGUUGGAGUUGGAAGGUACUCCUAAGGUACCAGGUAAAGGUAAAGGGACCCCUGACUGUUAGGUCCAGUCACGGACGACUCUGGGGUUGCGGCGCUCAUCUCGCUUUACUGGCUGAGGGAGCCGGCGUACAGCUUCCGGGUCAUUUGGCCAGCAUGACUAAGCCGCUUCUGGCGAACCAGAGCAGCGCACGGAAACGCCGUUUACCUUCCCGGCAGAGCGGUACCUAUUUAUCUACUUGCACUUGGACGUGCUUUCGAACUGCUAGGUUGGCAGGAGCAGGGACCGAGCAAUGGGAGCUCACCCCGUCUCAGGGAUUCGAACAGCCGACCUUCUGAUCGGCAAGCCCUAGGCUCUGUGGUUUAGACCACAGCACCACCCGUGUCCCAAGGUACCCAGUACCUUAGUCCAACCCGCUGCUAAGCAGGAUUCUCAACCAAAGCAUCCAUGACAGAUGGCCAUCCAGCCAGAAAUAUUGUGGUUUCUAUUCACCUAGUGAAUAUCACUGCCCAGAACUUUCUUAUAGGUCCAUGGGCUCUGCCCAUACUUUUGAGGUGCAGUAUCACAGUAGUACAGAAUGUAGCCGAUGCAGCCAUCUGUUAGGAAACCAUUAGGUGACUUGUUGUUUGUGCUUAAUUUGUCACAGGCAAGCAAGUCUGUAUGGGAAAAGGCGAGGGCAAAAGGAAGAAGAUGAGCAAGAAGAUCUUACCAAGGACAUGGAGGAUCCAACCCCUGUGCCUAACAUAGAAGAAGUGGUACUUCCUAAAAAUGGUACAGUGUUCCAAAUACUUGCCCCGUGACUGAGCUGUCUCCGUACCAUGGCUUUUGCCAUGUCUUGUUUGUUGAUGCUGAUGAUGGGUAAUCUUGAUGGAACUGAACUGGACUUUUUGCAUAAAACCUGGGUUUGAGUGACUGCUCUUGCAGAGCACAACACAUUCUUGCCAUGCGUCCAGAGAUAUCUCUCCAACGCAGUGUUAGAAACAGAUAUGAAAGCUAGGAGCUAAAUGGCACCUUAAAUCGAGAUUAUGAGUGCAACAACAGAAUGUCUAGCCACACUUUUUUUAUAACAAGAAUACAGAGCUGAAAACGAAUGAAUAUUACAUUCAUUUUUCACAUAGUCUAGUCCUUCCACUGCCCACCCCCCUAAUAUUCUUAAGAGGGUCUCUUCUCCAGUCUUCAGAGGGUAGCUGGAAAGGGGGAGGCAGAAAAAGUUCCUCCUUUCCUUCCAUUCUGCAGUUUUAAUCUGAAAUCUUAGGUGCGGUACUGCACCCAGAGCUCAGAAACUGCUCAUGCUAAUGACAUUUCCCUGUCACAAAAUGCGCCUAGAACAAUGGGAGUUUCGAACACUGCUCCAAUGGUGCACCCAUCAGGCUUACUCACAGAGAGCAGCUCUUUGCACCUCUCCUGCAUUCAAAGCAGAAGGGGGAGUGUGUGUGUGUCCAAUCCUGGAACUCAGUGUAAUAUGAGCAUGAUUUUGGAGAUUUAGGAAUUUCCUGUUUCUUAGGGUCCCCCCUGCCCCAAGAAUUAAAGGCCAAUCUUUGCUUCCCUUUGUGAAAACGAUUGUUCAUGUUAAAAGUCUUAAGGUGAUAUGUUCAAGCCACUGCUGGAGUUGACCUGCAAAAGAGGUGGCUCAACUGCCAAUUCUUCCAUUCUUUCGUCUCUCCUUCCUCCCGAAGCAAGCCUGACAUUCUUCUCCUAUCCAGAACUUCCUCCUUCUUCCUUCUAAAACUGCCUCCUUUGUCUGUGUUUGCAGACCGUAAUUGGCUCACAGUUAUGUGAUCAGCUCCACUACCCAGAUAUCUUUUCCCUCCCUCCCAAUGGAUAAAUCCCCAGCUGCCAACAUAAAUGUUUGUUUUCCCCUGAAUAUAUUGUGGAAGUGCAUUUGGUUUCCGUUGCUUCGGAGCAUCGAAAAUAUCUAGUCUGUAUUUUGAUCUUGAAUAAACCCCUUCAGAGCUGGCUUUGUGUACAUUUUUAGCUGUUGGAAAGAGGAGUGUGUUUCCUCAGCAAAAUGUGUGCUUAAAAGAUAUACUGCCAUAAUACUCUGCUGAUCUGGAGCUGGAGCUGCCUGAUCGGUUAUUGGAAGGCUCUGUUCCUUAUCUACCAUCAUCUUGUUUAGCACAAGAUGUAGACAAGGCACCAGAGACUGUUCUAGACAGAUGACUGUCAGAAACAUGGGCAGAAGCAAUGGGCAAAAAGUAACAUUUUCAGCACUGGGCAAGAGAGUAAUUUCCAGAAUGUGUAAGAAUAAUAGCUCGCCGCAGUUACUCACAAAGGACCCUUGUGAGAACGCAAAUCAGUUUUGCCUGCAAGCUGACAGCAGUGCCCCCUGGGCUUGCAGCAGGCGUGGCGCCCAUCAACCUCUUCUGAACUGCGGUGGGCAGAUCAGCAAAGUAAACAGUUAAAUGUAGCAAGCUGUGAAUACACAACUCCUGGUGCAGGAAUCCUACACCCAUGUUUAUUGGCCAGUCUUCUCCUUGGUUUCCUGCAGAGCUGGAACAAGGAAGUGGCUUCUGUCCCCCCCGCCCCCAAUCUCUUGCACUUGCAGGUCUCCCACUUGACAGGCCUUGAGCAUGAAAUUUUAGAAGUGUUUCAUUAGGCUGGCGAAGGAGUGGCAAGGCACAAAGGCAGUGCUGAUGUCUGCAGUGCAGCUUACUUAACUCCCCAUUGCGUGGGCACUUCAGUCUCAAGCCACAAAACAAUGAAGGUCUAUUGUUGAAGCAAAGGUCUUUCUCCCAGUUGUGUCUUGGAAGUCCUACACUACUCAUCAUGGUAGCUUAUGUAUAUGCAGAUUUUAAUCUGAUUUUAGUUGUUAUUUUAACUUUUUGAAAGUAAUUAUUAUUAAUAAUAAUUCUUAUAGAUAGUUGUAUUGCUUUAUCUCUUUCAUAAACCGAUUCAUGAGUUUUUCUAAUAAUCAAGCAGUGUAUCAGUUUUAUAAAAUAAGUAACUUCUAGCUUCUAUGAAAUAAGUAACUCUGAUUCUUUGGGAAUCAGAGGUGGAGAGAGUUCUGUUGCUCUCAGGUCCUGCUUGCAAUGAUCUGCUUGGCCAUUGUGAGAACGCAGUGCUGAACUAGAUGGUUCUUUGGCCAGGUCCAGCAACUGGCCCCUUCUUUUUGUUCUUUGGGCAAAGAUUUUCAGUGGUCUCAUGUCUUACAAGCCUGGGAAAGUAAGACUCAACUGUAAGAGUGACUUGAUGUUCCAGGCAAGAACCUGCUUUUCGAAAUAACUACUUAUAGCAAGUCUGAAUAGAAGGCUUGAUGGUUCUUCUGUCGAGUAUUGCAGUAGUAGGACAGUGUCCUUCAAAAUUGCUGUUUGUAGAGUAGCAGGUCAGUCUGCUGGGCUUUGAUCAGGAGGCCUUGGUCAUCUGGCCUCAACUUAUAUGCAGCCAGUCCUAGUCUUUGCUCAUGAGGUUUUUUUAUGAGAACCAGAAACAUAACUGGAUGAUCCUAAUGAACUGCUCACUGCCUUUCAUCCUAACAUUGCCCAGCCUAACCCUGAGUUCUUUAUUUAUCAAAUGUAAUUCACCAACAAAUGCAAAGGAAGAUUGUUAGCUUGGGAUAGGGGCUCAUUGUGUGCAAAGCCAGUUAAUGAGAAAAUGUGGUUCAUAACCAUAUGAUUGAUGGUGGGGAGAGUGAAGAGGUGGCUAGGCUACCUUUGCAUAAUGUAACAACCCAUGCAGUGUUACUGCAGAGAAUGCACAGCCUGACGAUCUCAAUCUUGUUUAAUUUUUACAGUAAAUCCAAAGAAAGAUAGUGAAAACACUCCGGUGAAAGGAGGAACAGUAGCAGACCUUGGUAAGUUCUUUGGUUGGUUUUUUUAAAUGAUAGAUUUUCCCCUCUUCUUUGAGGCUGGCAUCUAUAUUUGCUUUGUAACUCAGCCCGUUCCAGGGGUGUGUGUAAAAGCAAUUUUCUGUAGAGGCUUAUUCUUACUCUCUGGAGGGCUCUCAUUCUAAAGGAGGAUGCAGAAGGUAGAAGCCUCCAAAAGGCUGCCAGACGAUUAUUAUUUUUAAAACUGCCCCGGGCAUUUAAAAUUAUCUCUGUAGGUAGGGGAAGGGUGAUUCUUCACUAAAAUAGCUGACACUGCCAUGGCAAGUCUUUUUAUAUCCUGCCCUACUGAAACAAUGUUCAGGGAAGCUCACAUUUCUUCGAGACAAUGCCACUAGUGUUAACUGAACCUUCACAAUUUUUCUGACAGUUACAAAUCACAGCCUCACAAAUGAAACUGGCUAUUUGUUAAAUGCAUUUGAAACAGUGUGAGUCCCAAAAAUGUUUGUAAUUUCGUGGGUUAAAAAUAAAAUAAGGUCUUAGAUUAUUUUCCCUAAAUAUCUGCAGGUUGAAGCAUGCUUUUCCAAGCAGGGUAGUGAUAGAUUUGUAGCUGUAACUGGCGAAAAGCUUUUAUGGCUACCCAGCUUGUCUUACCUUUAGAUGGGAAGGAACCCCAAGUAGGGGCCUCUCAUUAAGGGGUCUUAAUGGGCAGAUGGUCUCAUAUGGAGUGAGACAUGGUGGAUCAAGGCCAAGAAAGGCUUUAUAGGCCAGGAGUUCAAUAGCCUCUGACUUGCUUUUUUACGUCACUGAUUAUUUAUAUUAUGCUUUCCAACCAAGAGGGCUCCCAAGGUGGUUCUUAGGAAAAAACAGAUAUAUAGAAAUACAAAAAUGCAAAUACAAAUGAUACCAAUUCAAUAUAUUCCAACAGUGUUUUAAAACAAUGCACAUCCGUGUUACUUCCAAAAAGGCAUUCACAACAAAAAUGUUAAGGGAAAUCAAGGAUACUUAAGCAGCGUCUUUACCUUAUUAAGGUCAGGGGAAUGGAGCAAGGCAGGAGGAAAAAGUGGUGCCCAGUGAUGGUCCCAGCAGACACUCCCCUGGGCACCCCUCCUCUCUUCCCCACAGGGCCACUGAGCCUUACAAUGGGCAGGAGAAGGGCCACUCCCAGCUAAAGCAGGAACAGGCAUGAUGGUGGUGAGUUGGCUCCCUGCGUCCCAUGCCACAGGUCCCUUUCCCGGUCCGGGAAAAAGAUGGGAUAUAAAUAAAUGCAAGAGAAUAAUAAUACAAGGCUGCUGCUUAAGCAAGUGCCCAUUUACUGGCCUUUAUGGAAUAUACCCUUUCUCCUUUUCUUUCUUCUGUGACAGGCUCAAUGUUUGCCAGGUCACAUGACUUCUCUAGCAAUGGCUUGUGCAUAUUUUUCUGCUCUUGUUCUUGCUGCAGUUAUUGCCCCGUUGAGGCGCAAUGAUGGUAAAGCAGCCUUCCUUGACCAGGCGCCCCCCAGGGGUUUCGGGCUGCAACUCCCAGCAGCCUUAGCCAACGUGGCUGUGGGGUGCUGGGGCUGAUGGGAGUUGUAGUCCAAAACAUCUGGAAGGCACGAGGUGUAAAGGAUCGUUAGUUGUGCCGUUGUGUUUAUUUCUCUCUGCUCAUUUAUUUUGCAGAUGAGCAGGAUGAGGAGACGGUCGCCACGGGAGGAAAGGUAAACUGCUAGCUUUUCAUUUAGAGAAGAAUGAGUGAAAAUGAACUAAAGUGCAGCUUUACCUUAUGUCACUGUAAUGUCAGGUGGGUAACCCUGCCCGCCUGCCAAAUUGGGCCCUCCAGCAGUUGAGAAGUUUCAAGAUUUGGCCUUGUGGCCAGAAAACGUUUCCCACCGCUGCCCCCUGACAUCACUAUGGCCUUUUGAACUUUUUUUGUGCUCUGCACAGCCAAUAACUGCCCUCCCAAACAACUCUAUAUCUUUCCUCCUGCAGGAAGACGAAGAUCCCAACAAAGGUGACCAGAGCCGCUCGAUAGAUACCGGAGAAGACAAUGUCACAGAACAGACAAAUCACAUCAUUAUCCCCAGCUAUGCAUCCUGGUUUGACUAUAACUGGUACGUUCUAGGGUGUAGGGAGCCAGGGAAUUGUCACAGGUCCAGAGUCUGCUGUGUGUGACAGCCACUUGCAUGUUAGCUUGCCCUCAUGUUCCUGUGAUGUAUUUCACAGGAGUGAAAACUACCUUAAUCUGAAAGUUGCAGCCUUUGACAUUAACCUUCCUUUCCACUCUACGUCACAUAUUUUCAUUUUGUAACUAUCUCAGCUAAACUGGCCUCUAUGCACCAUUUGUUGCAAACCGUUCUGGAUGCUAGAUAACUUGGCCCAGGUGUAACCCAGGAAUCAUAUGGCCAGUUAAAACUAACCUUGCCUUCUGCCUCAGCAUGGUGGGCCAUGACCAGUUUAAGCCUGUAGACUGGCUGUUAGCAGCUUCCUGCCUGGAAGGGCUGUUAAAUAAAUGAAACAAAUCUCUUUGUAGAGCUCGGCACUACAGAUGUUCAAACCAGGUUGGAUAGAUGUUGUGCUUGGGUUGCAAGAUGAGCUGUUUCUGUUCGCUUUGAAUGGAUUCUGAAGUGCAGGGAUAAAGAAUGGGGUGCACCCAUCCGCUUCUUCCCUCCUCCCUAAAUGAAGGCAGCAUGCCCUAAAUGUGUGUGUUGAGGUCACUUUCUCAGCCAAAACAGUAGAUAAAUCCAUAUCGCUGCUGAAUAUAUAAUAGGUGUCAGGCCCUGGAACCUGAGAGUUUUAUCCAUCGCUGCUGUGCUGCUCAUACAAUGGACCUUCCUCUCCACACUCCACUCCCCUGCAGCCCCCCUACACACCCUCAAAAUCUGCUCCAGAAGAUUGUUGACCCUCAGAACUGAUCUGGGGAGGGAGGGACUUGGGGAAAGGAAAGGAAGUGAAAGUCCCAUUGUGUAAAUUGAAUACCACUGAGAUAGCGUUCGAUAAAACACUAAAUCUUCUGCAUUAUGGCUUAUCUUAGACUGCACUUAAUUUUGUACACAUGUAGGCUUUCUGAAUGUCAGAGUUAGACCUUCACUGCCCAUUGAAGUGAUGAUGAUGAUGAUUAUAUUUUUAUUUAUUUGUACUCUUCAAGGCAGCUUUUACACAUAAAAAUAAGAACCAAAUUAUUCCCAAUUCCUUUAAAGAAAACUGAGUGGCACACUGAAUACCCCCCCUAAAUUUUUGUUCCGCAUUUUUUCUCUUCCUUGCUGCUAUGGGACCCGUCUUCCUCAUGCAGUUGUAGAUAUGAAUAAAAUCAUGUCUGAUGCUUCCGGCACUGAAGUGCCUUGCUCUGACGUAUGUGGACGCAGCUUGUCUAAUGGCUGUCUGGGGAAAGUGUUUUCGUAUCCAAAGCAUGCCCAAGCACUUGUAACUAGGCUAGACACUACCCUCUAAACGGAAUGCAAAUUGGCCUGGUAUAAUUGCCGUUCCGAGACUUGCGUCAUUUGGUUGCCAAAAAGGAGGAGGUAUUUUUACAUCCAUGUCCGCCUGUUUCCCUUCAUUUCUGUGGUGAAUCUUUCAAACGUUAAAUCUUGUGUUUCAACCAAGUCAGGCACGACAUGCCAGAGAUAACAUUCCUCCAGAAGCAUAGGAUGUGUAGGUAUUCUUUGCCAUUUGUCCUGUCCUGCUAAUUCAAUUAACCAUUUCCAUAUACAGCUUUUAGUGCUAGAGAGGAAGGGUGUUUCUUUAAUUCAAAGCAAAUUUUGAGUCACUUUUCCUCCUAAAGCCUCCAGUGCACUAUAUCAAUUUAAACAUGAGGCAAUAACAUUUGUAAUAAAAACCUGGGUACCAUAAAUAAAAGGGAUGCGGGUGGCGCUGUGGGUUAAACCACAGAGCCUAGGACUUGCCAAUCAGAAGGCCAGCGGUUCGAAUCCCCGCAACGGGGUGAGCUCGGUCCCUGCUCCUGCCAACCUAGCAGUUUGAAAGCACUCAAAGUGCAAGUAGAUAAAUAGGUACCACUCCGGCGGGAAGGUAAACGGCGUUUCCGUGCACUGCAUUGUUUGCCAGAAGCGGCUUAGUCAUGCUGGCCACAUGACCCGGAAGCUGUACGCUGACUCCCUCGGCCAAUAAAGCGAGAUGAGCGCCGCAACCCCAGAGUCGGCCACGACUGGACCUAAUGGUCAGGGGUCCCUUUACCUUUACCUUUACCAUAAAUAAAAUUAACACAGCACCAGCAUCAGUAAAGGAUGCUCAGGUCUAUUACCUUCAUGUCCUGCUGUUGGGCUUCCGCUGAGAAUGUGGUUUGCCACCGUGGGAAACUGAUGCUGAUCUGAUCCAGCAUGGCCUGCUUUUCUGUUCCUGUGUGUUAAAAGUCAGUGGCCCAAGCACUCUUGGGGGAGAAGGUCCUAACACUCAGCUCUGGCCUAAAUCCCGAGAAACGCCUUCUAUAUAUGCAGCUCUGUUAUGGGAGUGGGGGCAGUUGAGGACAAUUAAAGUAAAUGCAUUUGAAGACCUUCAAGUCAGGAACUUCUGUUAAUGGCAGUCUCUCUUGGAGGCUAUUAAAGCAAUUUGUGGAAGAAAAUUCACAUUACCCAAUUAUUUUCGACCUAAUCUUUCAAUAAAUGAACUAGCCUUUCGAUCGUUCUCUGAAAUAGAAAAUCCAUUUCAUAAUUCAAUUGAUGGUAAAGGGAUUAUAUCCAGAACACUGCACAUUGUGGUGUGUUGCAGAUAAAGUAGAAGAAUGCUCUGUAUGUUAAAGGAAUUGGGAGCAGAGCUGAAACCUCAAGAUCCAUAUAUGUUGAGUUGGUGUGUUUUGGUUUUUUGUUUUGUUUUGUUUUGUUUUCUUUAUUUCUUAGCUUUGACAUGGCUGUUUGCUACAUCCCAUAAUGUGUAAAGCAAGCACUUUACUGUGGACAUUGUGACUGUCCUCCAACUCUAAGACUGUAACAUAUUGAAGUCAAUAGUGAUGCUAUAAUAGCAAAUCCGAAAGCUAUGGGUUCCUGCAGUUGUGACCAAUACUACACUUCGUUCCAAACUUAUUUUCCUGCAAAUGUAGAUUCAGAAUUUUAUUCCCUCCUCCUUUGGUAUUAGUGAUCUGGAGACUCUUAAGGUUAAAUAACUGUUUCUUAAACCUAUAUUUAUAGAAAAGGUCUUGUCUUGGAUAGAUGUCAUGCUGUUAGCCGUGGCUGCUUAGUUCAUAGUGUGUGAUCAGUGUUGAGUGAAUCUUGGCAUGUUCUACAGUGACCACAUUCCGCUUUUCCUCCUGACACAGUAUUCAUGUAAUCGAGCGCCGUGCUCUUCCAGAAUUCUUCAACGGGAAAAACAAAUCUAAGACCCCAGAAAUGUAAGUAAAAGCAGAACAAUGUAAGCAUGUAUUGUGUCUCCCUUUUUGCUUAUAACAGGCACAAUGGUUAUUCCCAGGGCAAUUACAGCCAGGUGCAGAUGUAACAAUUUCUGACCUCUUGCAAUGGGGCUUUUGACUUGCUCUUCAGCUUGGCAGUUCCCUGACACCAUAAGCGGCUUUUCCUGCAUGCAUGCCUGUCUGAGACAGCAGAAGGAAUCCAUCUUGGAUCUUUCCGUGUGCUGCGGACACUGUCUUUAGAAGCAACUCACUCAGAGGCAAGUAAAGUUUUUGAGGGCUGAGUGCAGUCUGCAUAAUGUAAGGACAUGGAAGUAAAUACAAAGUUGGUGUUGGAAAGACGGGUUUGGAGAAACGUGGAGUUUGUGUCAAUUUCAUAAGGAUUUCAUGCCAUGCUGAAAUUCUGCGUGUUUUGGGCCGUAUCCAAUACUGUAUCUCUGCUGGUCCAACAGACCCCCAUGAGCAGAAGAGAGCUUCCUCUUUUGUCCUCUCCUGCCCCUUCUCCCACCAUCAAAAUCUACUCCUGAGGUUUGGAAUUUUGAUAGAAGCAGGAGUCAUGAGGCUUCUUUUCCUUGACACAAGAGUUUGGGGGGGCAUCUGCCCCUAUCCUCCACUUUGGAUGAUCAUUACGGGUUUUUGGUUUUUUAAACUAUACCUGCAAACUGUCUCCUCUUCUGUCCUGUGUAACACAGCUAUGGACAUUCCUUAUUGUGCACCAAGCAGCCUUCCUCAAUGCUUCUGUGCUCCCAAGGGUUCACUUCCAAAUGAGAAGGAUGGGAAGGAUUGUGUCGAUGAACACUUUUAUUGUGUAAAUAAUGUUGUCUUGUCCUGUCUUUUCCUCUUUUGAUUUUUUUUAUACUUCAUAUCUUUGUUAUUUCUUUAUUUUCCUCUUUUUUGUUCCUUUAGAAAUUUUCUAUUCUCUACAUAAUUUUCUUUUUACUCAUAUGUGAAGAGAUAGCAUAUAAUGUUUGUAUAGAUAUGUAAAUUUUUAAUCAAUAAAGAUUUAUUUUUUAAAAAAAGCAUUCAUUUCCAAAGCCUGAUUCCCUCCCUCCCUCCCCCCCCAAAAAAAAUAGUUGGAUGGCUUUGGGUUCUUGUGCCUGGCCUGGCCCUCCGGGCGGGGGGGUUAGAGCUCCAAAUAAAAUAUAUUUUGCCAGAGGCUGUAGGUUCUGAGAUGCUGUUUAAAUCCGGUAAUGCAGGAGAAAGAGGCCUGCCUCCCUAGGAGCCAGGCUGAGAGGUUUUGCUGCCAGGCAUCUGGCUUACAUCCAAGAGAGCAGUUUUAACCUGCACUUUUUUAGGGAUGGAGGCACCAAGGAAAGUACUAAGAGACACAGCUCACCUGGGCUUUACUUUGCAUUGGUUAAUUUUUUCUGCGCAAAAAUGAAGUGUUUAGAAGAUGAAUCAUUAAGUGGGCCAACAAGAUAAAGAGAAAAUGUAUUUCCCUUACAUAACGGAAAUAGCUGUCGGAUAAUAUUUUCCUGCUUUCUGCCUCCUGAGCCCCGUAGUUUCUAUCCUGUAUCCCUCUUCUUAAUGUUUGCUGUUCUCUCCCUCUCCAAUUUUCCUUUCCUUUUCUUCUUUUUGUUCUCGCCUCCACCCCCCACCCAGUUCACCAUGGAAGAGUGCGGAAGGAAGCAGGCUGAUAUCCCAGUUGGUCUUCCUCAGCUGCUCUUCCAUGUGUGAAACCCUCUCAGGCUUACUGCAUAAGGGAAGUGGCCUUGGAAUAGCCGGCACCUUCCUGCCCCAGAGGCGCCCUCCUUGGUGCCUCUCUGUAAGGCUCCACUGAACUGAAACUCAAAACUUCUUCUGACGCCUGGGUUGUAACUAAAGGUAUGUGUCCUAUUAGUAAACCGAGGACACCCAAGUAGAUGAGACAUGGCGUAAAAGCUGCACAUUGAAGCCCUCAUUUCCCCUUCUUUUUUUUUGCUUCAGUCCCUAGUCAAAGCAGGCCUUGGUUUUGAACAUAACAGGAAUUGGUUUGGUUUGAAAUAGGUCAGCGUGUCUGUUCGAUUCAGAAAAGGAGAUUGAAGGUGUUUGUUUUGCUUCUCUAUAUACCUGUCCUCAGACAGGUUGUUAAUGAUCAACCACAUAGUUAAAUUGUCAAUAUUACCUGAAAAACCGCCUCCUUCCCUGUAGUAGUUUCUUCACCCUCAGAAGUUCAGGGGGCAGGAGGGUUGGCAGCAGCCUGGGAGGGCCUUCUCUAUGGUGGCCCCUAAGUUAUGGAACUCCACCCCCACAGAGGCACCUGUUCGCCCUGGCUUUUGACACUUGAGGUGCAUAUUUUUAGGGACCACCUUAUCUUUGUGACUGUAAGCUGCUUUAAAUUGUUUUUAGUAUUGCGUCGUAACCUGCCCUGGGACCUUAGGAUGAAGGGCGAGUAAUUCAGCAUCGUAAUAGCCUUCUCUGUUAAAGAGACCCUAACGUUCUCAAGUGACGCACAGUGGGAAAGUGUAUCCAUAUUAUGUCUGUGGAUUUCUUUCCAGAUACUUGGCUUACCGCAAUUUCAUGAUUGAUACGUAUCGCUUAAACCCUCAAGAGUACUUGACUAGCACUGCCUGCAGAAGGAACUUGACUGGAGACGUUUGUGCAGUAAUGCGGUAAGUCUUGCUCUACUUGGCUGCAGGUGGAACAGGAUCUUAAACUCAGCAAAGUGUUUUUUUUUUUAAUCAUCCCUUUCAAGCUAAAAAUCCCAUUGUUCAAAACUUCAGGGUUGGGGAAAUAUUGAGGGAUGAGCACAUUAAUGCUUGAAAGACGAAGAACAUGUACUCUAUGCCCAAAUACAGCCAUGCAUUUUCUUACCUGUUGCUUUUUCUGUCAGCUGACCUGGAGAGUAUCCAUGCGCAGAGUGUUUCUAAGGCAGUGUGGGAAAUGGAAGGAAGAAGCUAUUCUUGCUUAUAUCCUAUGCUGCCUUUUUCUUUCUUUUUUACAAGGUGCUCCAGGCACCAUCCCCAUCUCUGUGGUCUAGGUUAAAAAAACCCUGAUAGCCUAAUAUAGAUUCAAUAGAGACUGGUUGGAAAGGCGUAGAGAUCACAUGAUGUGAUCAAGCCACUCAUUCCCAGCCAUGAUGUCAGUUCUGAGUACUUAUUGGUGUCAUCAAGCAUUUGGGAAAGAACUUCCUCAAUAUGUGCUGUGUUUUCUGGUAUUCUUUCCACAACCUCCUGUUGGCCAUCUCAGAAUCCAGUGACUACACAUUAUUAUUAUUAUUGGGCUGCAGAAGGGUUUCAUUUUAUGAAAUGCCAGAUUUACUCUAUCAAAUGCUCAUUUAAAUAAUUUUGCUUUCCUCGGUUAUUUUGAUUUUAAAUGUUUAUAAAAUCAAAAUCAGAAUCUAAACAAUGCCAAAAGAACAUAUAACCAGACCAACGUAAUAAAGCGCAAAGCCACAAAAAAAACAGUGUUGGAUAAGCCAGUCGAAAGAGCGAGAGUUAAAAUUCAAUUCAAACCAAUUGCCUGGCACAAUAACCGCUUCUUAAUUUGCCUAAAGGCAAGUGAAGAGGGUUUUUCUCACCCUUCAGCAGAUGGGGAGCCUGCCCUGGGGCAAAAGGAGAGAGCUGCAUCAAGUAAUGGGCUUUGUGUGCCAUGGAGGGGGCAGAGGGUGUGUGUGUGUGUACACACGCAUGCAUGCAGCAUUCUGGUAAGUUAUUCCCAAGCCCAACUGAAAUGAGCUGAACAAGAGUAAAAGGAAAAGAUGGUUGUGGAGCUAUUGUAAGAUGCUUCAGGGCUAGUUCCCCAGUUACUGGUCUUGAAGUUAAGUCCUUCUGUUCUGAAAUGUUCCCUCUUUCUGACCCACUGCCUUUCCCAUUCUGAUAACUUUUCCUUCAUUCAGUCUUUCGCUCUUGUAACGUUACCUCCUAGGGUACAUGCCUUUUUGGAACAGUGGGGGCUUAUUAAUUACCAAGUGGAUCCAGAGAGCCGACCCAUGGCCAUGGGGCCUCCUCCCACCCCACACUUCAAUGUGCUUGCUGACACUCCCUCGGGACUCAUGCCUCUUCACCUUCGGACACCUCAGGUAAAGAUCCAUUGCCAUCUUGGAACGCCUUUGCCCCCUACGAAUUGUAGUAGGGCCAGCUGCCUCCUUCCUGGUGUUACUCGGGAAUUCUAAGCGACCAAAAAAACCAGUGCAGUUUUGGAAGGUUCAGUCCGCCACCUUGUUCAAAAUGGUGGCCAGUGGUAUCCAAACAUAGAGGAAAACCUGUUGCACUUGGGGGGCCAUCAUGCAAAAUUUGGUCACAAUAUCAUUAAGAGGGGCCCAAAUGCGUAGCAAGCAAAAAGCUUUCCAAAAUAGUUGAUACCAUCCAGACGCCGAGGGGGAAAUGCUAAAAACUUUUAUAUAAUUCUGUUUCACCCCUGAUUUCGUCAUGUGGUCCUGGAGCUUCAAAUGGGUCAUAGAAGGGAUACUAUAGCUGUUUUUCUUAAUCUGACGGAUUGUGAGAAAUUCUCCUCUCGAGCAUUCUUAAGUAGCAGUGGUAGUAGUAGUAGUAGUAUCUACUAUAAAUAGCACGUUUUCAACAUUCCACUUGCACUUCCCCAGUAACAUAGGCUGAUUAAUAUGACUGUUCUGAUGCUUUCGUAUCCUCCCUCCUGCUCUCAUCCUUUUUACAUUUCUUUACCCAGAUCCCAGCUGCUCAGCAGAUGUUGAAUUUCCCCGAGAAAAACAAGGAUAAACCUACUGACCUGCAGAACUUUGGGCUUCGUACAGACAUAUACUCAAAGAAAACAUUGGCAAAGGCAAGGCACUAGAUAUUCUCUUUUCUUUCCAGACCCCUGUCUGCCCCCCUUGUGUUAUAUAAUAAUAAUAAUAAUAAUAAUAAUAUAAUAUAAUUUGUUAUUUAUACCCUGCCCAUCUGGCUGGGUUUCCCCAGCCACUCUGGGCAGCUUCCAACCGAAUAUUAAAAACAAUACAGCGUCAGACAUUAAAAACUUGCAGAGAUGACGUUUUCUGUUUCUUGGGCACCCCAUCAGCAACUAAGUAGUCAAGGCUAUGUAAGGCAGCCUGCCUCUGAAUGCCAGUCCCUGGGGGUCAUUCAUGGGCUCUUGCACUCAUCUGCUACUUGUGGGGUUCCUGGAGGCACCUGAAUGUUGGGAGAUUCAAGUCAGACAUACUUCUUCACAGAGCACAUGUUCCAACUAUGGGAUUUGCUACCAAAAGAUGUAGUAAUGACCACCAGCUUGGACCAGUAUCGGAGGCAGUAUGCCUCUGUAUUCCAGCAGCUGUAGAGCAAUGCUCUUUCACUUGAGUCCUCCUUGAGAGAUCCUCAUUAGGACAUCUGGCCAGCCACUGAGAAGGAGGUGCCUGGCUAGAUGGGCCUGAUCCUGCAGGGGUGUUCUUACAAUGCAGGAAUUAAUUUCCUCGAUGCCCUCUGCUUAUGAUAGCUCAACAGAAAUACAUGGCUGUCAUUAAAUAUUCAGACUUGUGCCCCUGUGAUGUUUGCGUACCAUGCACAGAACUUCUACACAGUCAAAUCUUUAUAAAUGCUGUGUGUUUGGUUCAGAACAGCUGUUUCUCUCUCUUUCUCUCUCACACACACAUUGAUCCUUUUUUUGGCUUUUUUAGCAACAAGAAUUGAUGCUAAUUUUAAGGCUGGGGUGAUAUUUUCCUAGAAUGCUAAAUAUUUAUGAGCACCUGUAGAGAAUUCUGGGUGAUUUAAUGGGCAUUCUAAGCGUUGCUUUUGAUUGCCAUAUUUGGGAAGAGGAAAAUAAGCAGAUGUUGGGACAAGGCAUGUUAGCCUUCCCCUGUACUGGGGCACAUUUAUUUAGCUGGGCUUGUCUCAGUCACAGUCUUUGCUGGCAUGUUGCAUUUAUUAAAAUUUGACGCAGGUUGUGCAUUCCUGUUAUCUCUUAGUUGCAGAGAGUUGGGAUGAUAGUAGGCUAAUCUACUCUUGGUUUUUGAAUUAGCAGCCAUAUCCUAGUAUCAGUGCAGGGUGUUGUAUGAGGGCCAUUUUGCCUUCUUUCCUUCUCUGCAAUCCUUCCUCUUCCACCCCCCCCCCCCCCGGGACUAUUCUCCUUUGUAGGCUGUUGCUAAAAGGAGAGCUCUUGCACUUUACCUCACUUGUUCGAACAUUGUCUUAAAGGGAAAGUGCCUGCAUGCAGCGCUUCUUCCGUUACACAGAUCCGUAACCUUAGAAAUAGUUAACCCUCUAUUCUGAUCAGAUUUCCUACUGAGCGAGUGUUGAUUGCUUUGGGGAUUCUUGCCUCAACUGCUGAGUCAGGCUGCCCCAAGGAGCAGCAGUCAUCUUUCUCAGUAGUGGCGCCUGCCCUGUGGAACGCCCUCCCCUCAGAUGUCAAACAGAUAAACAACUAUUUGACUUUUAGAAGACAUCCCUAUAUAGGGAAGUUUUUAAAGUUUUAUGUUUUAUUUUGUGUGUGUGUGUGUGUGUGUGUGUGUAGAUUGAUUGAUUGAUUGAUUGAUUGCUGGAAGCCGCCCAGAGUGGCUGAUGGGUGCCAUACAAAUAAUGAAAUGAUGAUGAUGCAGAUGAUGCAACUUGCAAGAGUUUAUCAGGUUCUCCUUUGACAUGGCAUGUGCCACUAGGGCUUGUCUGUGUUUAGGGAGGCCCCUUCCAACAAGUAACACAUCUGUGAUGGAACAAAUUGCCAAUCCCACCUCUUGACAAUAAUAGCCAUACUCAUCUGUGCACUGGGUACACGAGUGAAUUGUUUCCCCCCUCCUUCAUACAGAGCAAAAGUGCUAGCGCUGGGCGAGAAUGGACAGAACAAGAGACUCUGCUGCUACUUGAGGUAAGAAAUUUUGAGUGGGGGGAAAUUGGGGAAUUGUGAUGGUGGGGAUGCAGAGAAAAGGAGGCUGCUGAGUGACAUUUGAAGUGGUACCUAGUUUCUGACUUACAUUGAAUUAAUAUGUUUCUGGGUGACUUCUUGUAUAGAACAAGGCUGUUGAGUAGAGAGCGGAGCCUUUUCUGCAGUGGCUCCCCGUUUGUGAAAUGCUCUCCCCCAGGGAGGUUUGCCUGGCACCUUCAUUAUAUAUUUUUAGGCGCCGGGCAAAAACGUUCCUCUUCAACCAAGCAUUUGGCUGAUUAAUAUCCUACAGACGUUUACAUGUGCCUGUGGGAAGGGGGGGGGUUAUUGUUUUGUGGUUUUGGUUUAAUUAUUGUGUUUUAUCUUGUAUUUUAUUCCAAACUGCCCUGAGAUCUGUUGAUGAAGGGUGGUACAUAAAUUUAAUAAAAUAAUAAUAGUAUAAUAAUAAGCAAUAAGUAAAACAUGAGUCCUUGGUUGUCAGCUGUAUGGCUAUAGAAUUGUUGAUGGUGUUUUGUUGCAAAGCUGUGGAUGAACCUGAAAGGAGUCGAUGCAAGAAUCUUACAAAAAUAGAAUUGUAGAUUUGGAAAGGACCCCAGGGUCAUUAGUCUAACCCCCCUGCAAGGCACCCAUGACAGAUGGCUUAAAAACCUUCCAUGAAGGAGAAUCUGCCACCUUCAGAGGGAGUCUGUUCCACUGUCGAUCAGCUUUACCAUCUGAAAGCUCUUCUGAUAUUUAGUUGGAAUCUCCCUUUUUGUAACUUGAAUUCAUUGGUUUGAGUCCUACCCUCUGGAGCAGUAGAAAACAAGCUUGCUCCAUCAUCCAUGUAACAGCCCUUUAGAUAUUUGAAGGUGGCUAUUGUAUCACAUCUCAGUCUGCCCUUCUCCAGGCUUAAACAUAUCCACCUCCCUAAACCAUUCCUCCCUCCCUAAACCAUUCCUCAUAAGGCUUGGUUUCCAGAUGCGAUGAGGCCUUUGUAAUCUUGCUGUACAGAGCCUUAGGUUGUGUCUCAAAGCUGCUUACAUACAUAUUGGAAUUUGUUUAAUAUUAUCUAUCGGCAGUUCUUCAUUGCAAAGGCUGCUGAGUGAUGUACAGUUUAUAUGAAGAAACUGUAAUGAAAUCUCUAUAUAAAACGUUAAAAGUGCAAAAGGGUAGCACUCAUAAAAUCCAGCAGAGCUAUAAAAACGAAAAUAAAACAUGCUCUAAAAUACGCUGCAGUGGCUAGGCAGCUGAAAAAGACCCUCUUCCUUGUGCUGAAGAGGCUUCAAAAAUGGCAUCAGGUGAGCUGCUCUGGGUAGGUGUUACUAAUGCAAGGCACCACGAUGGAAAAAAAUCAUCUUCCUAGGCAUCCACCACCUCGCUUUAGGCGAUGGGAGGACCUGGAGGAGAGCCUCUGAUGAGCAAAUGGUUCAGGCAGCCUCCAGUAGGAAAAGGCCCUCUUCCAUUGGCCCUCAGGCACAAGAGGCAGUCAUUGUUCCCCUCUACAUGAAUGAGGCUGCUUGGGCUUUUGUGUUCACUUGCCCCCCCCCCCCAAAAAAAAUCUUCCACAUGUCAGGGGAGAUUAGAGGAUUCUGCUUCAGAUUUUAAACUAGCCACAGUUCCCUAUGUUUUGAUCCUUAUUUGUUCUCACCUUAAUUUAAACAAACCAUGGGUUUCCCAAGUUUGGAUGUCAAGAUAAAUGUAUUAUAAACAUAAGUUUUAUAAAAGAGGAUUAGAAAAAUUUACGCAGGAGAGAGCUGCUGAUGGCUCCUAGCUUUAAUGCCUCUACAGCUGGAGACAGCAGUGCUUCUCUUUCACAGGAGACAAGAGUGUUGACCUGCUUGGUGUGACGUUAACAUAUGAGAGAGUGCUGGAGGUGAAAUAGUUAAACAGGUUGCCCAGUCAGGUCCCAGGGGGGUGGAGUCAGUGGGACUAUAAAACCAGCUCUGGGAGGGGCAAAAAGGAGGAGUUCGGGUGGUUGGUUGGAGUGGGAGUGAAUUGGGAGUGAGUUUGUGGGUAGGUUGAGUUAGUGUCGCGAAAUAGGCUGAGUCAGGAACAGUUAGGGGCUAGGCAGACAAGUAAAUAUCUGAGAGGUGGUUUAGUGAGUGAGAGCAGGUAGCGGAAGUUAUAGGUCUGGAUAGGCACCCCAUGAAUGUAAUUGUCUGAUACUGUUUAUGAAACCACACGCUUGUUAAACUGCAAUAAAUAAACAGAAGUUUAUGUUCCAAUUUAACCCUGACUGGAUUCAGUAUUGUCCCAGGUAGGGCCUGGGUGGUGGCAGCGAGAAAUAAAGUAGUGGCACAGGGAUCAAUAGACGGUGAAAUGUCUGGGGACCCUGUGUGAUCGCCACACUUGGGUCCUGCUUCCGGGUUUCCCACGGUCAUCUAGGUGGCCACUGUGAGAACCUGAUGGUGUGCUAGAUGGGCCAUUUGCCUGAGCCACAGGCUCUUCUUAUGUUUGUUGUUCUUAUAGAAGCAGAAGCUUCUUACUCCUGGAGAUGAAAGAGGGGAGUGGGGUGCAGAAGCUCAAAGCUCACCGUGGUUCAUUCACAUAGCAGGAAACCAUGGUUUUCUGUCAAUGCUGAACUGAACCAUAGUAUUCUGUUCCUACCCAGGCCGUCCACUCCAUCAUUGGGCAUUGGAACAACAACAGCAACAAAACCUUGCACACUGCCUGCCCUAGUCUGAAAAUAAGAGUGUCUUGAUACUUUGCUUGGGAGGUCUCGAUGGUAUUUCCAGUCGAUAUUUUCUCCAUAUCACCCGCUUUUCCCUGUUGACGUUAAUUGUAGCCUUGCUGUGCUUCUGUCUCGCUUUUUGAAAAACAGAGCUUAAUAGCAUUUUGAGUUUGGGGGAGCAAAGCAGAAAAAGAAAAAGGCAUGUAUCUGACUUGUAUUCCCCAAGCACUUGUGGAGAAACGUCAGACUGGGCUACUGCUAGGUCAACCGGCAUUAAGUAAAAAGGCACAGGAUGAGGCACGGAUAAAAAGUGAGGCAGGAAAUACUUAUCAGAGAGCCGUGGUGAGCUGAGUGUUGCUCAGACUGAAGAGGCAGGGCUGAGCUGGAAGCUCUUGCAAGGGGUUGCUCUAGUCAUGUGAUGUUCUAGUCUGCUAGGUGUGUUCAUUGGCUGUUGCAGGGUGGGGGCUCGCAUUGCAUGUUUAUAGCACCCACCCCCGGCAAGAGCUCACACAUGCAUCCUGCCUGACGUCACUGUCACCUUCUUGUGGGGUGCAAGUUCUUCUAGGCCAAGUGUGCAGGAUUACGACCCUUGCAGAUUUUUCAUUGUUCAGCACUGAGUUUGUAGUAAACACCAGCUGUGCUGUAUCUCUGAGCAGGCCUAAUUUCCCCCUGUGUUGCUCCAACACGGAGGCUUUCAAGAUCUGUGCUCGCAUAUGUCAUGGCUUAAUAUAAACGUGGAAGUGCUGGCUGACUUUGGUGUCUGAGCAAGCCAGAAGCCCUCUUGCCAGACGAGAGGGAAACGGUAGCUGCUGGUUUCUGACAGCGCAGGCGGCUUCCUGCUUGGCGGCAAAGCAUGCCUUGUGCUUCCUUGAGUAAAUCAAGUUGUCUAAUCGGCAAGAGCGUGCAGGUCUGGUCUUCCUCUGCCUAGCCCAUGCUGGGAUUGCAAUAGCUCUGGCAGGCCAAGCAAAUCUCCUUUGGUUUCAGGAAAGCAGCCAGGAUAGACUUUCUCCUCUUGCUUAGGAAACCACCCCAGCCUUUCCUGAAGAGGAGUUUAGUGGCAUAACUUGAACCUGAGUGGGGUAGGGAGGGAACACACAACCACCUGAGGAACUAAACAGUCACCAUCCGGCUCAUUGCCGUCUCCACAUGCCACCUGUUCCCUCAUGGUAAGGUAGCUAGGUAAAGCUUCCCCCUUAAUAGCAGUGUGGAUGUUAGAGUACUAGCAAAAGGGGGAGGCAGGUUCUGUCUUAUAAAUGGUGCACUCACUGUCUCUCCCUGAUUUCUUGAAUACGUAGCAGGAACACUGUCAGUGUGGUGUAGUGGUUAAGAGCGGUAGACUUGUAAUCUGGUGAACCGGGUUCACUUCCCCGCUCCUCCACAUGCAGCUGCUGGGUGACCUUGGGCUAGUCACACUUCUCUGAAGUCUCUCAGCCCCACUCACCUCACAGAGUGUUGUGGGGAAGGAAAAGGAGAAAGUUAGCCGCUUUGAGACUUCUUUGGGUAGUGAUAAAGCAGGAUAUCAAAUCCAAACUCCUCCUCCUCCUCCUCCUCCUCUUCUUCUUCUUCUUCUUCUUCUUCUUCUUCUUCUUCAUUGGAUGGGGCAGCAUAACAGAAUUCUGCUUCCAUACAGAGGUCCAUUUUACAUGAAAACAUCUGUGUUACUUCAGGAUGAUGAGUUUGACACUGCAUUGCUUAUCAACACUGGGAUGCAGUGUAUAAAAUAAUGUCAUUUAAUGCACCUUACGGUGUCUGAUUGUGUAAAGCAGUCGUGUUGAUAAGGUUAUUUGCAGCGGCAGCAUAUCUUACACUUUCAUUGCCGUUAAUAGUGCGAAUAGCCCGGAACAGCGAUUUCCAGAAAGAUACAGUUAUGUGGUUUAUUUGCAGCCCAGAGGUGUCAGUUGAUCUUAUACUUCCAUAUUUGAAAGGAGGUGACAAUUAUAUCAGUGGCGCUUGGGUAAAAGUGAACUGUUGCUAUGCAAGACGGCAAGAAAGCUUCAGAGCAGCUAAUUCAUAGGAGGACCAUCUUGUUAAUUCAUUUUUGACAGGGAGAGAGCCCAGCGUCUGUACUAUAAUUUAGCUCUCUAGACACAACUGCUUUUUUCCUCUCACACUUUUUAACAUCCAGAUAAAGCAGCGAAGCGGAUAUCAGUUUAUGUUUCAACCUCCAAUAGAUGAAGCACGUCCUUUAUAAAUUCUUAGAGUGCCUUUGAGGAAGUGCAUAUGUCACAAGCUUCAAAAAAAAUAAAUAUCCAAGUUGUCCCUUGCCUGCCGGCCCUGUAUCUCUUUGGCGCGGAGUCGGUUUUUCCCCUCCCUGCAGGUUAAUCACUGUCAGAUCUCAGCAGGCAGAUAAAUGAAGUUGUGUUACAUACAUGUUAAAUUCCACAGAACACAAAAGGAAACGUUAUUGGCUUUCUUCUAAGCAGUAAGACAGCUGAAACAAGCGGAAAUCAAGGUUGCCAUGGGGGAAAACAUUUAUGUGCCCGGUUAGAAUUAGUGCAGCACAGAGUGGAAUCCAGGUGGGGCAGAUUCUUGGAAGCCCCCUACUCAGUUUGUGACCUCUCCAGCAUCCUUUGCCUCUCAGGCUCUCCUGGUUACUGCCUAAACCCAAGAACAUGUUGUAUCUGUAGUUGUUAAAAUAGAAAAUGUGAUUUGGCACAGAAGCCAGUUCUUUCCCAGCUGCUUCUCCUAUUCCCUGACUCUUUGCAUUUACAGUGUCAGUUGUUUUUUAGCUCCAUUCACACAUUUCUUCCUUCUUAGAGCUGCUUCGCACAUUGUGUAGUGUAGGUGUAAAACAUAAUGGCAACAAACAUGUUCUCUAACGCUUGUAUCCUGCGGGUGCAUUAGUGAAGAAAUUGGGAUUGGCUGCAGCGGCUGACUAAGUGUACAUUUUGCUACCACAUGUUAUAAAAGCAUUCGCUGCCCCGGCCUUUCCAGAAGAGAACACCAAAUUCCCAAUGCAGCAAAUAAAUCUCACAGGAACUCAUGCCAGUAACAUACAGCACACAGAUAUAUGCCUUAUUUGUUCCUGUUGCGAAACCCGGGUAUCUUUAUUAUGGACUUCUAGUCCCUGGAACUUGAAUUGCGUCUUGUAAUAGCAGUACAAGUCUGGCUGUUUCCGUGUGGAAUGAGCAAGGUGACAUUGGAUUUUGUAGAACGGUUGACACGAUGGCUGAUGUAGGAAAGCUCAGCUAAUCAAAUUGUCAGCAGCUGCUUUCAUAUAAAUUUUUGGGUUGUUAUUCUCCAUAUGGGAGAGAAGACUUGGAGGUCAUGUUUCUCUCCAGAGAAAGAGAACCCGUUGAAGUCCUUUUUUAUUUUUAUUUGUACCCUCCAGUACAUUUGACAGGUAUGCCUUUCCUUUUUUGACAGGUAUGCCUUUCCUUUUUUAAAAAUUUGUAAUCCUUUUGUGCAAUAUUUUCGUAAAAAUCAAAGUGUUUGCACUACACUAUUCUCCUUGGUACCCUCCCUCACCUUAAGAACAAUCAGUUCACUUUUCUUUUCCCUUUUCAACAUGCUCUAGAAACAGAUCUGUUGCAUUUCAGAUGGGAAGUAGAAACAGGAUAUCUCCGUCUUCCAAUUCUGCCCUCCUCCAGAUACUUAGAUUAAAUUCCACAACUUAUUCUAGGUGCCAUAGUUCCAAAAUUUGGAGAAAACACAAGCUGGAAGAGAUAAUUCAGCCACACAAAGCUUAGAAGCCAGCAAAUAAAGAAAACAGUCUGAAAGCCUACGCCUUCAGGUGAUGGUUUACGUCAGAGUGGAGUCAUGUCAGGGUGGGGUGGGGACAAUUUAGAUGAGCCAAUAUGAAUCAACCCAAGAGAAGGGACUACAGGAAGGAAGGACACAAAGAUUAUGUCCAAUAAUAAUAAUCUUGGCAAGAGAUGACGCUGUAGCAUGGACUAGUAGAUUAGAAGUAAUUGGAAACCAGGUUGGAGAUGGGUCAAGAGAGAUGGAAGGCAGAAAAGGAUGCAGAGACCUGAGUUGCUCAAAGGAAGAGGGAUGGGAGGUGAGAGUUGCAAUGCAUUUGAAAGGUGAUAGGAAAGAUUAUAGUAGAGGUGCAAAGGCCAGUGAGGCAAGGCUGUGGGACUGGAGGUGGCCAGGGAAGGAGGAGCAAAACGCCGGCACCCUGUCUCUACAACUUCACUAACAUCCAUCUACAACUUCACUAGCAUCUCUCAGUAUUGUGAACAACACCGGACUUACCUUUUAAUAGGUAUCUUCAUGAACUUACCUAAAAAGAGAAAGAAAACAAAAGACUGAGUUAAGCAUUUGAAAAAUCUAUUGAAAUUAUAAGGCAUUAUAAGUUCAUCUUAGACAGGGUAGUUUGCAAGUUUAUGUGGCUUUGCACAAGGUUUUGUAUUUUUCUCAGAAGAUUGAUAAAGAAUGUAUAAUUAUUUUGGUAAUUACUGUGUGUAUAUUAGUCGCCAAUGUGUUUUGAAAUAGCAACUCUCAUAUCCAAAGCUGAAGUGCUAGGCGGGUGUAGGCCUUACUUUGGUGAAUUUUGUUUCUGUGGUCAGGGAAAUAUAUGGGUGGGGAACCUGAAUGGAAGACACCAUACCAAUAAUGCAGCAAAAGUUUUAGGCAUGUUUCUGAGGUCAGAGGAUCUAAAUGACAGCGCUUGGCUACCUUCUCUUCAUGUUUCAGAGUCAGUGUUGUAGAAGGAAGGGGUGGUAAAAGAUCCCCAAGAGUUGCUGCUGCUUGGACAUUUUUUGCCACUAGGAGAGUUCAGAAGUAGCAGUGAUGGCCCAGCGGUACCAAAGACUGGAGGAUGGUACCUAGGGGCAAGCUUACACCAUAAAUUCUUGUCUCUAAUGUUCUGGCCUUUCUCUGACUGCUUGCCAUACUGAAAGAAGGUUCCCAUGUAUCUCAUACAAUAGAAGGAUCCUGCUGUCAAACAAGUUGCAGAAUGUAUGCUGUUUUGGUCCAGCGUAAUCACUUUUGACACUUGCUUUGCAGGUCUGGUAGCUCACCUUUUCUGAAAUAAACAUUCUCAGAAUUUCUCAGCUCUUCAUAUUUGUUCUUUUUACACACAUUUGCUAUUAUUUACCUUCAUUGAAAGACGUUCACAAAAACCGAUCAAAAUAUUUCUCUUAAAAGAGUAGUCACAUGUAGCCAAACCUUCCCACAGCUUACUAACACCUGCUUCUAAUCUCAACAGGACCACAAAUUGUUUCUAUUAUCUGAACAAAUGUUCAGUUCCUGCUCUUCUCAUGGUAUAUGUUUCAGUUACCAAAUUUGUGAACCAACUACUUUUGCAUGGCGUCUUUUUAAAAGUUGAUUCCCCCCCCCUUUUGUUUUUAAGGCGUUGGAGAUGUACAAAGAUGACUGGAAUAAAGUUUCUGAGCAUGUCGGAAGCCGCACUCAGGACGAGUGCAUCCUCCAUUUCCUGAGGCUUCCAAUUGAGGAUCCUUACUUGGAGAACUCCGAUGCCUCGCUGGGCCCUUUGGCUUACCAGCCUGUGCCUUUCAGCCAGUCUGGAAACCCUGUGAUGAGCACCGUGGCUUUUCUGGCAUCUGUCGUGGAUCCCCGGGUGGCGUCUGCUGCCGCUAAAGCAGCUUUAGGUAUGGAUCACCUUCCCUCCCCACCCGCUUUCCAGUUCAAUCUUGUCUGAGAAGGUCUUAAUUUCAUGCUUGGUGCUGACUUAGCCUUAAAGAAAAUCCUCCACCGUCUCCUUGGCUGAUCUGUCGUAAGUUCACCAAAACUACUUAAGGACUGCCUGGAAAGAUGCUGGUAUUUAGAAAGGGGGGGGUUGAGGGGGGGGAACAUUCUGCGCACAGGCUGGCAAACCUGCCCAGAGAAGCAAAUUGAAGCCUGCUUUCAUCUUUUCUAUAGUCUGCCGCCUGCUGUCACUUACCUUUAAUUGGUUAAUGUUAGUAAAGCACCGCCUAAGCCAAGUGGUACCUAAACGCCAAGCAUUAAUUUGUCAUUUGUGUAGCUCAGUGUAUAACUUCAAAAGGGCCUUGCUAACCUAUUACGAAUGCUUCAGGUUCUGCUGUCUGCUCCCAUCCUUGAUUUCAUCUUCCUGAGAUGCUGUCCAAGAUGCUCUCAAGAUUUCUGAACAAAACAGCCCUUGUAUUAUUAAUUGACGCACAAUGGCAAUACGUGCAUUAGAGUUUAGUGUGUGAGAGUAAUGCGUUUUUAAAAUAACUUGGAAAUUGCCUUAUCCAUUCUGCAGGCAGCUUCCCCAAAAGGCUUCUCUGCAUGUCAUCUUCCCUGAUCAGUCAAUUCAAAGCGCUGGUGCUAAAAUUACCUUCCUUUUUAUGUCUCUUUUUCAUGGCUCCCCUCUCAAGGCUGGUGCUGCUUUGUGCUUUGAGCUUUUGGGCCAUUAAUUUUGGGGUCCUCUUGUCUGCCUUGCCCGAGUCUCUUGCCACAUCUCCCUUUGUUCUGCUAUUCAUUGGCCUGUCCUGCUGUCAGCUCCCUUUGUCCCCUUCUCCCACUCUGCUCUUGGCUUUGUGACUCACAUCUCCCUUGCUAAAUGUCCAAUAAACAGGAGUAACUACAAUAGUGUAAAAUGUGCAAUCAGAUCAUCCAGCAGGGUCAUCUUAAAGCAGCCUUUCUCUACCUGUGGGUCCCCAGAUGUUGUUAAACUACAACUCCCAUCACCCCUAGCUAGCAAAGCCAGAGCUCAGGGAUGAUGGGAGUUGUAGUCCAACAACGUCUGGGGACCCACAGGUUGAGAACCGCUGUCUUAAAGAGUUACCUGUUCUAUUGGUACAUGACUUUGAAACUCCUCCCGCCUAAAAACAAACUUCUAAGCUUUGUCAUUUUUACUUUUUUUACAGAGGAAUUUUCCAGGGUCCGAGAGGAAGUCCCACUGGAACUGGUUGAGGCCCAUGUCAAGAAGGUGCAGGAGGCAGCCAGAGUCUCUGGAAAAGUGGAUCCCACUUACGGACUAGAGAGCAGCUGCAUUGCCGGAACGGCUCCAGAUGAGCCAGAGAAACUUGGUAUGUCCUUAGGGGUUGCCGUCUGGUGCUCCUGUCCAUCAUGCUUGUCUCUGAUUUGUGUUUAUGUCAACCAAAGGGAAUAAUAACUAAGGGAAAAGCUAUAGUAGAACAUGACUUGCUUUAUUUUGGGGUGGGGUGGGGAGCAGGCAGAAUUAGAGAUUGGGUUGUUCACAUAAGCCACCAUAUUUUUGGCCAUUGAGCGAUGAAGAAAACCAAUAUGUAAUUGUGACUCUGAGAGUCACAUGACAGCUCGUACUCUGUAAUCAUUAUUGCCUGCAUCGUUCUUGAACUCAAGAAAAAUGAAAUGUUUGAUCUUGACGGGGCAGUUGGAAUUAUGCCUGAUACAAUGGUUGAGAAUCCGUGGGGUGUCAAAAGUGUGUCAAAAGUGCCAGAAGCUUUGGACUACCUUAUUUACUUCCCAGAAAGUCGUUUACAAUAUGAGACGUUUGGUUUUAUGCUUGGAGAUUGAACAUUAUUCUCCCCAUUUGGAAUAAUGAUCGAAAUGCCACACCAGCAUAGAUCAGUAUGUGGCAAGUUCAGGAAACAGCAAAUUAGGGGUCAUCUUGAUAAUUCCUACAUUUAAGCAGAUUGUACAACACAAUGGAAAGCAGUCCUUGAGUGAGAGAUAUUGCUUCUGGUGUGAGACUUGAGAGUAAUUAGGGCAUGGUUCCUUCCAUUUUCUGCAUACACAAUAAAGCAGAAUUUUACAGCUUUGUCAAAAUAUAAUUACUGAGCACCAUGGUGAAUACAUCCUUUGAUUCAGUCUCCUGCUAAGACCAAAAUGCCACAGUGCUUAGUCUGCAGCACACUGUUAUGUUUGUAGGUUACGUUACCUACUUUUAACGUUUCUGCAGGCAGUGCCAGUCAAGGUACAGAGGAGCACGCAGUUUGGCUGAUGGACGUUCGGUUACUUUGUGCCCUCCUGAACGAUAGCGUCUCACCAAUUUUGUCUAUUGAAACUAAUUUUCCUAGACUCCUGCUCUUCUCUUCCUCCUAUACCCACCAACCUUCAGCACCCACACAGUUUACAGUAAUCUUCCUUCCCACAAUUACAUACGAUAACAGCAACAGUACCACACGUUGCCCCAGUCUCUUGAGAACAGGGAAUUUCAGUCAAGCUGCAGUAAUGUCAAGCAUUGACACUUGAACUCAAAUCUCAAGGCUCCACACCCUUGUGAACGUCUCAGUAACUGUCCUUAUGCUUUGUUUCCCUUCUGUGUCCUUUCCAUGUACCUUAUAGGUUUCAGGUGAACACCUGAGGUUGUGAUUAGCUUCAUGGCUGCCUAGCUAAUACUCUGCUCCAAUAGAUCUGGAACUUCCUCCCAGAGAACCAGACCAGGGCGAGGUUUUGAUUUUUCCUGGCUGUGCUGAGUUCUGUGCUUUUAAGUGGAGAUGAUGAUAAUAUUAUUAAUAAUCAUAAUAAUUUAUGCUUGUACCCAGCACAUAUGACUGGGUUGCCCCAGCCACUCUGGACAGCUUCCAAUAAAACAUAAAAGAGCACACAAUACAGCAGACAUUAAAAGCUUCCUGAUACAAGGCUGCCUUCAGAUGUCUAUGGAAGGUUGUAUAAUUGGUUACCUCUUACAGGCGGCCAUCCUCCAACUCAUCAGGGGCAACUAUGAAUGUGGCAGGGCGAGCGUCCUCACUCCCACUGUGUUCUCCACGUGAUUAACAUCAGAUGGAGGAACAAGCGCCUGAAUAGGGCUCUUUAGUAUUGAGUGCUGAAUAUUUCCUUUUUGAAACAUUUAGAGACCCCGCUUCCAUUAAAAAUACAGUAAAUGGGUGUACAGCAUGCAAAAUUACAGCAAGGACAGCAGAAACAUAAGUAAGAAGCCACGUGUUUUCCCUUUCGCUCGCUAGCGGCAGAUAAUAGAAUUUGAAGCCUUUCCUUGGCCCAGAGAAUAAAACGUGAGAUGCAGAUUAUUUCUGAAUGAGAGAAAUGAACUGGAUUUUUGCAGUUAAUGUUAGCCAGUUAAUGUGAUUUGUAUUGAUCUGUGACUAAUGGAAUAAAUUAGGGCAGGAGCAGAUGGCUCUCUGUGGGGGAGUGGCUUGGCAAAAUUGAAUUGGGUCACUCGACGGGCUGCAGCGCCUCUGCUCUGAAACAGCUUUUCACCAGAGGGUGCAAGGCGAAGAAAACCUCUGCCAAGCCUGUGCUUUUUUUGCAGGGGGGGGAGGUUUACAAAUAUGCAACAGCAAAGUUGCAUGGUAUAUGCCUGCAGAAAAUACUGCUUAUAUAUUUGGGCAGCUAAAACCAGAAGGGUUGGAUUUAAAACAUUAUUGCUCUAGAGUGCUAAAAAUGUUUCUUUGGGGGGAAGGGUGAUCCCUCACUAGUAAUUACUGUAGCUGAGCCGUAAAACUGCAGCAUGACCAACUGCGUUGGCAGUGUUAGCUGGUAGUCCCAGCGCCCAUCCCUGAAUCAUUUAGCAGAGCCAUGAUGGGCAGCGUAGACCGCGGGUCACACCACACAUUUACAUGUAACAAGUGAGUAUGUAAUGCACACCCGCGGCAAAUGUGCAAUUGUACAGGUAGCUGAGAAAAUGCCACUGCAUAAGGCAUGAAGAAACCCUAAGGUUAAGCGAAAUAUUUUGUCAUUCCCAUGUCUUCGUGUUGAAAGAGUGGAGAAAUCCUCACUCGCAUCGUUCACUGGUUCUUAGGACUUACUGGAGGCUUCAAGUGCAGCAUCCCAGGGUUGCGCGCCGCCGCCGCCACCCUGGAAAAACGCCCUGGGAAGGCUGCAAACUUCCCCAGUCUCCAGAGCAUUCCCUGGUGGCCCACUCUGGCUGUAAAUCUUCUUCAGUACAGAAUAGCUGGUAAUAAGCGACCCUUCUCUCCUGAAAAGAACACGCCAGUCUUCUGGUAAAAUGGUACCUCGGGUUACAUACGCUUCAGGUUACAGACUCCGCUAACCCAGAAAUAGUGCUUCAGGUUAAGAACUUUGCUUUAGGAUGAGAACAGAAAUCAUGCUCCAGAGGCGUGGCGGCAGCGGGAGGCCCCAUUAGCUAAAGUGGUGCUUCAGGUUAAGAAAAGUUUCAGGUUAACAACGGACCUCCGGAACGAAUUAAGUACUUAACCCGAGGUACCAUUGUAUAUCAUAGCAGAAGAAAGACUUAAUCGUAGUUCUAAAACUACUUUAUUUACAGUCUUAUAUACAGAGACUCCAUCUGUACAUGUGUGCUCUCUGAACCCCCGUACAGAACUGCGACACACACAGACGUGAAACCAACUUCCAAAAGUACUUAGAAGGAAGAGAUAAUACCGACUUCCUUUCUCACGCUUUCUCAGACACUCACAUGAUGUAUGCAAAUCAUAGUACCGCUCGCUGGAGCAGCUCGGAUAGAUAAAAAUCAUAACAGUUACCGCAGCAGGCUUUCGCCAAAACUGACUCCUUAUUGUGUAUACACGGGCAAGGUGGGCUGUGGAGGGGCACAUGGAAACCCGUUGGUGCUGUCUUGAUCAUGGGCAUCUCAGUCAGGCCUGCCCCCAACCCUUUUAGAUUUUAGUGCAUCUGCUGGGCCCCCUAUGCUACCACUCAGUGGAUUUGUAACUGGCUGACUGACCGAACCCAAAGGGUGCUCAUCAAUGGUUCCUCUUCAUCCUGGAGAAGAGUGACUAGUGGGGUGCCACAGGGUUCUGUCUUGGGCCCGGUCUUAUUCAACAUCUUUAUCAACGACUUGGAUGAUGGACUCAAGGGCAUCCUGAUCAAAUUUGCAGAUGACACCAAACUGGGAGGGUGGCUAACACCCCAGAGGACAGGAUCACACUUCAAAACGACCUUGGCAGAUUAGAGAACUGGGCCAAAACAAACAAGAUGAAUUUUAACAGGGAGAAAUGUAAAGUAUUGCACUUGGGCAAAAAAAUGAGAGGCACAAAUACAAGAUGGGGGACACCUGGCUUGAGAGCAGUACAUGUGAAAAGGAUCUAGGAGUCUUGGUUGACCACAAACUUGACAUGAGCCAACAGUGUGACGCGGCAGCUAAAAAGCCAAUGCAAUUCUGGGCUGCAUCAAUAGGAGUAUAGCAUCUAGAUCAAGGGAAGUAAUAGUGCCACUGUAUUCUGCUCUGGUCAGACCUCACCUGGAGUACUGUGUCCAGUUCUGGGCACCACAGUUCAAGAAGGACACUGACCAACUGGAACGUGUCCAGAGGAGGGCAACCAAAAUGGUCAAAGGCCUGGAAACGAUGCCUUAUGAGGAACGGCUAAGGGAGCUGGGCAUGUUUAGCCUGGAGAAGAGGAGGUUAAGGGGUGAUAUGAUAGCCAUGUUCAAAUAUAUAAAAGGAUGUCACAUAGAGGAGGGAGAAAGGUCGUUUUCUGCUGCUCCAGAGAAGCGGACACGGAGCAAUGGAUCCAAACUACAAGAAAGAAGAUUCCACCUCAACAUUAGGAAGAACUUCCUGACAGUAAGAGCUGUUCGACAGUGGAAUUUGCUGCCAAGGAGUGUGGUGGAGUCUCCUUUGGAGGUCUUUAAGCAGAGGCUUGACAACCAUAUGUCAGGAGUGCUCUGAUGGUGUUUCCUGCUUGGCAGGGGGUUGGACUCGAUGGCCCUUGUGGUCUCUUCCAACUCUAUGAUUCUGUGAUUCUGAACAUGCAAUGCAGUAAUAAGUGUGCCGUUUGGGAGGGCCUGGCCUCCUCAGAGGCUCCGGUGCUACUUAGUUUUAGGCACUCAAAAGCAAUUUUUGCCAAGUGAAUAAGAAUAUGCGAAAUUUAUACAGUUUCAUGGGCCACUUGCCUUUUGUGUAAAUAUGAAAGCCUUGGGAUGUUUGCUUUUAGCAAAAGUGGCAAGUGGAGCUGGUAGCUGAGGAACACUGGGGUUUCUCCCCCUGCAAGAUUUGAAGGUUUUUCCUUUCUAGCUUGGGAAGGAACACAAGAAGCCGCCUUACGUGAUGACUAUUGUCUGCCUCCACAGUUGAAGGCAGCAGUUCUUCUGGAUACCUGUUGCUGGAAACCACAGGAGGGGACAGGGCUGUUCUUGUGCUCAGAUCCUGCUUUCGGUUUUCCCAUUCAUUUGGCCACUGUGAGAGCAGGAUGCUGGAUUUGAUGGAGCACUGGCCUGAUUCUGCAGGCUCCUCUUACGUCCUUACAGUACAUCUAGUCCCUUAUUGUCCACUCUGAGUCCCCAGCCAGCUGGCUCUCUUCAGGGUCUCAGGCAGAGGGAAGGGUCUUUCCCAUCACCUGUUCCCUGUCGCUUUUACCUAGAGAUGCUGGGUAUUGGAACCUGGAGAUUCUCGUGUUCAAAAUAUGUGCUCUAACCCUAAGCUAUGCUCCCUCCUCUAUUGUUUUUAACAUGGGCCAUAUAUUGUAUAAUCUGGGCUUCAGACAUUCAGAUUUUUCACAUUCGUUCCGAGUCAUUUAUGCAAAUUCACUUGCUUUGCACAUUGGUGAUUUUAUCUGGCCAGGUGAGUGGGACAAGGAACUGUGCAUUAAAUCACUCAGGUCUUGGCCCCUUCCCACUGCCCCAAGUGCCCAGCUGCCCUCUAGCUUGAGAGAGCAUCAAACCCUGCUCAUGUGUGUUCCAGACUAACGGAAAGAAUAUGCGUCUCCAUGUAUAUUGGAUGUGGUUUGUCCACAUCCAAUAUACAUGAGCAGAAAUAGUUAGCAUUUUUUGUGAUCUUUGCAGGGACAGGUGAAAGAGAGGAGAAUUUCACGUUUGGAAGCUCUCGGGUGAUAACUGUGCUUGCAUGGGGCAGGUUAUAAUUUGAUACAUCUAGGACAGAUAAAAGAUAAAAGUACAGUGGUACCUCGGGUUAAGUACUUAAUUCAUUCCGGAGGUCCGUUCUUAACCUGAAACUGUUCUUAACCUGAAGCACCACUUUAGCUAAUGGGGCCUCCCGCUGCUGCUGCCACGCCGCCGGAGGAUGAUUUCUGUUCUCAUCCUGAAGCAAAGUUCUUAACCUGAGAUACUAUUUCUGGAUUAGCGGAGUCUGUAAUCUGAAGCGUAUGUAACCAAGGUACCACUGUACAGUGGCAUAAUAUUAUUAUUAAUUUUAUUAUUUAUACCCCACCCAUCUGGCUGGGUUUCCCCAGCCACUGUCGGCGGCUUCCAACAAAGCAUGAAAAUACAGUGGUCUGUAUUUUCAGUUUCAGGAGUCAAACGGACUCCCAGAACGGAUUAAGUUCGACAACCAAGGUACCUCUGUACUCAAGCAGUGCAUAAACUGUGGAACUCCGCUCUCCCAGUAGGCACUCAUGGCUAUCAGCUGGGAUGGCUUUGAAAGAGGAUUAGACAAAUUCAAGGAGGAGGAGGAGAGGGCUAUCAGUGGCUACUAGCCAGGAUGGCUAUGUUCUACCUCCACAUCUGGAGGCAGCAAUGAUUCUGAACACCAGUUGCUGGUAACCGCAGAAUGCGAGAGGGUUCUCAUGCUCAGGUUCUGCUCCCUGGUUGGUUCUUACGAGAACAGGAUGCUGGACUAGAUGGGUCUAAUCUAGUAGACUCUUGAAUCUACAGUCAGACCUCAUCUUACGUUUGCUUCAGGUUGAGCGUCUUCAGGUUUCCCGCGGCAACCCGAAAGUACCGGAAAGGGUUACUUCCGGGUUUUUCUCACGCAUGUGCAGAUGCGCAAAAUGACGUCGCGCCAUGCGCAGAAUCGGCGAAUCAUGACCCAUGCAGACGCGGGUUGCGUUCUGCUCAGGUUGUGAACAGGCCUCCGGAAUGGAUCCCAUUCGCAACCAGAGGUACCACUGUAUUCUUAUGAUAAACAUGGCUGUACACAUUGGCCUUUCCAACCAUUUUUUGAAAUGGAUUUUUUUUAAAUGAGCCUUUUCAGGAUUGAUUUUGUCUCUUCCUCACUCCCUUUGUUUUAUUUAUUGAGUGUGCCCAUGCAGAGCCACAAAAUCUUUUAUUUUCUUCCUUUCCUUGCAGCUUAGCUUGUUCUAUCCUGGAAGACUAGAUGCUAAUCCAUUUUUUUCCUGGAUGCAGAGCUCCCAGUGGCUGUUCAAUAUCUGAGGCUUUCAAUGAGCUUCCAGCUUUCUAUUAGGAAGGGAAAUGAAUAGCCCGCAAAUUUGUUUCCAUGGAGCAUGGCAGGCUUGAGCUGUGGUGGAUGCAGCUCUACAUCUGCUCAGAUCGGAUGUUUUCCGUUGCUGAAAACCUCACUUCAGGGCCUCUCCUGUGCACACAUCCUCCCAAGUUGUUCAAGGCAGCAUAUGGGGGGGGGGGUUGCAGUUUUUUAUUUGCGCGGCAACCCUGUUCGGGUAAGUAGAAUAUUUGGAGCCAGCUGCACUGCCAAGCAACCCUAGGCAGUGGCCUUGGGGUGGUCCUUUUGCAGCAGGCGUCUCUCCUUCUGUGAAGGCAGCUAGAGGGUUGAAUAAUAGAAUCUUAGCGUUGGAAGGGACCCAAGGGUCAUCUAGUCCAACCCCUCAAAGCUCCUCUUCCUUCGUGCAUGUCACGUUUUCAUUUGCAUGCCACUUUCCCAUGGAAGGUGCAUUCUCAAAGUGGCUCACAACAUGCAGAAUAAAUGAAAACCACAUUUCACGGUAAUGCAAACAGAACACAGUUUAAGCAAAACAGUCGCACUAAUGUAAAUAGGGCAAACACCUCAUGUUAGUAGACACUGAAACAAUGCCUAACAAUAAAAUAGGGAACAUUCAAAUAGAAAAAAACAACAACCCCACCUUCCCUCAGGUAGGGGAUGGGGCAAGGCGGGUGGAAUAGCUUGUCCCUAAUGGUUCCAGCAGUCUCUCCCCUGCAUGUGCUUUUGCAGCUGAGGAAGGCCAGCGAUGGGUGGAUCCGUAGGGGAUUGGCUAAUGAUGACAAGGUACUUUGGUUUUUAACCUUCAGGGCUAAAGCAGAAUUGCCCGAUCUUUAUCCAGAAGGCAGGGAGUGCUUGAGACGGAUGAGAGUUUAGCAGAGAGUCAGUCAGCACUGAGAGAGCCUCAGGAAGGGCUUUGAGGAAAAGCACAGCGCUCAAAAGUUGAGAGUGAAUUGCCUCAGCAAACAGGAGAUGUAUUUGAUCAGAGUGUCGUCGCAGUCCAGUGUGGGUUGUCCUCUCUUGGCAUGUGGUUUUGUGCAAGAGGAUUUAGUAGCCACUGAAUGAGUGAGCAGUUGCCACCUGGGGAAGACGGAAAGCAAGCUGCAGGCGCUUGCUAAGGCGUGCCAGCUGGCUGGAGCAACUGUGGAAAUAAGGAUAUAAAGGGAGACUUUUUAAGAGCUUGAAAAGACACAGAGGCCCCAGUGGAAUGGCUGGGGACCCUGGGGGCGUGGGGGGCAAGUUUUCACAGGCACUUCGUAUUCUGUUACAAGCAUAAUAUGAAACCUCCUUAUGAACACAGUGGGACGAGCAAAGGGAAGCUUUGCUAAAAUACUCACUAACAAGUCUUUGCCUUGAGAUCCUCUUCUAAUUGAUCGCUGUGAGAGUUUUAUAUAUCUAAUUAACUUGUUUUACAGGCUGUGUGGAGGUGUUGAGUGGCAAUUACUUAGGACUGUUUACCCUGCGCCAAGACAUUCAAUCCUGGGCCCAUAAAUUAUGGCAAUUAAGAAAAUGUGCAUAAACGCACUUAAUUUGCUUAAUCUAUUCUCAUUGCCAGAGUUUGGGUUUCUGCAUCCAACAGAAGCCGGAACCUGAUGCUUUGGAAGAAUAAUUACGGGUCCCUGUAGCUUACCCCAGGCUUCCAGGAAUCGGAUGUUUAGGAACACAUGUUUUAGGAACUGUUGCAAGAUCGUAUCGCCGUGUUCCACACGUUAUUUCCGUGCCUAAAUGAUAAUUGGAGCAAUCCGCCAGAAAUGUCAGCACCCAUGCUUGCCAUUGAGCUAGAGGAGCUUGUGGAGAAUUAACCCACCGCAGGGAAGAGUUGAUUUUCAGAGAGCCACAUACAUGCAAGUGGCUGGCUUCUGAGAGCAGGAUCCGUGUCACAGCAUCUCUCUAGAGUAGGGAUGGGCAAUCCUUUUCCUGUUUGGGGGCAGAGCCAGAGGCGAAAGUGUCCUGGAUUAGGUAACCUGGAAUAAAGGCUUUGCUGCUUCUGUUUUCAUUGUGUCUGCCUUAGAUUAGAUUUCCCACUUUUGUGCAGAUCUGCUCAGAAGUAAGCCCCUCUAGGUUUGAUGGUUGUUACUCUGAAAUGGAGGUGUUUAAAAAAAAAAUUCAGUGGCCCAAUCAAUCUGCUCUUCUGGAAAGCAAGUGAAAGUAAUCUCUAUACAGUGGUACCUCGGCUUAAGUACUUAAUUCAUUCUGGAGGUCCGUUCUUAACCUGAAACUGCUCUUAACCUGAAGCACAACUUUAGCUAAUGGGGCCUCGUGCUGCUGCCACGCCGCCGGAGCACGAUUUGUGUUCUCAUCCUGAAGCAAAGUUCUUAAUCCGAGGUACUAUUUUUGGGUUGGCAGAGUCUGUAUCCUGAAGUGUAUGUAACCUGAAGCGUAUGUAACCCGAGGUACCACUGUACAUAUAUAUGCAUAUGUAGCACAGGCCUGCCAGUGUAUUCUCAGACUGGUGGUGGGCAGAGGAGCAUUGAUUCCUGGGACGGGAUGACUCGUAAUGCUGAUCUGAUUUGAAGGUUUGAUUACCCAUGGCCAGCAGGGAUUGAGCUGCGAUCGCCUUGUUCAAUGUGAUGAUGCUUUGUGAAAGUGCUCUGAAAAACAAAACAAGAGACUUCCAUUAGCCCUCUGAUGGGUUAUCAAUAACUGUUCCUGCUGCCACACGGUCAGCUUUGUGUUAAGUGUUAAUUAUUCUGCCUUACAGAUGGAGCUGAAGAAGAGAAAAUGGAGACAGAGACAGAUGGACCACAGGCAGAAAAAGUUAAGGUCUGACUGCUUCAAAUACCAUUUUUUUAAAUCGUGCAGUGCUUCAAGCAUUUCAUGAGUAUGAAUUAUUACUAUUAAUAAUAAUACAGAAGCCUCUGAAUGAAAAUAAAGUCCCACUUUCACAAGCUCAGAAAGUUUGUUUUCACCUAUUUUAAGAAAACAUCUUGUUUUCUACCUAAAUUAAAAUGAUGUAUUUAUUAAUUUAUGUCUUGCUUAAUGCAAAAAUCGGCUUCUAUUUUUAUUCGUUUCAUAAAGUUUAUACAUCAGUUCAUUUUUUGAAAAAAACCCCUCCAAACGGUUAAAAACCAAUUGCACAAGCAUUAAAAUAUAAACAUAUGUAAUAAAACAAUCCCUUUAAAACAUAUUGCUAACUUAAAGCAGGAGACUUGAGUAGGAAGAUUUGAAGAAUGCCAAAGUAAACACAGGAUUCUUUGGUUUACAUCUGCUACAGAGCAGACAGGUGCCUAUGCAUAUUGAGCUAAAUCAGCCUUCGUCAACCUGGUGCCGUGCAGAUGUUUUGGACUACAACUCCCAUCAGCCCCAGUCAGCCUGCACUCUAGUUGGGACUGAUGGAAAUUAUAGUGCAGAACGUCUGGGGAGCACCAGAUUGGCGAAGGCCGGGUUAAACCAUGCAAAAGCAGUCAAUGAAAUCCACCAGUUUGGACUUCCAGUACGGGAUUUGUUUCAUUGGAUGUUGUUUUUCCCACUAUGCUCUUUUGUUGUUAGAAGGGAAUAUUUGGAGUCAGUUUUAGGUCCAGUAUGCUGUGGGUUAAACCACAGAGCCUAGGGCUUGCGGAUCAGAAGGUCAGUGGUUUGAAUCCAUGCAACAGGGUGAGCUGCCGUUGCUCGGUCCCUGCUCCUGCCAAUCUAGCAGUUCGAAAGCACAAAGUGGAAGUAGAUAAAUAGGUACCGCUCCAGCGGGAAGGUAAACGGCGUUUCCGUGCGCUGCUCUGGUUCGCCAGAAGCGGCUUAGUCAUGCUGGCCACAUGACCCGGGAGCUGUACGCCGGCUCCCUUGGCCAAUAAAGCGAGAUGAGCGCUGCAACCCCAGAGUCAGCCACAACUGGACCUAAUGGUCAGGGGUCCCUUUACUUUUUAACACACAGAGAAACUGAAGCCAAGAGUAUUCACUGAAGACUCAAAGCUGGCUUUUCUAGUUUGGAGCUUUGGAAUCGGUCAAGAGUAUUUCUAAAUAAGGAAACAAUUGCCUUCUCCUACUUUUUUUUUUGUAUGACAUCCCUUGCUAUUUCUAUUUUUAAAGUGAACACUUGGUGUUCCUAAUGCACCGAUGUUCUUCAGGAAAGCUAUCCUUAUUUUCAUGGCCUGCUGUGUCUGUACUUCUGCAGUUAUUUGUUUCCUGCUUAGUAACUAUGGUUGUCAAGAGGAAUAUUCCGCCCCCCCAAUAGAAACCUUAAAAUUUCGUUUCCCUGAGCUGUUUAAUUACAGUACGCCUCCCCCACUUUUCAUAUCCUCUAGAUUGAAAACAAAGGGGACCAUGAACUUGCAGAUGGAAACAAGGCACAGGAAGGAGACGAGGAGAAAAACGCAGAAAAGGAUCAGGAUGGCGACGUCUCCCAGGACUCCAAGCCAGGUAGGAAGCUGCGGCUUCACUCUCCCCGCUGUGCAGAGGCUUUAAAGUGCUUUCCCUGUAGUUCCAGGCAUGUCUCAUAAAUUAAGCUGUAACGAAGGCAUUAUUCCCCAUAGCAUGAGUUGCCAACAUGGCACCCACAAGGGCUUUCCCUUUGCUCCCUACCCGCCGCCAGUGAAAUUAAGGCUUGAAAAGGCUUUCUGUUAUAGCCAGUAAAAAGUGGAGGCUUAACUCUCCCCUCCAGGGCUGCAACAAACGAAUCCUGAAAACAGCCUAUUUCUGAAUUUAAGUUAGGCUUGGAAAAGAAUUACUAUUGCAGUUUGGAAGCUCCUUCCAAUUCAGGGGUGAUUUCUAGGGCAGAAGAGGGGGGAAUUGCAGCUGGAGGGGAAAGGGUUACACCUUCCGUCCUCAGCGCAUGUGGACACACACAUACACACACACACACACCCUUUUGCAGCCAGUAGAAAGCUUCUUCAAGUCUAAUUAUUGCAGAGGUGAUACAACUGGGGAGGCAACAGUUAGCACCCCCGUGACCACUGCCUCUGAAAUUAGCUUGGGAAGAAAUCUCUUGGCUUUAAUAGAAGCCUUUUUUCAAGACUAAUCAUUGUGUGUGUAUAUUAGCAAGGGGGGGUAGCAUCCUGGAGUUUAGAGCUGGGAAGGGAAGGCUGUCUCUAGCUGCCUCAGCUGCCCUCCCCAGGAAAAUACCCCAAUUAGUUUAGAAGAAAAGCAACAAAAAAAUUUCCCAGCCUAGUAGCUGCCAGGGGAGAGAAGUAAUAAACAUCGACAACCCCUACCCCACCGUAACAUGUCUGCUUUGGAUAGAAUGGAGUAGUCCAUAUUCAGGCUGUAUCUCACACAAGCCUGGCUCAGGCGCUAAAUCUUGAUUUGAAAUCCUUUCAUGCUUCAGUCAGGAAUUCUUUUCAUCUUGGUUGUGCACUUCGGGUAACCACUGCUGAGCUGAAGCAGCCCUGCCUAAUAGGAAUUGGGUGUGUUAUUUCCUCUUGCUAAGCCAUUGGUUCAGCCUUAAUCGGAAAGAAUAGGUGGGCAGGCUGUGACCACUUUUUAAGUAUCUUGCUGUCUUCUCUGCCUUUCAGUUGACAGAAACUUGAUAAUUUAGACCAUGAAAACAUUUAUGUCCUUCAGAACAAUUGUCUGCUUUUUUGAAAUUUAAAUAGUUGGGUCGGGGGAUAGGCUUUUAAUAAUUUCUCUUACCUUUAGGGUUGAUUUGCAUAGUUGGGGGUGUGGAGAAGGUGAGCUAGAGGAACCCCUUGCCCAAAGCAGCAUCAUUAGCCAGGUAACAAGAGACAGGUGACAGUCAAAUGAUUAUUUCGUAAGUCAUGGCUGGGCCAGUAUAUCCAGUGAGCUGGUUCUGGGUGCUGUUAGGAAGCUGUCUCACUGCAGCGGUCCCUUGACUUUAAACUUGAAAGCCAAUAUUUCUCUUUCUCAAAUGGAAGGGGACAUUCUGAGUGGGUGCACUGAGCACACCACAUCCUUCUUGGGGUGGGCCAAGCCAGAGGUGUGUAUUUUCUUGGCUGUUCUAAGGAGGGCACCCAAGAUGACAGCUUAUCCCAACAUGUGGUGUAUUUCCAAAAGUGAACCUGAAAGUACUUCAUGGUCUUAUUUUAUGCUAGAAGUUUGAGCGCUGCACAAAUAAUCGGGAGCGAGAUGGUAGCAUCAGCUGCGCUAAAGGGAUGUGCAAGGCUAACUAGGGAGUGUUUUCGUUUAGAUGAGAAGGAAGCAGACGAGAACAAGGAGAACCUUGAUGUGUGCAAAGACAAGGAGGGCGACGCUGGGAAGAAGAGAGUGGAGCACGAAAUCUCCGAAGGGAACGUGGCAACGGCUGCAGCUGCUGCCCUCGCCUCGGCUGCCACCAAAGCCAAGGUUUGUCGGGCACAGAUUUCCACUGCAUCUGGUUUCCGGUGCUGUUCAGGGAACGCUUUUAAAAUGACCCCAUUGUUUGCAAAGGCACCAAUGGAGCUUGUUUCUGCUUCUCAUGCCUUUUUAAAAUGCACUUUCUGUGCUCCUCGGCUUCAGCUGUAUGAAUGUUAUCAUUAAAUGAAAUUUGUUUCCCUGUGAAUGGGUUUGAGGCUGCCAUUGUGGGCUUACUAAAAGGCACAGUGAGAGAGCCUAUCCAGAAAGUUUGUCAGCUUCUUUUUCAGCUUUUGAUGGGCUAUUUCUUUUGCUGGUGAGAAGAUUCAAGAACUCAGCCAGGCAUUCCUUUCCUCAUAAGCCCAUUACCAAUUCCUUGGGAGGUUAGCACAUUCGAAAACAGAACUUAGAAAGUGUGGCUGAAGGAAGCCCUUGUGUGGAACUUACAGAACCGGAGGAGGAAUUUCCUCAUUUUUCUGGCCUUCGGCACUUGGCGCAAAAUAGAUGUUUUUCUCCUGCUCUGUUCUCAGUUUUCCGGUUUCCAGGCUAGCGCACAGAGACCCUCUUUAGCAAGGCUCUCCCCCGUGAUUCCCCCUGCCCGCUUCUUUGUUCUGCUUCCUUAAAAAGAAGAGUUGUGCCUUAUUUGCCUAUCACUUCCAUCUUGAACAGUGAUAUCUUCACAGAAUGGUAGUAUGAUGCGUCUCUUGUUAAAGAAUGAAACGGAAAGAGAUAUACCCAACUAAUGGAGAAAUCAAUGGCAAAAUAGCAUGUUCAAGAAAUUUGGGGCCGUCAUACGUCUUAGUGGAGGGGUCCUUCUCAUUCAAGCACAGAUACUCCCACAGCCCGACUUGUACCAUCUCUGAGUGUUUGAGACUCACAGCCUGAGCAGAGGGCUCUUGUAUAACAUACGUUGCUGCAAGAGUCCUGUCCAUCACAAACUGAUGGGUGUCAUUACGGCAAGCAAUACAAAUCCGUAUAAGGAUGAAUAUUCUGCAAACAGGAAGGGUGGCUCUUCUGCCUUCGCGAAGCCAAGCCUCCUUUUCUUUAAGGUGUGAAUAGAGAAAAGGUGUCUGGCUAAUUUGGGGAGGGCCUGUAGCUCAGUGGUAGAAGAUCUGAUUUGCAUGCAGAAUGUCCAAGGUUCAGUCCUUGGCGUUUUUAAGUGAGGCUUAGAGAGUUGCUACCAAUCAGUGCGGUCAGUUUGAAUUCCAUAGAGACAUAGGCAUCCUGCACUCAUAAAAGAGGGAGUCGUUACUGACAGUUUGGUGCUUUCCAAAGCUGAAUCGUGGGGCAACUGUGUUCUGCUUUUCUCUUCCAAGUGGAGAGGAUGUUGGUGUGCUCAGGUCCUCCUGGUCGGCUUCUUACAGGUACCAGCCACUGUGUGGGCAGGAUGCUAAACUAGAUUGCCCAUUGGCCUGAUCCAGUAGGCUCUUAGUGGAUGAACCAAUCGCCAUCCUAGUUUGCAUGAAAAAUCUGGGAAUUGUUGCGACCUGUUAGCCAGCCCUGCUUUGUGUCUUGGGUAUGACUUAGUCCCAUGUAUCAAAAUGUACUCUUAGUAGUGCCAGUUCAGCAUGACAGCUGUUCCAGAGGUUCCCAUGAUCAUAACUUCAGUGUCAAAGCCCAUCUUGAACAGUCUUUCAAGAUGUGUUAAAGAAACAUUGGAGUAAAUGAAGUUAUUACAUUAGUGGAAAUUUUAACAUACUACUUUGUUAUAAGGUUUGUUGUAAUGGGUUAAACCACAGAGCCUAGGACUUGCCAAUCAGAAGGUCGGCUGUUCAAAUCCCUGCGACGUGGUGAACUCCCGUUGCUCAGUCCCUGCUCCUGCCAACCUAGCAGUUCGGAAGCACGUCAAAGUGCAAGUAGAUAAAUAGGUACCGCUCCAGCGGGAAGGUAAACGGCGUUUCUGUGCGCUGCUCUGGUUCGCCAGAAGCAGCUUAAGUCAUGCUGGCCACAUGACCUGGAAGCUGUACGCCGGCUCCCUCGGCCAAUAAAGCAAGAUGAGCGCUGCAACCCCAGAGUCGGCCAUGACUGGACCUUAUGGUCAGGGGUCCCUUUACCUUUAAUGAGCUCCUACAUAAAGUAGUUGUACAGUUUCAAUUUCAGUAGUCUACGGGUUAGUACUCCAUGCAAGCAGCAGAGGAGGAUAUAUCAGGGGCUACUUUGGCCCUCUGCUAAAUCUUGGCAUUAAACAGAUUCCCAAGCAAAUACUGUAGAUAGCAUAAAAAUAAGCUACCAUUGAACCUACAAACCUCAUUUAUUGCCUCAUGCAGUCUCAGCACCAGCUAGUUCACAUUUUCAAAGGACUUUGACGCCGUAUGUUUGAUAAGACCCCUGAAAUCUUAGAGGAAAAUGAACUGUUACCAGGUUAGAAGUCAGAAAAUGUUUUGUCCAAAUGAAAAAGCUGGGGUGGGGGGCUUUGCUAUUGUUUCUCCUGCACGUAGGUAAGGUGUGUGUGUUUGUGUUUUUCCUCCCAGCAUCUAGCUGCUGUUGAGGAAAGGAAGAUCAAGUCCUUGGUCGCCCUCCUGGUGGAAACACAGAUGAAGAAACUGGAGAUCAAACUCCGUCAUUUUGAGGAACUGGAAACAAUCAUGGACAGAGAGAAAGAGGCGGUAAGACUGGUUGGGGAGGGGCAUGUUUAUUUUUUAUAUGGUGCCCCCUGAAAGCUCAGCGGCGUUGGUACUUUGGGGGCUGUGUCAGUUUAAGCUUUUCAUCAGCAUUUAAAUGUUGCAUCUCUCCUGUGCAUUGAUGAUGCCUCCUUGCUUUUGGAUAACACACAUCUGUACAGAUCUACUCUUCAUAUGGUUUUGAAAGUUUCAUUGCAUAUGUAUUUAUGGGCUGAUUACUUAUCUCAGUUCUGCAACUCUGUGGACUUGGUUUUUUCCUGUCCGAUGCAAGAAAAAUUGGAGAACGGUUUGGGACACUGAGUAUCUGAGGAUAGUUCCUUCAAAAUGGAGUGUGCUAAUCUGACAGGUUCUGAACACCCAGAAUUCAGUUGGUUUGCCUCUUGUCACUGUCCCUUGGAUCAUUUGGAUCAAAAGUAGCUUUGUGUGUGUGUGUUGGGAUAUAUCAUUAGCAGUUCCUUCCACCACCCCUCACAGGACCCUCAAAUGCCAGCCUAAUUAAAUUCCCUUUAGAAGUUGCAGGAGCGGUGUCUAGGAUCAGACCUUGGUGAGACUGCAAAAGGGUGUAUCUUGGGGCAGCUGCUAGGUUGAUGCUAAUGGAUGGAAUCCAGCGUGGUGUAGUGGUUAAGAGCGGUAGUCUCGUAAUCUGGGGAACCGGGUUCGCGUCUCUGCUCCUCCACAUGCAGCGGCUGGGUGACCUUGGACCUUUGAAGUCUCUCAGCCCCACUCACCUCACAGAGUGUUUGUUGUGGGGGAGGAAGGGAAAGGAGAAUGUUAGCCGCUUUGAGACUCCUGAAGGGGAGUGAAAGGCGGGAUAUCAAAUCCAAACUCUUCUUCUUCUUCUUGGGCAUCUCCAUGGGCUCUUCUUACAUCCGACAGCUGUCUUGGACAGCACCUCUGCAUUGCAAUAAAAGUUAGAGAGGAAGCCUAUAACUAGUUAUAUUGAAACAUCGUGCAAUAAAGCACCGUCCACCUAGGAGCUUAGCCCAGGCUUCAAAAUCCAGGUCAAUUGCAGUGUUUUGAUUUGCUUCAAGAAGAAGCAAAAAGAUGGACUUCUCUUGCCCUCUGUAUGGGCAGAGCAGACCCACAGAGCAGGGGGUUGGACUAGAUGACCCUUGGUGUACCUUCGAACUCUGCGAUUCUGUGGCAUUCUCUUCAGCUCGGUUUCUGUGACGGCAUUUGUGAACCUGGUGCCCUUUAGAUGUUGGACUAUGGCUCCCAUCAACCCCAAAUGACUGUGCUGGGUAACCUCUGUCCAUUCUGUGUAGGGCUUGUUCUCUUUCUCUUUCUCAUCACACAACACUUGCAUCUUGUUUCUUCCUGAUCAAGGGGUCUGGAGGCCAAGUGAAUUGGGGCCUUGGGUUUCAUGCAAGGGAAGGAAUAGGCAGGGAGGAGCUUGUGUCCUCUUAGGGACACCCCCCUCCAUGUUGAGAGAAUGUUGGCAUUAAUAGGUCCGCCAGGUAAUUCUGCUUGACUGCUUGCCUGGAUGAGGACAGCUUGUUCCCCUGGUUUGGCACUGAAUGGGGAGGUUAAGAACUUAAGAAGAGCCCAGCAUCCUGUUCUCACAGUUACUAACUAGGUGCCUGUGGUAAACCUGCAAGCGGGCUUGAAGCACGGUAAUCAUUCUGGACCCAAGACCAGCAACUGUCUGCCCCACCCCCUCUCAGGACAUGCUGAGCUUCUCUCCCGCUUGUCAUCUUGUCCUGGACUGGGAAAAUUAGCAGUGAAUGCGGCAGCUGUCUGUCAGAGAGCAGGGAGAAUUAUUUUCCACGAUUGGAACGCUUAAAGGAUAUGUGUUGUCCAGAUUCUGAUGCGUAAUAACUUCUAGGUCCUUCUGCCCUCUUCUUCAGCUUUUCCCCUCCUUUAGGGCCACACUCAACUACCUAGCAGGUGUGGCGGUUGUGGUUUUUAACAGCUUCGAUAGCCAGCAUGAGGGGGACCCAAGCCAGGUUAGGAUGGUGGGCUGUGGGGGAGUCUUUAACACAUUCCCCCUGAUGCCAUGAUGCUGAUCAGAAUUUGUCUAUACUGACUGGCAGUGGCUCUCCCCGAUUCCUGGCAGCACAUCAGCCUUACCUGGAGAUGUGGGGGUUUGAGUCUGGGUCCUUCUGCAUGCAAAAACAGGUUCUUUGCCACUGCAUUUUCCUGCUGGCAUUUAUCACCUGACGUACCAGAUUGCCAAGACAGGCUGCAUCUUUCUGGCUCAGCCCCGUGUGAGGAGGUGUGUUGUAUCUUCCACUCCCCAACACCAAAAAAUAAAAAUCUGUAUCUUCAGCUCUUCUGCUGAGCAUCUCUGCCUUGCUCCUCCCCACCAGCUCACAGACCCCGCUGCUGAUUGGCAGAUAAGGUAAGAGCUGUUGCUAAGGGGGAGAUUCUCCCUGGGUUCCCAUUUCUUUAAGGAAAAUCCUCUGUUGCAUCAGCCAUUCUUACUCCAUCUUCAGGCAUCUGAUAUUCUGUCUCUUUUCAAGCAGACUUUCUCAUUUGUAAAUUUCCUUCCAAAAAGCUCCCAGCGAUUAAAAAAAAAAUGCAGCUUUUAGUCUUUUCCUGUGGGUCAGUUGCCCAAAACCUCUCAUAGCACAAUAAAGGCUGUUUCCUUGUCGUUUCGAAGUGGGGAGCAGAGGAGGGGAGUCAACAGGUUUGUGCAUAAUAUGAUCUAAUUUGUAAACCGAAGCCGUUUUAGGGCUGUCAGCCCAAAUUGUAUUCUGAGUCAAGAGCACUUGUUAAUCCAGAAAUUGUGACAGAAUGUAUUACGAUGUACAGUUGACAGUGACAUGUGGGGGGUGGCGUUCUUCUUUCCUGAUUCCUGGAGCAGCAUUUUCACUUGUGUGCCUGGUGCCAAGAUAAAAAUUUUCCACUUGCAAGAUACCAUUUUAAACAAUGAAGUUACAACUUGGGUAAAGCCACCCAGCGAAUAUGAACCGAGAUCGAAUUCCAGUGCACACUGCGCAGCAGAAUCCCCCUGGCUGUUAUCUGAGAGGCUGCACCACAGACUGAACCUGCCCUGCCUCCCUCCCACCAUUUGGAGAUGCAGAGUGUGUGAGCAGAAUUCAGGACCUCGUGCAGAAUUUUACAACCUCAGAUCCUGCUCUAUUUCCUAUUUUCAUUAAGUUUCAGAAAAGCCCGGGUUGUAUCUCUCUUCCCACAUGACCCUCUCUUUUUCUGGACCCCUGCCUCCUUCCUUUCAUUGGUCAUACCUUCCCAAAGUAAUAAUACUCAAUAUUUUUGGGGGGGAAAACAGCAGUUGUAUAAACCAAACAGAUGCAGGCGUUUGUGCUUUCCGUUUGGCAUUUGCAUGUGAAUAUCUAGUUGCCACAUCUGGGUAUCUAUGGCUUGGCAUGUAGCAUUUGUGGCUUCUGCUGCAGCCUUGGGUUAGGCAGCCUGAUUCUUGUCCUAUAAAGCCCGCUUCAAGGCAGCCUUUCCCAAUUACAGAUCCUGAAAGCCUUGCUCACUGUCAGCGCUCCCUGGCCCAAUUGGAUUGCCCCCUUUGAUUACUGUCACUACUGUGAGCAGAAUCUCUGCUCCUGCCCAGCUUUUGCCGUCAUGCGCUGAGUGCCGUGCAGAGCUUGAUCUCGGUGUGAUUUUUGUCUCGUCGUUUUGUACGUGACCUCGAAAACUGGAAACCAAAGGCUAGUGUGCUGAGAUGAAUUUGCAGUUAAAAUGUCAAUAUGAGGAGGGUCCUGUCUUGGUGCUAUCUUCCCAAGAAGGUCGACAAGUCAGUUCUUGACUAAACAGUUGGUGGUGGGCAACCUCCAGUCUGCGGGGCUAUGUGGACCCACCAGACCUCCCCUUUUGACCCAUGGGGCUGUCAUGGCCAAGCAAGCCCUACCUGCCUACACCUGUCACCAUCGAUGGCAAAGGCAGGACUUGGACAGGAAGGACUUUGCAGGCACUGCAGAUCAGCUGGUUGUUUGUGCCUGCAAAGCUCUUUGCGCAUUGCCUGGGCGGUGCUGUGCGCGCUACUUUGCCCUGGAAGCUUAGUUUCAAACAGCAGGCAAAGGCAGGUCACCCACAGACAUUUGCACCAGGUAAUUUACUUGUAGGUGGCCCCUGACUUGUGGGGAUGUGGGCAAGUUUCCUGUCUCCGACCGAGAGGCGUUCAGGGCUUUGUGGCUGAAAGGCUGCUCUGCCUCUGCUCUGCCUUUAUUCUAUGUGCUGUGUUCUGUGUCGCCUCUCAGACUGUAGCAAACCAACUUCUUCUUAGCCUCCUUCUUCCUGCUGGCCACCAGUCACUUCAUCCGUGCUUCUCCUUUCCAAGCGUCUCCUAUUGUCUCCUCCAUUCAACUCCUGCGGCAUAAAAUGUAUUUUCUUGCCUGCUGCUUUUUUAUCCCACCUUUCCCUCCAAGGAGCUCCAGGUGACGGACAUUCAUCCCCACCACAACCCCAUGAGGUAGGUUAGGCUAAGAGGCAGUGACUGGCCCAAGCUUCAUGGCUGAGUGGGGAAUUGAAACCCUGACACUCUACUCCCAACACUCUUAUCCGCUGUGAAACACUGGCUUGCUAAAAUUCUCUCUCUUAAAAUUCUGUUCAAGAGCUUAACUCACACGUUUCGUACAGCACCUUGAAUACGCUGCCCACUAAACGCAUGCAUGCAUCUGUGGCAAUUGCAGUUUCUUCCUCCCCGCACCCCUCGCCCGCCACAGAGAUUGCACAUGGCAAAACUGCUUGGAGAAUGUAGCUUUCAUCUGCACUGGUAGAGGUAUUGCCCAACUGUACCCUUUUGGGGUUGUCGUCUCCCCUUAUGAACCCACAUGGCUGCCUUUGCUUUUUGUAUGACCCUUAAAGAGCUGUUGCCUGUUGCUAGCUAGCUGUUUGCCCCACUAGGGAAGAAUGAGGUGGCCAAUUUUGGCAACGCUGUAGCUCCAAAGAGCCGCGGUUGGAAGGAGAGGCGUGUGUGUGUGUGUUUCCAUCGCAGAGAGCUGCUUUAUUAAGCCUUCCUCUCAGAGCAGUUUCAGCUGUGAAAUUGCCCCCCAGCUAUUGAAUCGUGUGUUUUUUCUACCCACACACCAUUAUUAUCACUGGUGAAUCCUUGGAAAUAUGUGUCUUGUUUACCCAAGGAGAAAGGAAGGCAUAUUAGCACAAAUAAAAUGCAUCGUAGUUGUUGCUUGCUGCAGAGGCCACCCCACCACCCCAAGUACUAGAAUGCAGCUGUGAGCGCUCUCCCUGAAGGAUGGUGCCCUGCGUGGUUGAGAUGGGUUUUAAGCACAUGGUGCAGUGAGAACAUGGGAGUGCAGGGGAAAUGCGUCAGGCAGGUUAUCCUGUUCUAAUCCUCAAUAUGGAUUGAAAUCAAGGACGCUUCUUACUUUGGGGCUGGCACCUGCCUGCCGGACACAGCACAAUGGGCCCCCGCUUCUCACAAAUGAAUACCUGGGGGCAGCAUUACUGUGUCUUUAUACAUAAUGUUCUGACUGCCCUGUUUCAAAAAGACUGUUUCAGAGCGGGACAGAGGGCAGAAAGGGGCAAGGGUUUGGAGAACAUCUUAUCUAUCAAGGCUAAUGUGUUGAGGGCUUUUUAGUCCGGGGGGGGGGGGAUCGCCAAUGGGGAAUGUUAUAAAACUUGUGAGAGGUAUGGAAGAAGCAAAUAGUCCCCCCUCUUUUCUGUAAUACUUGCACUUGGACACAUCCAAUGAAAUUGGCAGCAGAUUCAGGAUGGAAUAAGUAGCGUUUUAUAGUGUUUAAAUAUUUAAUAUGAAAUGUUUUAAUUCAUAAAGCAUUUAUAGAUUACCUUUCAUAUUAAAAAGCUCUUGUUGACACCUGUCUGUCUCAAGAGAUAACUUAGUACGCCUCCAGCGCUGAAGUCAAGCUGCUGGAGAAUAACAGCACCCGCUGUGGGUGCAGAGACUGGUAACUCAUAACUGCUGCCUCCCACAUUGGGUUUUUGCUGCCUUAGCAGCACCAAAGCGACUUCUCCAGGGCGCAAGCCUGGGCGGUGUGUCUGGAGGUCCUGGGCUGCCCAGGCAACAAGACCCACCCACCCCAGCCCCACGGAUGCAGUCCAAAAGAAAGCAGAGCAAGGCGUUUGGCAAUGCUGUUUACAGCAUAAAAUGAGUUGGAUAGCUCAGUUGGUUAGUGUGGUGAUGACUACACCAAGGUUGCAGGUUCAGUCCCCAUAAGGUAUAGCUGCGUAUUCCUGCAUUUCAAGGCGUUGGACUAGGUUAUCCUCAGGAUCCCUUCGAACUCUAAAAUUCUAUCUGGUAAAGCUUUUGCGACACAAUAAAAAAUGAAAAUUGAAGUUCUAAUGGCACAGUUUACAGAAUAUACCCCCUCAGGGUGAGGUGAUGGCUUUAAAAGGGCAUUAGUCCAGGAAUGGGGAUGGUGGCGCUCAAGAUCUAGUUGAGCCACCGCGGUGUCAUUUUCCAUAACGGAUGUGUUGGUUUAGUUCAGGAGGUGGUGGCCUGGAAAGGCUUGGGUGCCGCUGCUUUAACCGAAGACAGUGGUACUUUGGGUUAGGUUAAGUAUUUAAUUUGUUCCAGAGGUCCGUUCUUAACCUGAAACUGUUCUUAACCUGAAGCACCACUUUAGCUAAUGGGGCCUCCUGCUGCCGCCGUGCCACCGGAGCACGAUUUCUGUUCUCAUCCUGAAGCAAGGUUCUUAAGCUGAAGCACUAUUUCUGGGUUAGUGGAGUCUGUAACCUGAAGCAUAUGUAACCUGAAGCGUAUGUAACCCGAGGUACCACUGUAUCAAGGAAUGCUGUACUGUACAGACUUGUAUGCGGAAGGAAAAGCACAAGGGUUUUUUUAUAGCUUGGCUUUCAGUCAGUACACAGCUGUGAAUCUCUCCCUUUCCCCCAUCAGCUGGAGCAGCAGAGGCAACAGCUGCUGACGGAGCGCCAGAACUUCCACAUGGAGCAGCUGAAGUACGCGGAGCUCCGCGCCCGCCAGCAAAUGGAGCAGCAGCAGCACAGCCAGAACGUCCAGCAGUCCCACCAGCAUUCCAGCGGCCCUGGCAUGAACCCUCUGGGGACACCCAGCCACCCGGGCUUGUUGUCUCACCAGCAGCCUCCUCCGUAUCCCAUGAUGCACCACCAGAUGCCCCCUCCUCAUCCACCGCAGCCAGGUAAGGGCUGGGAAACACACACACCCCUUUGUGCUUUUGGUGGAAGUUUGGAAACGGGUCUGAGGCUGGACUGUGGAGAUGUGCCGGGUUCAGCAGGUAAGUAUGCUUAUUACGACUGCAGCGUUUCUGCAGGCUCCUCCCCCCAGAAAUUCAUAGCUUUGUGGCAAAAAAUGGGCACAAAGAAAUAGCUGAGAGGGAGCAAUGUGCCUGCACGCUUGGGACACAUCUAUGUGUAGAAGUGUAAGGUAAAGGGACCCCUGACCAUUAGGUCCAGUCGUGACCAACUCUGGGGUUGCGGCGCUCAUCUCGCUUUACUGGCCGAGGGAGCCGGCGUACAGCUUCUGGGUCAUGUGGCCAGUAUGACUAAGCCGCUUCUAGCGAAUCAAAGCAGCGCAUGGAAACGCCGUUUACCUUCCCACCGGAGUGGUACCUAUUUAUCUACUUGCACUUUGAUGUGCGUUCAAACUGCUAGGUUGGCAGGAGCAGGGACCGAGCAACGGGAGCUCACCCUGUCACGGGGAUUUGAACUGCCGACCUUCUGAUUGGCAAGUCCUAGGCUCUGUGGUUUAACCCACAGCAAAGUGUAGGGGUUUGCUUUUAGUUUGAAAGCUAGGUGUUCCCAAGUAGCCAAGUAAUGGGCCCAGAAUACAUUGUUUGCUCUGCAAGGGGCACACACCACUCCGAGCCCUGGGAUUUGGAGCGUUGGGAAAUAUCAGGCCACUUUACGAUAUACAGGUCCUGCAAUUCUGAAUCUUAAGUACCUCUCAUGCCGUUUCCCCACACUUUGUUAUCGAAAAAGGGUUUUUCCGAUCUGGAUAACUGUGAGAGAGCACCUUUCCUCAUAGCUGGCGUUCCACGCUACCGUUUUGUGUAAUUUCAUCAUGACCGCUUUUCAUCUCCUCAUUUUAUAUCUUCCAUUUCCUGGCCUUUUGUAAGAGCCCCACUUGAUCACGCUUCUCCACACCUGUCAAUCCAUCAGCACUCUGGAGGCCGAUGAAUGAAAGAGGGCAAGCUUUCCAUCAGAUUACAGUGCCCUGGAAGGGGGGGGGCAGUGCCAUUCUAAACAGGGGCUGCUUGUUCUGUCUGCUUAGCUGCCCCACACUAGACAUGGCGUGAUACACAUGUGCUAGCACCAGUGCCUCACGAUGCCCUGUGGAAAGUACUCUAGGGAGACUUCUUCAAAUCCAAGCCCUAUCUUAAAAUACGGAACCCAAGCCAUCACCUCAUGAUGAACCUUUUCCCAUAACCUCUCAGGAGAGGAUUAAACAGCACAUAACCUCCUGAAAGUAACUUAAGACUAGCCGCUCUAAUGUGCCAAUUGUGUGUGCGCCAACAACUGCUCUGAGAAGCCAAAAGCAUCUAAAGGAGUGUAGUUCAUGCUGCCUUCGGUUUCUGGAGCGCAGUCUCUCUCUCUCUCUCUCUCUCUCUCUCUCUCUCUCUCUCUCUCUCCCUCUCCCUCUCCCACCACUACUGUUGCCUUGAUAAAAUACUUAGUGGAUCAAUGUUACUGAUAGUUAGCAUGUUCAUCUAAAUCAGGAUUUCCCAAAAUUCAGUCUCCAGGACUACAAGUUCUGUCAUCCCUUGUUAGCAAGACCCAUGGUCAGGGAUGAUGGGAAUUGUAGUUCAAAAACAGCUGGAGAUCUAAGUUUGGGAAACCCUGGUCUAAAUUAUUGUUUGCGGGCUUGGACUAUACCCUUGGGAUCUCUUCCAGCUCUACAGUUCUGCGUAACGGAUGCCUGGGCUUCUUUGCCCUGAACGUAGGCAUGCUCUUCUGGGAAGAAGUUGUGAACUUCAAGAUCCUAAAGUAGUUUGUUCUCCGGGAAGAAACACGAACAGAUCCUUGAGUAGGGAAGGCAGGGGUAGAUUUUACAGUAGUUUGAAGUAUAGGAUCAGGAGAAGGGUGGUGCAGUGAAGUAGUUAAAAUGGGAAAAGGAAGCAGCAAAGAACACCAUGGCAAGGCUGUUCCGAUGGGGCGACAACAGAUGGGGAGGUGCAAGCAGAAGAGGCAACUUGUCAGGUACACGAUUCUUUCUGGGUAAACUGUUAUGUGUUGUUAGAAAUCCAGACCUGUCCGUUCUCAUCAGUGGUGCUGUGCUUGUAGGCCUGCGGUGCCAGAAAACAUGAGCAAUUGAAGCCGGAUGGAUUUAUUUUGCUCAACCUCUUUUGCUCCAGUACCCCAGAAGUCUGUGCCUCUUAUCAAAUGCGAGUCCUCUAGCAAAACUAAUUAAAACCUGAAAUGAAGGCAUGGUUGGGAAAAUGACCUGUUAACAGCCUCCUUCCCCUGAAUGACUGGCACAGACUUCAUGGUAGUCUGUGGUUGUCCAAAUGAGUGGCAGGGAUGAGCAUCUUCCUCACAGCAAUGUCAAAGGAAUGAGCAACAAAGGUUGCCCCAUUGUGUGGGGGCUUCAGCGCUCUUUGCUGUAUAGGAGGGAGGCAGGAAACCUCCCUCCGUGGGCAAGCCUGCAGUGACCUCCAGUUUAACCUGGAGCCCCCUAGUUUAAAGUACAACUCGUGUCAUCCUUGACCCUUCCCCAUGCAGGCUGGAGCUGAUGGGAAUUGUAGUCCAAAAUAACUGGAGGACAAAAAAUUAGGGCAGCUGAUUUUAAUUCCAGCCCCGUACAAAAUGCUUGCGCAAUGGAUGAGAGUUCAGAGAAAGCACAAGUAUUCUCAACUUCACAAACCGUCACAAUCUUCCCCAUGAAGAUUGAUAAUGUCGCAAGGACCCUAUUAGAUCUGGGGUGGAUAACCUAUUUUAUUAUAUUGUAGUAUGUUUUUAUCAUAUUCUACUUUUAUUAUUUUAUGUUAUGUUCAAGGGCCACAUUCACUCUUGGCCAGUCCUCUGCGGGCUGCCAAUCAAUGGAGGGUUUGGUCAGAAAACCCACCCCCACACGGUCACAGUCAGGCUCUUUCUGGUGGUACACAUCAGUUGCACACACUCUGCACAUGCCAGCACUGUGUCUCCUUUAUUUAUUAUUAUGUUCGCUGCCACUGCCAAAAUCAGCAAACUCUUGGGAGAUCAGAAAAGUGUGUGUGUGUGUGUGUGUGUGUGUGUGUGUGUCAGAUCAGACUUCUGAACAGGCAGUUAAGUCACCCUGUGUUAGACAUUAUUUGAAGCUGUCAAAGGCAGGCAGCACCACAGUCCUUUGUUUUCCUUUUGUAAACUUGUCUGGGCUUGUUGUUGUUGUUGUUUAUUAUCUGGUUCUACCUCCCACUGCCCAGUUGUACAACUCCGGCAUGUACAACUGCAUAUAUGUGACCAGCCAGCAGAGAUUUCUGCCCUAGCCUCAAACAUGUUAGACCACGAUAUCUGAGUAGAAUCUCACCACCUCUGCUGCCCUAGAGGCACUGUGACUAGCCAGUGUUGGAAAACAAAUACCCAAGGCUAGGCAGGUGGCUGCUCCAGGACUCACACUUUUGUUUAUUUUUAGUCCUUGCUGCCCACGCUUCACCCAAGGAUCCCAGGGUGGUUUACAUAAAUAUACGGGGGGGAACACAGAAUCUAAAACCAACCGCUGUAUUAUCCACACACACUCAACGCAAGACGGCGGCAGCAUCUCAACCCUCCCGUCCAAAACCCCGACCAGCAGCAAAAGCCACACAGUGUUGCUGCAGGACACACAGCAGAGAGGGGAGCAUCCAGUGCUAUUGAAAAACGCCAAGUGUCUCUUGAGGGACUGCCACUCAGUGACCAAAUGCAGUGUCACAAUAAACCACGUGUUACAAGCACAAGUUUUGAAUCUGUCUGCUUAAACUGUGGUUCUCUUUUUUUUUUAAAUGAAAUUUUUUAAUUCAUUUUAUAACACAACUAAAAAACACAAACAGAAAAACAAUACAAACAAAUUCUUGUCUUAUCCUUAUUUUUUCUAAACAUUGUUAGGUGGACUUCCCCAAGUCCCCCCUAUCUGAUUUUCAUUUUACCUCAUCUUCAGCAGUUUACAUAUAUCAUAAUUUCUAACCAUUUUUUUUUAUCACGCUUACUUUUACCAUAAAAAAUCUUCACAUUUUAUCACUUAAAAAUAAUACUAUUCUAGAAUACACUAUCUUCUACAUCUAAUCCUACAGCCUAAAUCCACUUCUAAAGCUAUUCUAAGUUUUAAAUAUUAACUAAACUGUGGUUCUCUGCAUGACACGUGGUUGGCCUCCAGUACAACCAUGGAUUAAGGAGACCACCUUAUACACCCUUGAAUUGUACUGGUCGUCCUCUCACGCUCCUCCCGGAAGAAGCAUUAUGGGAAGCAUUAUGGGAGGGGAGAAUGGAUCUUGAGCUUGGGUUCUGCUUGCACGUUUCCCAGAGGCAUCUGGUUGGCCACUGUGAGAACAGAAUGCUAGACUAGGUGGGCCAUUGACCUGAUCCAGCAGGUGGUUCUUACAUCAGUAAAGGCAAUGACCAUUUUACGUGCGUUCAGUAUGUGCAUGACUGCACGCGUGUGCAUCGCCAUGAACCCGGAAGUGACUAGGAAAAGGGCGAAAACAGCCCCAAAAGAGCGCAGAAAUGGUGAAAACUGCGUGGAAACGACACCUAGCAAUCCCAUGAGCCUUUGCAGGUGCAAUGCCAGGAGCCCUUGCACUGGCAAUCGAGGCCUGUGGAGAGUUUGAGGGAGGAGGUUUGGAGGGUCUUUGCAGGCUUUUUCAGUGGUGUUAUGCUUGUUGCCGGUGUGCUCUGUUCCUUCCGCACUCUGAUCAGCUGGUCCUCAGACUCCCACCUUGCUCUCCUGUUGUGUCUCCACCUGCAGUUCCCUUGACCUCCAGCUCACCAGGUGUGCGCUCCGUGCCCCAGUUAGUCUGUGCAGGGUGAGCUUGUGUGUCACCUGUUCAUCUGCAAAGGGAAAGCUACAGCUUGCUCUUGCUUGCUUGCCUGCCUGCCUGCCUGCCUGCCUGCCUGCCUGUUGGAUUUCUGCAAGAGUGAUCCUGGCAGCAUGGAGGGAUAGGCAGGCUUGUGAAGCCUCUGCAACCAUCCCCAAAUGACUUCUCUGUGAAAGGAAGAGAAGGAGGAGGCCCCAAGGCAGAAAGCACACACAGAGGCCACCAACCAGCUUGACCUCCUUCCUUGGCUCCGUCACAGUGGCCUGGGAAAGGUUGCGCGCCUCUUACGCCCACCCUCGGCAGCCAUUCCCUGGCAGGCUUGCUUUUGCCUCCUGGUGACUAAUCCGGCAGAGCAUGAAGGGAAGUGUGGGGCUCGAAGUCUCUUGCUGAAGUGACAGGCAGGUCUAGAGAAAAGAUAAGGGGCCCAUAAAAUGCUUACUGGCCAAGAAGAAAGUGGGGGGGGGGAUAGCUAUGGUUUACAGCCCAGAGCAUUUUGUUUAAAAUGUUUCUACGUCGUCCUUCGUCUCGCCGGAUGAAGAACAGGCAUGGGGUGGGGGGAAUCCUUCGUAUGAAUCAGAAAUUGAGAGGUAGCAAAAGCCGUAAGGCAGGUGGAGGCAACACAGCUGCUUGCAGCACCUUAACUUAGCGCUGAAAAGUAGCGCCCACAAAUUGAGACCUCCAGGGCUGGCUGAGCUGCUUCUCCCGUGCCCUUGUGACUUUUCUUACGGUUCAUGUAAUCCCUUUCAAAUCCAGACCUCGUUAUUCUGUUGGGUAGCUUCAAAGCUUGUUCCCAGGAGAGAAACUAGUCUACGUUCCGUUGGACUUAAGCUGAAACAUCCUUUGCGAAGAGUCUUGAGAUGCUCCAGCCUGAAUAUUCAGUGCCACCACUUGAGGCUGCCCAGUGCCCAGGGUGGUUUCCACGAGCUCGGCCCUAGCAGUCUCUACAUAGCCCCACUGGAUUUGAAACCUGGCUAGGCAAAAAGACUGCCUGUGCUGGAACUGGCAGUAAAGGGAGUCAGGCAGGGGUUAUUGCCUCCUGCGGAUGCCAGAGAAUGAUUUAACUACAUUGAGCUGUGCAGGCCUUUUAUGCCUGCAGAAAACACUUGAGUGAGUUUCAUUGCUUGGUGCCUCCUGACAGAGAUAUUUUAUUUAGGAGCCAUAAAUAUUUGAAGGUAGCCAGUUCAGUCCUGGCGUGCCACUUAGUUUGCUUUAUGUCUGGGCAGUGUUGGCCUUGAAAAACUACGUUGCCCGCUGCUUGAUGUGUUCGGAAGAAGCUCCCUGGACACUUGCUUGGUGUCCAAAUUGGUCUUAACCCAGAAAAUAACCCUCUCGGUGCAUUAGGCUGGUGUUUGGGGGGGCUGCCGUUUCUCCGACCGGCGUAGAGUGAAUUAUAACACUGGAGAGAAGUGAUGGAAAUGUUCACGGCAGGCGGAGUGGGGAGCUGGAGAGUUGGUGCUAAAUUAGCUACCGUGCUUAAUUAUUCAGUGCCUGGCUUUGCGAUUCUUUGGGUCUCCUGGGGAAAACAUUCGGCAGGAAGGGCAGAUUCCAGCGCUUGCCUGGUGGUAUUAAGACUCGCAGUCCAGCUUUAUGGAACCCAUUCAUAAUUUUUCGGGUGUGUGCGUAAGCACAUUUAAUGGCACUGGGUUGCCCCACAGAAGGGACUCUGGUUUCCAUGCUCUCCCUGCUAGACAAAUACCUGCACACUGUAGAGAGCUUCUCUUCCAUUCAGCUGGUUUAAUAACAAAUGCAUUUAUUGCAUUUAUAUCCCACCUUCUAAGAAGCUGAAGGUGGUGUGCAUACUUCUUCUCCCCCAUUUUAUCCUCACAAGAGCCCUGUGAGGUGCGUUAGGCCGAGAGACGGUGACUGGCCCCAGGUCACACCCAGUGAGCUGCUUGGCUGAGUGAGCAGGGAUUUGAAUCCUGGUGCUCUAACCAUUAAACCACACUGGCACUCUUAUUUUUCUUAAGUGGCAGUAAGGCAACACGGCCACUACUUCCUGCUCCACCUUAGACUGUCAUCCAUUUUGGGGGUGGGACAGGGCUGUUGGCAGCUCUCAACCUGCAAGUGCGUCUCUAUAAGUGAUAACCCCUUAGCCUUCCUCCUCACCCAAAAAAAAACCCCAUAAUGUGGAUUUGGGGGCUUACCUUAGAAGGGGGAGUUGUCAGGGCUAGCAAAAGAACAUGAUGUGGCAUAUUUUGAGCUCCCAGGAAAAGCCCUUAGUGCUCUGGCUUAAUAUAAAUUCAUCCUAAUGUUAACGGAGAAAUCUGAGGGCUCCCUUGAACAAAAAAACAAGGACAAGCCAGGAAUACCAGAGCAAACAGCAGCCAGUAGGCUUGGUCUUUAUUGAAGACUGUCACGACAGGACUCCCACCUGCCACAAGGUGGAACAAGAUGGAGGCCCCGAACAAAAGAGCCCCCAAACUUUUAUUAGCUGCUAAUCCCCAUAUUACAACCCCACACUACAUCACUAAUACAUCAUGGUUACAUCAUGAAAGGGGAGGUCUGGUGGCAGUAAUCUGAGCAUCCUGGACCCUGCCCCAUGGUUCCCCUUGCCCUCCACCAAACACCCAUCAAGUGUAACACAAAAGAUACUUAAAUUUCCCUGUUUCCCAGCCAAGUUAAUCACACCCUUUUGUCUUCAUCUGGGUUUGUUAUUUCUGGAAUGGCUACCUGUCUGGCACUCAGGUAUCAGGAUGCCAGGAAUUAUCACUCAGGCAGAGGGGCUGCUGAAUAGCUGAGCUCACACGUCUAUAUGAAUUUCUGAAGUUUCCCCAGUGAGCCAGUACAUAGAUACAUUUAUCAGUGAAUUCUGACAUUUGGUGUUGUGCAGCAAAGGCCCUUUGAAUAGAUAGGAAGAAACUGUGAUGGGGUGUUUUUUGGGGACAAAUCACAAAAGUCACAAAAGCGAUUGUGCUGGUUUUGGGAGUGGGCUGCAUGUGCAUGAUAUCUGCUGGAGGGGCAACCCCCCCAACCUAUACAUAAAUUCCUGCUACACUAACAAGCUUUUUCUUUUUUAAUAAAAAAAAUGUAAACUGAGAAGGCAGCACAGAAAUGUUUGGAAUAAAUGAAUUCCAUCCCAUGCCUCCCCUUAGCCAGGACUACUCGGAGAGCCCGAAAGCCUGAUGCUAGACUCUCCACUUAACAAAAUGUGAUCGGUCGCCAUUAACAGAGGAGGAGCAGUCGAUAAAUGUGUCAGGACAGCCCCCGGGGGCCUGUCCAGGCUGAAGCUUCCCCGCGCAGCCCAAAGCACACGCCUGUGUCAUGCAACAUAUGUGAGCCUGAUGCCACACAGCGUGACUUUGCCGGCCGAGGGAGGAGGAGGAGGAGACCUAAACGUGGAACAGGCUUUUUCAGUAGGCUGCCUCUCACAGUAGUGAACCUACCUUCCCUCCUGAAACAUCUGCCUCCCCCCCUCCCCCUUUAAGCUUUUCCCUUUCCUUAUGUAGGUCACACUUCACUGUCUUUCACUCCCCCCGCCAUUGCCUCUUGAGUUUCAUCCGUAUUUUCUUCUUCCUCCCAAAGAGCAGCAUUUUGUGUUGUGCAUUCUCUCCCCGCCCCCCCUCUUUUCCUGCUGACCGGAAUGCCCAAAAUGCUUAAUCCACUUUUGAAACGGGCUCCCCCACCCCACCCUGGAUGGUCUCAGCUACGUUAUUUGUCAGCCUGAAAGCUGCCGCGAUCAGAGAGUCGCCCGCGAGCAUCUCUUGCCUUAACAGAUCACCGCGUCUCCGCUGCAAGAAUAAUGUUAGUGGGAAGCCAUUUUCUUGGGAAAUACAAUGCAGGCUUAGAAACGGACAGGCAGAAGGCGGGUGCCAGUGGAAGCCGCAGAGGGCUUUUCCCUCCCCAGCUGAUCUUGGGGCAGGGCAGGGCACCCCCCAAGUGUUUUACUAACGUGCCUCCCACCGAAAUUUCUCCUGGGGGAGGAGGAGAGGGCAGAACAAAUACAUUUUAAAUGGCUCAUUCAGACCCUUCGCAGCACUAGGGAUCCUUACAACAUUCUCGUAAGGUAGGGCCAUGAUUAUUAUCCCCAUUCUCCCACCCUCACCACUGAAGCACUCACUCUGAAAAUGCCUCACGAGAAAUGCUAAUAACAUUCACCAAGAAAGCGGAGCCCAAACAACUGUUGCAAGUCCAAAGCCUAGAUCUAAAUAUUAUCCAAGAACUAACUUGAUGAUGAUGAUGAUUUUGUACUUGAAGGUAGAAUAAGGUUAAUAGUACUCAGUGGUCUAGCAUCUGCCAGGUUAAUAAAAACCUUGGCUUACUAUGCUACAUUACCUGGAGCAAAUACAGUGGUACCUCGGGUUAAGUACUUAAUUCGUUCCAGAGGUCCGUUCUUAACCUGAAACUGUUCUUCACCUGAAGCACCACUUUAGCUAAUGGGGCCUCCUGCUGCUGCCGCGCCGCCGGAGCACGAUUUCUGUUCUCAUCCUGAAGCAAAGUUCUUAACCUGAAGCACUAUUUCUGGGUUAGCGGAGUCUGUAACCUGGAGCGUAUGUAACCUGAAGUACCACUGUAUAUAAGCUUGGCAGAAGAAGAACUCAGUCCAGUUGGAUGACGGGGUCUUUGGGAAGAGGAGUUCAGUAAUUCAGACCUGAAACAUUUCUAACUUGCGGGGAGAAAAGGCCAGUUGAGGAUGAACUAGACUUGUGCACUGAAACAUUUUGGAAUUUGCCUGGAAUAACUAUUGGAGGCAGAAGGCCACAAACUUAGCCAGGUGUGGGGUUUACAAAUCCAGAUGUGCCUCGCGGGAUACAGCCAGGACCCAAGUCAAAGUGCCAGCCCAGAAUCUUGAGUUCCGACAGCUCAUUUCAAACGGUCAGACCCUGCACUAGAUGAAUAAAAAUGGGGAAAGCCGAAUGCCACUCAGAGAAGGAUCCGAAAUAUUUUCCUUGAAGCUUGAAUUUGUUUUAUCCUGGAUUGUUUUAUUUGAUGUUUGGGUGUAUUGUGAACAGCUUUGAGAUUUUUUAAAAAUAUAAAGCGGUAUAGAAAUGAAUAACAAUAAUACAUUCCACCAGUUGGGGUGGAACGGUGGCCAUUCUGUUGUGGCGACCAUAACCUAGGUUUAAGGUGCCAUUUGGCAAACAGCUUAUUUUUCUGAGUUUCUAAUGCGGGUUGGGGUACCUGUGCAGCCCUCUUCCCCAAAAGCCCAGCUUAGUGUGAGCUGGAUUAAGUCGAUUCUUUCCACCUGCCGUCAUCCUCCCCCCACCCUUUUUUAAUUACUUACAUUAGUGCCUUGAUUCUGCUGGAGAAAUCUCAGGCUUAACAGGCCUGUGCAAAUCUAACCAGGGCAGAUGGGGAAACAUUUUGUGGCUGAAAAAAACUCAAUUGCCAGUGCUCCCUGUUUAUUGGAUGCGGUUGGGUUUCAAGGAAUAGACUUGACCAUUCUGGUGGCUGUGGCUAUUUAUGUACUGUAGGGAAAGAGAAGGAGGAUGAAAGUGGCGAGCGAAGGGAAACGUGAGCCUUUCGAGAGCGCAAUGCCUCUUUCAGCCUGAAGAUCAGAAUCUGAGCGAUCAGAGGCAGGGCUCCAUGAAGACCGCGGGAUUAUUGACCUUCCUUCCAUUAUUUCCUCACGGUAAUUCCCAGAUGAGCAGAGCGACGAACUUGCUCUCUUCAGCUCUGAAAAAGCCCUCUGGUCCAAGCAGUCCCUCUGUCGGCUUCCGUCUAAUUCUGUGGUCGCCAAACUGCCAUUUAGUCCCACCACAAUGCUCCUCAUGCGCUCUAGGAAGAGAGGGCUGGAGUGAGCCCACCAUUGCUUUUUCUGUUUGCCUGCAGCAGAACUUAGCCUGUGGUAGCCUCAGUUCUGGAGCAAGUAGGUGAAAUUUCAGAGGCUAAGCAGUCAUUUUUAGCCCGUUAAGGGCAGGCUAUGAUCAGCAUCUAUACCUGGGAACAAGUUUCUCCACCUGGAUUUUCUUCAUCAAACAGCUCCCGCAUAGAAUUGUAGAGAUGGAAGGGACCCCCCCAUGGUCAUCUAGUCCAACCCCUGCAAUGUAGGAAUCUCCGAUGAAGCAUCCACGGCAGAUGGCUAUUCAACCUCUGCCUAUAAACCUCCAAUGAAGGAGCGAAUGAUAGGGGCAAAUGUCUGUUGCUAACCCCUGAUAUUAAUGUCUGCAUGUUUUGCCCCGGUUGGUCUGAAUUUUGAUUGGGGGAGGUUGCUAUUCACCUGUGACAGGCUGCAAACUUGGCAGUGCCCUCACUGCGAGAAGGGAAGCUACAGGGAACCAGGCAGAGGGAUUGCCUUCCCAUCAUAUGUCAGAGAGAACCAAUUACAGUGGUACCUUGGGUUACAUACGCUUCAGGUUACAUACACUUCAGGUUACAGACUCCGCUAACCCAGAAAUAUUACCUCGGGUUAAGAACUUUGCUUCAGGAUGAGAACAGAAAUUGUGCGGCGGCAGCACCGCAGCAGCAGGAGGCCCCAUUAGCUAAAGUGGUGCUUCAGGUUAAGAACAGGUUCAGGUUAAGAACGGACCUCCGGAGUGAAUUAAGUACUUAACCCGAGGUACCGCUGUAUGUGACUUCCCAAAGACCUCUGAAGGCAGUCCUGUUUUUCAUGCUUGUUGUUUCGCUGUGUUUUUAUAUUAUGUUGGGAGCCUCCCAGAGUGACUGGGACAACCCAGUCAGAUGGGCAGGGUAUAAACAAUAAAUUUUUAUUAUUCUUACUGGUCUCUGUUCCUCAGAUCUCAUGAGAGAGGGAACUGGAGGCAGACAAAAGCCAGAAGCCAGAAUCAGCAGCAGUAAAUCUGCACUCUUUGCUCCCAUCGGCUCUCCCAUUGUGAGGAGGGGAGUGAGCCAAGCUGGGUAACUUCCAGCUGAACAUGGCAGGGAGAGGGGGUUCCCUGCAAAUCUUCUGUGGUGUUGUCACAUGGUCUGCUCUGCCCUCACCUGGUCAGGUGCUCUGGAGCAUCGAAAGAAGACCCCAGCAGCAAAAGCCUUGUGGGCAGUCCCUGUUUCUCCUUUGGAAGGGGGAGCAAGUCUACUCAGGCCGAUGAGUAGAGGAGAUUUUGCACAGGGAGAGCUUCUGGUGGGUUGUUGCUGCUGCUGCUGCUGCUGCUCUUUAAGGGAAUGGCAGAAAUGCCAUAGCUGCGUGUGGAGAGUGUGCUCGCCGGAGGCUAUGUGCACAUCCGUGUGUGCAUGGAUGGGUUUUGCAGUCUCUCCUCUCUGGUUGGAAGAUUCUUCUGAGAGCCCUUUGCCCAGGCAGGGUUUGGAGGUUUUUUCCAUCUGUUGUGCUGCAGUAAUGCCAGAGUUUUUUGCUCAUAUGUUUGGCUGUCUCAAGACUGAAGAGCCUGAACGGUUCCGGUUUCUGAACCCUGUUACUGGAGGGGAGAGAGGGGAAGGGGAUUCAAUAAAGAUUAUAGAUAUAUCCUACCACCCAGGAAGCUGUGUGGUGUCUUUGAAUAAACCAUGCAAAUAGGAGACUUCAGCAUAAACGUGGGAUGUCGUGGUUGCCAGCCUGAAGGUGCUAGUGGAAUCCCAGUUUCCUUUUACAGUGGUACCUCAGGUUAAGUACUUAAUUCAUUCCGGAGGUCCGUUCUUAACCUGAAACUGUUCUUAACCUGAAGCACCACUUUAGCUAAUGGGGCCUCCCGCUGCUGCUGGAGCACAAUUUCUGUUCUCAUCCUGAAGCAAAGUUCUUAACCCGAGGUAAUAUUUCUGGGUUAGCAGAGUCUGUAACCUGAAGUGUAUGUAACCUGAAGCGUCUGUAACCCGAGGUACCACUGUACAAGGAAUUGCAGAGGACUGAAUUCGCUUUACUCUCUUCAAGCAGGAGGCGUAGGAUUUGGAGGGCUUUGGUGGUGCGGAAAUUGGUUUCAGGGGUACAGGCAGAAGAAAGGCAGCUUUUUUAAGAAAAAAAAGAGAGAGAAAGUGCUUCUUUUGCUAAUGAUUGCAGAAGAUAACUCCCUAAUGGAGAAGCUUCCAUAAGUUUCAGCUCCCCUUUGCUAAAUAUCAAAAGGUGCAACCAGUGAGGUUUCUUAGUAGCAUUGCGCUGCAAAUGCCUUAUCACUGUGACGCCUUCAGUAGAAACUCCCAGUAGGUCACCAGGCAAGGGGCAGCCAAUUCUCUCUCCUUUCUGCUGCUGCUCUCCCUGCUUGCUACACACACCCCGGGCCCAUUCUCACGAGGUUUGUGCUCUUGGUCCUCCCAUCCAGUGUCAUUACUCCAGUCUUUUGCAUGGAACAAAAUUGUCCUAAAACUGGAACCGUGUCUACAGAACAAUUUAUGUCCCUCAGGAACGAUUUGGGUUCCAUUGGUGUGGAGUUUAUGGAGAGCUGGCCUGUGGUGCUGGACAGAAGUGUGGACUUGUGACCAAAAGUUAAUAGGAUAGGCUGGUACUUUGGAAGUGUGCCAGGCCGGCACAGCACAAAGAUCUUAAGGUCUAAGGAAGAUUGAGAGCUCGGCUGGAGCUCAUCAGUUCCAGGCUGGGAAUCCUUUAUUCAUCUGGUCCUGAACUGGGCUAUGGGUCCUCUAUUUCAGGCACUCUCACCUGCAGGGGGUGUUGAGUUUUCUGGAUCCAGAGGAGUUGCAUGUGAUCUCUGCCUAACUUGCAAUCGAGGUACCAGACAUGAGGGUUUCUUCCUGUAAAAAGAAACCGCUAGCAUUUGUGUGUCUAGAAAGGGUUGGAGUUUUUUUAAUGAAGAAAAAAAAGUAGUUCUUGAUGCUAACAAGAUGCUAAUAAAUCUGUCGCAGUAACAGGCUGUAAGUGGGUGUUAAGAGUGGCAGUCAAUAACUUGGCACAUAGCAGACUUCACCUUAUCUGCUGAGCUAGGAAUUUCCUUGGCCUCAGUUCCCACCACUGCUGUGUAACACAUUUUUAAUGGGCUUUCUUGGCUGGAGAGGCCAAAGUGCUGUGUGUGUGUGUGUGUGUGUGUGUGUGUGUGUGUGUCUUGUGCCCCUGUGAGGAAGUACAGCAAUUGCACUCCUCUCUCCUCCCUCAGUUUCCUGGAGACGGCCAGGAUAAGGACCCUCCUUAAUCCAAGUUUAAAUUUAUGAACAGCUGCAGCCCAUCAUUGCUCACCAACUUCCACCCCACACACGAAAUGAGAAAUAAUUUGGCUGUGUGGCCCUUGCUCUCUCACAAGACGGCUUCAUCCCUGAAUCCCCUCGCUGAGCAGCAGCUGCCACAAGGAAAAGGCCACUUCACUUCUUGCUGUCUCUGAAAAGUAAAUUCAUUGUGAGAGAUAAUGCGGAACGGUCCCCCGCAGCCACGGGUUGGGGCUGGUAAUACUGUUCCCAAAAAGAACCCACCCAUUAUCCACUCUAGGAUUGCCACACUCUUUCUUCCAAACGCUCCUUGAGUCCUGCUGCUUCUGUGAAGUGUCAUUCCUAAGAGAGGCAAAGUCUCCAUACCAGUAAACUGGGAAUUGGCCCAAUUCAGCUCCUCCAUCUCUCCCCACACCCCCUUCUCUUGCCUCCAUCUGGUGACUCAACUUGAGGCGAGGGACUUUUUUUUGCUCCUCUUUUCGGCUUUUUGCCCAGAAGUCUUCUCCGCUGCCCUGAACAGAACUGCCAGGGCUGGAGCCCCUAAACAUUGUGCCUGACCUGUUUGUUCUCUCAGGGCCACUCUCUCAACUUGACUGCAGGCAUUGGUUGGGACUUUGGGCAGCUGGUGUACCUGCCUUCAGGGAUGAGGUUUGCCAUAGUGGGCUGGAGGGCAUUCAGGUGACAGGCCGAUGCCUCUCAUGGGCUUGUAUAGCCAAGGGUCUUCCCAAGCCUUGAAGGAGCCACCCCUUCCUCCAGAUCUUCCCUGCCUCUGGUCAGGAUAGCACGGUGGCCUUCUUCCUCUGUAAUAAUUGUUUAAUUGGUGGUGAAAGACUUGGGAAGACUCUGCCUCUUCAGUCCAGAGGGAGGGACCAUCCCAUCAACUGAAUGUCCUCUGGUCCACUCUUCAAACAGAAUCAUAGAAUUGCAGAGCUGGAAGGGACCCCGAGGGUCAUCCAGUCCAACCCCCUGCAAUGCAGGAAUCUCAGCUGAAGCAGCCAUGACAGGCGGCCACCCAGAAGUACUGUUUUGGGAGAGUGGGUGGGUGUAGAGGACUCCCUGGUCCUGAAUGGGGUCACUGUGCCCCUGAAGGACCAGGUACGCAGCCUGGGAGUCAUUUUGGACUCACAGCUGACCAUGGAGGCGCAGGUCAAGUCUGUGUCCAGGGCAGCUGUUUAUUUGCCCUGCCUGCCUGCAGACUUGUCUUGCCAGAGCAGUGCAUGCUCUAGUUAUCUCAUGCUUAGACUACUGCAAUGUGCUCUACGUGGGGCUACCUUUGACGGUGACCUGGAAACUACAACUAUCUGACUUUUAGAAGACAUCUGAAGGCAGCCCUGUUUAGGGAAGUUUGUAACAUUUGAUGUUUUAUUCUGUUUUUAAUCUGUUGGGAGCCGCCCAGAGUGGCUGGGGAAACCCAGCCGGAUGGGCGGGGUAUAAAUAAUAAAUUAUUAUUAAUAAUAAUAAAUUAUUGUUAAAACCUCCAAGGAACGAGAAUAAGAAUAAUUACCUCUGCCAUCUUCAGCACCAGGAUGCGAGCAGAAGGGAGUGGCUGUCGAGAGGCCUGUGGGUGGGACUGGGGGAAAAUUACUGAGCAAGCCCAGCCCAUCUGUCCGCAACAGUGAUUGUGGGUGGGCCGUGGAAGCUUAACUCCUUUUUGGCAGGAAAAUAAGUUACUUUUGGAGCCAUGGGAUGCCAGGAUUUUACCUCCUGGAUCGUGCUGCAGCCAGCAUCAUCUGGGCUCCCCAAAGCUCAAGGUGGGGUCAGUGAUUUUACAGCUUGUGUGGGUUUUCUUCCCCCCCUUUCUGUUUGUGUUUGCCAAUCUACUUGAAAGAUCCCCGGGAGGUGCUUGCGACAUGCAUAGGUGUCCAGAGCUGUGUCGUGGCUGCUUUUCUUCACCACCACUGAAUGCCCACCCCCAUUAAGCACCAUCCUUCCCUCCCACAGCUCAGAUCCUAGGGCAAGGCUCCAUGAUCCCCGGGCAGCCCUUGCCAGGCCGGGCAAUGCCAAGCGGAUCGGCCAGCGCUCACCAAGCCAGCAGCAGCAGCAGCAGUGCUCCCCCAUCCGGUGCGGCGGGAAAUAUCGUGGGAGCCCGGGGGGCCCUGGCUUCUCCUAACGGCUUGUGUAAGUAGAACCGGUCACCUGUGUUUCCCCACUGCGUGCCCCUUCCCCCUCGCCAACCCCAGGUCCUAGACCUGCCACAGAAUCACUGGGUUGGAAGGGGUCUCCAAGGGCUAUGUAGUCCAACCACCUGCAAUGUCAGGAUUUUUCUGCCCCAUGUGGGGCUGCUCUGCACCAUCACUGGUCUGCCCAUACAGAGAGCAAGAGCAGUCCGUCUUCUGACUACUUCUUCAUUGUGGGUGAGUGAUCUUUGUAGACAGAGAGUUCUCCUUCACCUCACUCUAGUCCUAUGACACCAAGGGUCUCUUCCCCCAACACCACCCAGCCCACCAUCCUCAGAACUCCUCCUGCUUUUGCUGGGUCAGGCCAGUCUUAAGUUCUUACGCUUGAUCUGGUGCUCCACAGGACCAGAGAGGACGUUCAUAGAAUUGCAGUGUUGGGAGGGAUCCCGAGGGUCAUCUAUUCCAACCCCCUGCAAUGCAGGAUCGUGGGUCGCUGGUUCACUUGGUGAGAGGGUCAGUGGGUCAGCCUUGGAGGCGCAGUCUCCUCUAGAGAAGAUUUAUCAGGCCACAGCAACCUCCUUGGCCAAUGCAGCUGUUGGACAAGAGGGGUCUCUGAUUUCCUAAAGUGGAAGGCUGCAAGCCAAAGGAUGUUCCUGAGAGGACACCCCAGCUAUAAAGACUCUCCUCUGGACACCGGGAGUGGGGGUUGGGAGAGGAAUUCCUCCAGUUCUUAAUUUGAUAGGUAGACGGGUCAGAUGUUCACGUUGAAAAACCCAGCAAGCGAUCUCCCAAUUCUGGUCCAGGAGAGUGUCUCUGUAAGACAGUGAGAUGGUCAGCGCCAUCUCCCAACCAGAGGGUGGUGCUAUCCUGGAGCUGAAAGCACUGCCAUUUGGACUCCUGGCAGGCAGUUUUAGGGAGUGAGGAAUGUCCCUGCCAAGCUUCCUGCCUUUAAUUCUCGGUUUCACGAACUUCCGGGUUAGCGCCAUCGCCGAAUGGCGGACUCCCUCCGAGCUCCGGAGGGAGUCUGCUCGGCAGGGGCUGGGUCCUACCGCGCCGGCGACGCGGGGACCCUUAAAAACCACGGGCACGGAGUCCGUGGACAUGGGUGACUCGGCUUGCACCAUUAGCGCCCUCCCGACUCGUGAAGGAGCCUUUUAAAGGCUUCGGAUCGGGUGCCGGGAGUGGCGUGGUGCUUUGAGUCCACUGCUUUCCCUGCCGAGCGCAGCCGCAUGCCAUUCGGCGGAGAGCGCUGACUUCUUCUAUUGAAAAUUUGGACUAUUAACAACAACCCGUGAGUAAUUGGGAAACCGGGUUUAAAAUUUUGGAUUUGGCACGAGCGGGGGCGAUUUAAAAAGGAAGUCAAUCCCCCUAUUGUAAACAUUCCAAAACAAGGACUGGGUAACCAAGGUCCAAAGGGAAGUAUGUCUCUGAUAAAAAUCAUUAAUUUCACGAUGGGAAAUUAUAAGAAAUGUGCUGGAGGAGAAGAGUGGAGGGGGAGAAGAAAAUGCAACCCCCCUGGGAACCGGGGCGAUUCGUGGAGCCUGGUGAAGAGAGACGGAGACUUUGACAGCUGUCAAAGUGGCUGUCAAAGCUGGAGAAUAUAAAGAGGACUUUACGAGGACCUUGCUGGUAAAUUUUGUUACAAUUUGCUAUAAUAUGGAUAUAAACUGUUGGAAAAUAAGUAACAAUUUGACUUUUGGAUUAGAGGAUACAAAGUUAUUACAAUCCCCUAGAGGGGUUUCGGGAUACUACAAGAACGGUCGUAAGUGGAAAAAUACCCUGGGAUUCGCACAGGAUUUGUUAUCUUCUGGGAAAGCUGCAAAACUGAAGAAUAUUUUGUCUACAGAGGAAGACAAUGGAAUUUUUAUUGAAGAAAGAAAGGGACUGGACGUAAGUUUUUGUUCCUGAAUAACAAACCUCUGCAGAGACACUAGAUUUCUGAAUUAGAAAGUUUUAGCAGCUGAACAGGACAAGAAACCUGAGAAAGUGAGGAAUAAGAAGAAUAAAGGACUGAUUACGACACGGAAAGAACAACGGGAGGAGUGGUAAAGAUCAAGGAAAUUAAAGGCCUUUGUUAGAUUGGACAUUUGAAGUCAAAUAUUAUUUAAAUUAAUAAACUAAAAGAAAACCGGCAAGAUGGAAUCGGGAGAAAUCUGGUCAUGAAAUGAGACUCCCAAGCUGAUAAUGUAUAGACUGAUGGACAUGGGGAAUUCAAACCGGGAAGGGGGGAGAUUUGAAAUCCAAAGGCUGUGUAACCAUUUUUUGAAUUUUUCUAUAUCUUUUAUUUUCUAUUUCUUUACAUAACUUACGUAUGUUAUUUUACUUUGAUCGGACGUGUUUAAAAAAAGGGAAUUUGUGGAAGGAACUGGGGUGGAUCUUGGGGAAAAUCUUUUUCUUUUUCUGUUAAUGACGUGGGACGGUGGUAAGAGUUGUAUAAUUCAAUCUGGAUAGUGGGUUAAACAAAUUAAGUUUUAAAUUGGGAGUGAGAGCUUGUAGAACCAAAUUAAGGAAAGGGGAAUACAAUUGGGGGGGGAGGGGGGAGUCCCAGAAAGUAGGGAAAGAAAGUAAGGUUUUUAAAUAUCUUUCUUCUUUUGUCUUUUUUCUUUGUAUUUUUAUAUUUUUGGAAAUUUUAAUAAAUAUGAUUUAAAAAAAAAAAAAAAAAAUAAUUCUCGGUUUCACACCCAUUCCUCUGCAGAUCCGCAGCAGCAACAGCAGCCGCCGCAGCCACAGCCGCAGCCUCCAGUUGACGGGGCGACCCCACCUCCUGCGGGAGCAGCAACAGCCUCCGCAGCUCCCUGAUCGGUCCGGCAACAAGGCGUCUCUCAAGCUGUGACAGUAGCAACCAAAAACACCAUUCCUCAGUUUCCUGCUCCUUCCUUCCCUGGCCUCUGCCCUCGCCCCCUAUGCGCCCACACCCAGACCUGUUCCCCCACGCAGUUUUGGUGACGGUUUGUGCCUUCCUUUUCUGCCAGGAACACAGCCAGAGCUGACAGUGCUCCAACUUGUUACUUCGCAUGUUGAGCCUCUGGGUCCUCUUUACCUCCCCAGGUAGGAGAUGCAGCGUAACCAGAAGCCCGUUGGGUCCCUUCGUUGUGGGAGGCGAGGCGUCGCGUUGCCGCCCCUCCUCAGUCACAAGAGUAGAAGCGUUUUGCGGCCAGGGCGGUGGGGAAAGCAGCCUGCCUCUCCCCUUGGCCUCGGCUUCUCGGUUCACGCUGACCACAGGCGCUGCAGGUGGGCAAUUAUUGAGGAAGCUUGUCGAGCCCUGGGGAUUGCCUGGCGAUAUUAUUAAAAGGAAAUAUCGAUCUCGCCCGAGAAGAGCCGGGAGCCAGAUCAAUUGGCGGGGUGCUCUCUGCAGUGAUGUUCGCUUUUCCCACUCCAGCCUUUCAGCGCAAGGGGAGUGGGGUCGAUGCACCUAUUCUCCCUCCCCUCUCGUUUUCAUAUCAAACAGGUCACUACAGUAGCGGAGGGACGGGUAAAUAAAGCCUGCUUCCUUUCCCUCCCCUGUAUCCUUGGAGCAUAUAUCGUGGUGUUCCUCUUUCAAAACGAGCAAGCAAUCAAACUCCCGUAGAUAGCAAAGCGCAAGUUUACAGGAUUGUGCUGGAGCAGCCGGGGUGUGGGUGUGUGCUUACCCCAACUACCUCUUGCAGGCAGCCGUGGGGUGGGCUGAGGGGAGCAGAUUAAGGAAACACGUUUCCUUACUGGAACGGUCCGAAUAGGAGCUCUGAAACAUCACCGACAUCUUCCUUAUUUGCAAGCACACAUAGGUACAGUGCACACUCCCUGCUUCCUUAUCUUCCAGCUCUUUGCUGGGAACACUUGAACCCCGGGGGGCUGCACAGGGAGCAAGGGAAUCUGUUCACCUACAACCACAAUUGGGGGCAGCCGUGUUCUCUGGAUGUUGCUGGAAUUGAAACUCCAUCACCCUUGACCGUUGCCCGUGGUGGCGGCGGCAGCUGAUGGGAGUUGUAGUCCCAGCAUCAUAUAGAAGGCUGCAGGUGAGCUCGCCCUCAACCUACAACUUGGGCUGCUCCGUAUCCUGCUCCUUGCCCAGAUUGUGGGCGUUGCGUCCCUUUCCCGUUGCCAGUCUUUCUUCCUCUUGUUCCUGCAACUUGCAAAGGAGUGUAAAUGAGCAACUUUGGCUUUGAUUGAGAACAAUGCCAGGGAAGUGGGUGGUCUUGCAGCCCACUGGGCUGGGGAGGGGCCAUUCCAGGGGGGGAGCAGUGUAUCAGUUUUCCAAGUUAGGCCUCACUGCUCCUGUACGGUUAGUGCCCCUCCUAAUACCACCAUACACAAAUAAGGGUUGCCAGUAGAGGUUGGUCUGAUUGCAGCUCUUUGGCCACAGAAGCAACGCUUGCCCCUUCCUUCCUCACCCUGCUGCCUGGAAGUUCUGGGCUCUAGGGAUGAGGAGAACAACAACUUAGUUUUGGCCAUCCGGACUCCUGCUCUUAACCCUCUCACUUAGGACACCUAGGGGAUAACGCCAUCCCCUUCUCAGGAAAAGAAAAGCCCCUGCCUUCUGGCCGAAGCUCUUCCUCUGCGUCCUCCCCAAAACACACACCCCCUCAGAAAGGAAAGUGCUUCCCACGUCUCCCCCGCUGCUGUGUUUCCCCACCCCCUUUGGACCCCAUUGUCUUCGGAGCAGCGUGGAAUCGAGAUUCCUAACAUGGUCCUCUUUAGACUAAUAACCUCAGGUUGUUUUUAGCGAGAUCCACUUCAAAUGUCAAGGUUCUAGAUGGAGAAACUUGUCUUCUUCUUUUUCUACUCUACUGUUGACUUGUGUCCUGCAGCAUAAUAUGAAUUGUUAACACGAGGGUGUUUCUGUACACAAGUGGGUGGGUUGUGGGUGGGAGUGAUGACCUUUCAUUUGUUGGUUUGUCCCCCCGCCCCUUCUAGUCUGGUCCUGUAUGUGGGGAGUGGGAGUGGGGAGACCUUCGUUUCUUGCAACUCAGCCACUUAAAUUUUGUGAAAUAAAAAUGCAGGUUUUUUUAAAAACAAAACACAUCUGUGCUCCCUGUGUUCAUUAGCCAGAACCAAGCUCAGAAGUGGUUUGGGUUGGAUUCUUGCUACGGGUUUGAAUGAAUGACUGCCCUCCAUUCAAAUGCAGUCUGGGAUGAAUGGACAGAAGGUGCCGUCCACCUCGCUCCUUGACCCUGGCCCCUUGGUUACACAGGCAAAAACAUUCCUCUUCCGCCUUCGGCUAAUUAAACAAUCGAUGGGCCUUUUGAACUAGAGGGGGUAUAGCUUUGGUUUGUUACUAUGUCUUUGUGUUUGUUUAUUGCAGACCGCCCCAUGAUCCUCGGAUGAAGGGCGCUUUAGAAAUUUAAUAAAUAUAAAAAUAAACAGAAUACUCCAGGAGAACAUUGAACUGGGGAGUUGCACCCCUUUACCCAUCUGCCCUUCCCAUCGGGCGUCAUUAACGACACGCACAGUGCAUUUUAAUGGAUAAAAAGUUGCAGGGGGAAGAUGGUGGGAAGAGCAUUUUCAUGUGAUGUAAGUGCUAGAUGAUAGUCUCUUGGCCAGGGGCUGAUGAAGAUGGAAGCGAGCAAGAAGGCUCUUUGGUGUCCAGCUCUUCUGCUGCAGACCAUGAUGUGAUUUGAGACGGAAUGUUGGGUGAGGAGGGGUGACGUUUGGAGAGGAAGUGGUUGGGUAAUACAAGGGCCCAGGGCAAACGAGAGCCUCCAACUCGCUUCUACAAAUGGUUGCUAUAAAUAGGGCAGCUGUUCAGAAGGAUGUGCAGAGAGAGAAAGGGAAGUAGCAUCACCAGUCUCUUCCUCCACUUGGAACUCCGUUUGGCCUCGUUCAUUAAGAUGCUGAGCACCUCAGCUCUCGGACGGAACUAAUCCUUUGCCUUGAAAGAGUUGAGUCCCGGUGGCCGGGACAAUACGCUGUUGAGCAAGAGGGCGAGAGGGAGGGGAAGCAGCAAGUGGGGGCCCCAUCUGAUCUGGUAUUCAUGGGAGCGAGGCAGCCUCUUGGCUCUCCCCUUCCAGAUCAGCCCUUGCCCAGCUCUCUAGGAACAGCGCUGCCCAUUGUGCCUCUGCCAUCUUCCUCCUCCGCUUUUCAAGGGCUCAGCACAGUGCCUUCGCCGGAGGCUUCAUGAGUUUGGCCACAGGGUGCCCAUCCCUACGUUACACCUUUACCAGAGUUGGGGCAAACCAAACCAAAGACCUGAUGUCGUGGACUGGCAGAGGAACGGUGGGAGGAACCAGCUGGGGAAUCCCCAAGGGAAGAAGGCACAAAGCUAGGGGGAGGAUGAGUGGUCAAAGGGAGAAGACUGGGAAGAGGUGGUGUUGGAAGCUAAAGAGGUAACGGCUUAAUGAUUAGGAAGAGUGUGGCAGAGAAGUCCAGAAUCUGAUGCAGAUUCUGAGACCGGACACCAAGAGGCAGAGAUGAGUCAGAUUGGUUAAGAGGCAUGGGGUGUCUUCCCCUCCUGCUGUGACAAGCUCCCUUCCCCACAUCUCCCAGGACCAGGAGAGGGCUGAAAAGGGCGGAGUAGUGACAGGCUGCACACAGGUGCAGUUUCAGAUUGCUUGGGAAAAUCUCUGGAGCAGAUGGGACUUAAGGCAGUUGUUGGAAGGCAGGGGCUUUCAAUCUCACAACUGAUUCAUGGGACAAGACCUAACGGGGAUGAGCUGCUGCACUCAUUAGGCCUGACACUCAGCCAAGUCUGUGAAGAUUGUGAUGUUACUAAUAAAGAGUUGACUCCAACUUUG